CAAGCAUUCUACUGUUGCUUCACCUGCUUCCCCUUUCCUCCAAAUGCCACAAAAAGAGUGGAAAAAUCAGUGCAUAUUACAGACCCUAUGACAAAUAGUUUUCUAAUGAGAUAUGUGACAAAACAUACAUUGUGCCACAUUGCCAUAUUGUGUGACCUGUGACCUGCAGUGCAAAGCCAGUGCUGUUCUUUAUGUGGUGUGCUUGUUUGAAAUAAUGUUGAUUCAAACUGCAACUUGUGUGGUUUUCUUUCUUUAUCAUUUUUAGUAUAAUUAAUAGAAGUAGUAGUAGUAAUAUAUUUAACACUCCCAUAAUGUUACUAUAAUUUAAACCUUAUUCAGUGUUGAAAAAAAACACAAUGAGUGUUAAUUUUUGACACUACACACUAGUGUUAAAACAAUUCAACACCAGUGAGUGUUAGAUUUCAACUAUUGAGUGUUGUUCCAGCUCUGUCAACGUGUUUAUUGUUUAACACUUUCAAAGGUGUUAUUUUAACUCAAUUUAGUGUGGACCAAUAUAGACACUUUUAAAGUGCUGAAUUUAACUCCCUAGGAGUUGAAUUAACACUUCUGAGUUUGCUGUGUAGGUCUCUGCACAGAUGUCUACUUUGACUAUUAGUCCUGGGCAGAGCCGGUCCAAGCCUCAAUGGGGCCCUAAGCAAACAUUGGAUUUUGGGGCCCUCUAUUUCUACCAAUAAUAUCGAUUAUUGAUCACCCACAUCCCUUCACAAAUCUCUUUGAUUAACGUUCCAUGACAUGCAAACAUACUGUAAUCUUGGCGUUUUUUCUCUUCUUCCUCUUUCUUCCUCUUUCUUUUGCUUGCCAUAUCGACAGUAAGAAUCAUAGGCCUACAUCAGCAGCAGCACUAAAAUGUUUUUACUUUAUUUUAUUUCUACAAUAAUAUAUGUUUGGUCAUACAGAAAGCAUCACUCAUAUAUGCAAAAAAAAUGUAUAUCUAUAUAUAUAUAAAUAUUUUUCAUUGCUCUUGGGGGGCCCUACUGGCCGCAGGGCCCUAAGCAGGUGCUUAGUUUGCUUAUGCCUUUGGCCGGCUCUGCUCCUGGGCUGCUGACACACUCUUUUGAAAACCUUCUAAAUUUAAAAUUGGACACUUUCACAACUUGAUUCAAUUACCUUAAGUCUUUUAGGGUGAUCAUAAAUUUAUUGAUCAGACGGCUACAAACACUGGCAUUUGUUUCCUUAUCUUUAGUUUUAAAAUGACAUUUCCUGAGUGCGCACAUUCCUGUUUCCACAAAAUCAAUCCCUUUUUAAGUUUAUGCAUUUUAAUAGUUUCUGAUGCAUUUAGAUAGUGGGGUGGGAAUGAGGGGUUGGGCUGGGGUAGAUUUGGGUAUUCUUUGUUUCUUUUAUUCCUUUUUCUGUGUAAAGUGCUUUGUGCUACAUGGUUGUGUAUUAAAAAUACUAUAUUAAUAAAGACAUUGAUUGAUUUCUUGAUUUCUUGGAUUUCUGAUCACGCCUCUUAAGCAAUAAAAAUCCACAGUUGUGACUAAAUAAACUUCACCCCUGAGGGUUUUGAGGUUAUUUUAAAAGAUAGCUGCUUCCUUAUGGUGCACUUCCAUUAUUUAUGAAUCAGGACUAAAGGCUGCUGGAGCUCCUAUAGCGGGAUUAAGUGCAUGGAUCGCUGUAAUCCGUUUGAAAACUCGUACCGGCCGACGGGCUGGGCGGAGUUUGAGUACCCGGUAGGUAUGGGAUCGGGUGGGAUUUUCCCUCAGAAUAUUGCGUUGAGUAGCAGCUGGACGCAUGCGCUCCACUUUCCACUACUCCUCCAUCCAUCCAGAGCGCAGGAGCGAAUGGGAUGAACUUGUCGUGCUACCUGCUUAAAGGCGCCGCCGGGUGUGUGGAGAGCAGGAAAAGGUAACUGUUUGACUCUGCUGGAAAGUUUACCAAAAGGAGGGAGUAUCGAGUGAACAGGGGGCAGAAGUAGAAGAUUAACGAGGAGAAGUGUGUUUGGAUGUAAACCGGGUGAACACAGAGCGGAUUAGAUCCUACAGCGAGGAAUCAGAGAUGCGGAAACAACAACAGAAGCGACAACAAUCCGGAUUUUAAACUGUUUGGAUUUCGACGCGCACUGGAAGCAGCAUGGCUCGGCCCAGGAGAAGAGGGAAAAUGUUCCAACUUGGAGUGUCACCUCAAGAACCUGAAGUUUUCCGUCUGUUUGGGCUGAUCCGGUGAUUUCUACAACCUUCCGCGGAUAUAAGCAGGGUUUCUCUCUCUCUCUCGGAUCUGAGUCACCAUGUCAAAAGUCCUGCAGAAGAAGAACCACUGGAUCAAUAAAGUGAAUGACUGCGCGGUGAUCCUGGACGCGCACGGAGAGCUGAACGUGGAGCUGCUCGGUGGGGCUGAGAAUGGAGAGUUCGCCUACAUCGGUAAAGUUAGGGAGGAUGCUGCGGUGUACCAGGACGGGAAACUCAAUGAGGGGGAGCUGGUGCUCGAGGUGGAGGGGGUGGCUGUCUCUGGAUUACCCCUGUAUGACAUUUACACCGUGAUAAAGUGCUGCCAAGGACCUGUCAGGUUGAAAACUGUGCGUCAAGGUAAGAGAAACACAAGAUAUAGACACUGAGCAGGACAAUUUGUACUUGAAGAGUUGUGAUAUCCCACUGGAAGUUGUUUUAUAACCACCAUAUGGCACUACAUUAUAGGCUCACAACAAAAUGGUCAUGCAUGAGGCAGUUUCUGUGCUGCUGCUCAUCUCCUCUCGAGCAGCCUCGAGUUUUUACUUGACAAGAAGCUGGCCUGACAGCCCUCCUUCCCUCCACAGACACUGAGGGUAAGACCUGCAGGGUCACAGAUUAGGCCACUUAGUGCAACUCCAAAUCUUCAUCCACACUCCAACACUUAGAGCAUUCACUGUCAGCUGCUGCCUGUUUACUUCUCUGACAUGGGAAAGGAGCAGAUUUCUAAACUUUAGAUGGCUCUGCCAAAGGCUGCUGUCACCCUGUGUGGCUUCUUGUUGGCUCUGCUGGUUGUAGUAUUUCCAUUUUGGCAUGACUUUCAACAGUGAAUAUUAACUGCACUAUUCAUUGGUAUGAAUUAUUUUCAUCAUCAGUUCUUCCACUUUCAUAUUAACAAAGAUUAUUAAGUUUAUCUCAUAUCUAAAUGUAUCAAAACGAAAGCAACAACUUUUUAAGGCCCUGUGCCACUACUUUAGAUGAGUUUUUCAACAACAGUCCAACAAAUGCCAGUCUACCAUAAAAGUAUUUCUCAACUUUUGUUCAAAUGUUUUUAAGUAUUCUGUUUUUCCUCCUUCGGUUGUCGAAACCCUAUAAAUGCGACUACAAAAAUACCUGAAUUAAUGCGAAAGCGGUGGAAAACUUUAAUUGCUGUCAUUUUCUUGGCUUUUACUAACCUUACAGCUCUUGCUAGCACCACGCUGUUGUUAUUCCAUGGCGUCACAUGAUGGCUGACAGAGAAAUGGUUCAUAUUUUCAGGGGCUGUUAAAUGAAAGUGUCAAACCGGGGCAUAUUAAGCAGCGUGGAGGCUGUACUGACUUAGUGAACUCUAUGAAAACAUGUCCAAAACCAUUAUUCUGCCUUCGAAACAGCUGCUUUUUGGUGCUUGUGCUAAUUCAUUAAUAGAGCGCUGCUUCCAGCUGAGCUUGGUCAUGUCAAGUACUGCUGUUUCUCUUCAUUUAAGGGAUGUACUAUUUGUUGGAGUGGGACAUCACUCAUGGGCAGAUGGGGUUAUUUCUGGACGUGUUUGCUGCGUGUCAGAUGAGCUUGACCCAUUGCCCACAGUCUGAUGUGUUUGCAUCUGUCUGAGAGGCAGCAAGCGAUGCAGCUUAUUCCCCCCCUCGCUGUCUCCAGUGUAUUGUCCCGUUUUGUUAUUAUUUGCGCUGGCAAGAUCUGGAUACUCCAUCAAGCCUGAGUGAAUUUUUGAAAGGAUUUUCUAAACCUUGAAUUUUCUCUAAUCUUAUCUCAACUGUCUCUUUCCGCUCAUUCCCUCCCCGGUUCACACAAUCACACAACAUUUGACAAGCCUUGCAUGGCCUUCUCUCGGGGGAAAUCAUUAACUGUGUUAUAUAAUGGCGGUUUAGUUUCGGUGCAGCAUCAUUAUUGCCUCACUAUUGCACUGUUUGUCCAUUAGGAGCUGUACUGUGCACACUUGACCCCUGAAGCUGAGGUCCCGACCUGGGGACCAGAACUCAGCACAAAUGCUGCUCUGUGUGUGUGUUUGUUCGGCACAUGAUCAGACUGGACUUUCACCAUGGGAGCGUUUUAAUAUCCAUCAACAGUUUUCUAAUUAUUCUGAGCUCGAAUAGGAACUCUGGAUACUUGUAAACACAGCCCUGACUGUAGCCAUGAAGGAUAUCCUGAGCCAUCUUUGUAGCUAUGUCAUUAGUUUCUUGCGUAAGUCAGCAGACUUUCUCGGCCUGUAAUUAAAAGAGAAGGAUAUUCUCGAGUAGCUCACAAGACCUCCUUUGUAUCACACAGCCUGUCUGAACCUGGUUGGGACGGCAAUCCGAGCCGUGCCAGACUAAAUGACAGGCUGUGGGGACAGAUUUCGUCUCUCUCUAAAGAGCUGUGGGUUGGAUUUCUCUGUGUUGUACACCUCACUGUUGUAGGUUUGAAGGCUGUUCCCCCACAGGUGCGUAACUCCCACUGAGGAAUGCAAAAAGAAAACCACUUGAAUGAAGUCUGUGUAUGUGAAAGUGAAAUAUCACACUCGUUUUUUAUGUCUUUUUAAUCAAGGUGUGUAAAUAACUUGAGUGAAAGAAACAUGACAGAGCAUAUCAUUCAUUCGUGUCAUACAAAGAGAGACUGACUCAAACUAAAUGUAGUGUUACUUCAACGUGAGGCAUGUGAUAACAUUAGUUCGCUCAGUUUCUGGAUAUUUUUGCAGCUUUUUUCAGAUUGUUGUUGCUGCUUUGAAUGUUAUUCUCCUGGGAUUGUAGAGACUGUAUCCUGUAAAAGUGUUUCUUCCAUGAGCUGGCAAAGUGACAGAAUGAGACUGAAUACAUUAGUGAGUGCAGGAUGCUUUUUUGAUUAAGAUCAAUCCACCAAAUCAAUUAGUAGAUAGUAGGAGAUAUUUUAGGCUGGGAUGCAGCGCGUGGCUGUUGCAGUGAACGCAGUUGUAUAGCGUUUUGUUGCUGUUGUUAUUUUUAAAAGACGCUUGUAAUUCAGUUUGGGUUUUGUUUAUUUGGGAUGAUGGACUCUUUUGUGUAUGUGCUUGUCUUUUAGUGCAAGCUGAGGUGUAAUAAGUUAGAGGUGUUUUCUUUUAGGCCGUCUUUUAGGGCCGUUCUGAUUUUUGAAUUUUGAUAUUCAGGCCUACUCACAAUGCAAACAAACUCAAUGACUGCUGCAUAUUUUCCUUUCUGUCUUCUAGUGGGCUGUGGUUACUUGAAAUGUACUGACUGUGAUCCGGCUUUGUUUACAAAGGCCAUAAUUUUGAGGUUAAAGUACACAGAGGCCGUACAUUUUAGACAUCUUCAGACUUUGACUUUCGAGUGAAGCUUUUAUCUGAUACCAUCGGGUGAAUCCAGCUCAGAGGUCAAAGGUCAUCUUCCUUAAGUUUUAUGUCCUGACAGUAAUUUAAUGGGAUUCGCUUUGAUAACAGUGUUGAGUCUGUAAAGGUGCAAAGGUGCAUGAGGUUACACAACAUCUCCAGAAAGUACUUGUAAGAUUGCGAUCAUACACGUGAGUUGGCCUGACUAUCUUAGACAAACUUGGACAGUCUUCUGGAUAGACAUUAAAGGUUUUAUUUUUGUCUUGGAGUGAAUCACAAACCCCUCUAGCGCUGAAAGGUUCUGAGGAUUUAAGGUGCACAGAUCACGGGUGGGUUUGGCUGGGUGUCUGUCUGAUCUCUGGGACAAAUGGUCCUCUGUUACCUGAGCUCGGCCUUCUUUUGAACCCAGCCAGAGGGAAUCAGAGCUGCAGGAUGACGGGCAUUCCUCAGAGGUAAGGGAAGGAAUUCAUGGUACACCUUGAAGAAGAAUCGAGACUUUACAACAUAAAAUUCUCUUUUUUCCCCCCUGUGUCAUAUAACCUCUUAGGUCACUUGUAGCAUAUCCCACCUGAUCAUCGUCUGAGACGUUAUGAUGUUAAAAACCUCAAAACUAUUGUAAAAACAGGUUACAGACGUAAAAAUAAAAAAUGUAUCUUAAUUGAAGUGGAAUCAGCUUAAACUACAUGUUAUUUUGGAAAUUGUUCAGUAAAUCAAAUUAAAAAUUCAACUAUUCAACAGAGACUGACUGUAUCUCUUCAGACAUGAAACAUUUCACUCCUCGACCCUUAUUUUUUUAUCAUUUUUCCUUGCUCAUGUUACUUCAGGGGAGGAAAGUCUUUGCUCUGCUGAGUUAUUUCAAAAUAAAAUCCCCCAUCAACAGGAAAUUCAACAACCGCUAAAGGCAAAAAAAGAGCAAAAUAAAAGCAUCACAAAAAUAUUUAUAAUUUAUCUCUUUAGUUAAACUAUAAAUGGUUCAUUUUGAGGAUGUUUGGAGUUAUUUAUUUCCCAGUUGUUUAAAUGGAAUUUCAACAAACUAACAAGAUCUAAAAAUAAGAAAACACUGAGUACAAUCUACCCAAUGUGGCUAAACACAGGAUCAGGAAGUCUGUGAGUAAAUGAUGUCAAAUACUCACAAAAAUGGACACUAUCUGUCUGUCCUUUGUGCUGGUUUUCAUACCAGUAGUAGGGCACUAUUGCAUUGUAGCAGUGACCUUUAUUGGAGAUGCAGCCCCCAGCUAUUGUUGGGUGGGUGUGCUACAGCAAAGACACAACAUAUAACCAGCAGUUUAAGCCUACAAUAACUAGAACUAUGAAUAAUUUGUUUGAUUGACCAUUUUAGUGAAUAAACCUGAAGUCGAUGUUCGUCCUUAGACAGCCCCAAAAGCCCUCUCAUUUUACACUUGAGCUUCAGGGGAGGAUCCACAAUAUUGACCACUUUUACCGCUUAGACAGUGAGGAAUGGUGUCAACUUACUCCAAGAUCAAUCUAAACUCAUGUUAGUGUGAGAGAUGCAACCUUCUAGUAAGUUCUGUCUUCUCACAGACAGAAACCUGAUUGAAUUAGUGCCCAUGAAAGGCAUGGUUGACGAUCUGAGAAGCAGUUGAAAAAAACUGAGCCGUUGAGGCAGAUUUGAAAAAGCGUCCCACCCCCCACACACAAACCUCUCCCCUCUGUGCUCUACGAUAACUCCCACCCGAACCUGUAUCGCCCUCCCCACGACACACCCCCUCUGGCAAAGCAAGAAGCCGGCAGGCAGAAGAUCCUACGCUAGCUUCAAAUAGGAUUCACCAUGUCGGAUUGCUUGUGACUAGCAGCAGUAAACGCCAGCUCUGCUAGCGAGCACCGUCUGCAGCUGCCUGGACAGCUACCGUGUUGACAUUGCAGAGACUAGUAAGAGUUAAUUAUGUAACGUGUGCCACGAUAAACAUGUGCCUCUGCCCUUUCUUCUGUCGGCUUGCAUUUUCUUCCCACUUUUGGCGGUGGGGCAAGCAGAAGUGUUUUUUUGCGUCCUUCUCCAUAAAAGCUCCUGUAGCUAAGCUGCUACGCUACUUUCAGUUGCUCAGAGCUCAGAGGAAGGCCGGGACAGUGAGAGGGGACGAGAUGGAUCUAUAGGAGAGGGGUGUGUCGGAUACAACGAGCUGAUUGGAUGAAGAGGCGGAGCAGGAGAUUGACCAAUAGGAGCUGUCCGGGACGGUUGGCUCCCAUUGGUCAAUGUUUUUGCUGCCCUGCAGCUGCUUGGGUGAACAGAUUUUUUCCAUUUUUUUUUCUCUUCACUUUGUGGAGAUCGGACUAUAGGACCAUGAUCGCCAUAUAAACAAGGUUCAUUAUAAUUACCAAUCUCUCCAAUCGUCAACCAUGCCUUUAAAAUUAACAAGCAUACCCCGUAGGAAAACUGAAAGAGGCCUUACUUUUUUGGCUUUUUGCGUAAAAAUAAAAUAUGGACAUCCAAAAUGUCACAGAAUUAUAUAAUUUUGGUAUUUUUCAGAUAGUCUCUGAACCCCUGCAGAACAAGAGGCUGAGACGGAAAGCAUGCCACUGAAAGACAGUCAGACUUUAAAGAGGAAAACAAUGUUUAAAACAUGAUGGAUGGUUUGUUGCAUGUAUCGGUUUUAGCAACAUCACAGUGUCCUCGUAACUCAGCACAGAUCUGAUCUGUUUUCAUCUCUUCAGUAGUUUGACUUGAAAACACAUGAUUCAUGUACAUCAUGAUUUAUUCAUCAAAUCUGUUUCUCGGGCCCUCUGGAUUUUGCUUUAAUCAAUACCCCAACAUUUCCAACACAGCCAGAUAUGCUUUUUCAUUCCUAGACUUUACUCUCUGAUUUUUGAAGCAGAUAUUAAGUAAAAAAAAAAAAAAAAAGAAGUUAGCAGAAAUUUUGUUUGUUUCACUCUCUCGUAGCAGCUUACUUUUGUUACUGGAUGCAGAGAACAAGACGAUGAAGACUCAGAGACACGAUUAGUGACCUUAAUGCUCUACAUGUUGGCCUGUGAUGUGAAUCCUAACACAGGGUAAUGCACUGAGUCACAUAGAGCCAUAUGGAGGACUGAAAGAGAUCCCAGAUGGGGCAAAGCAACAGCUUACAACAUCAGGCCACAGCUGCUGGAGUGAGGUUGUAUAACUACCGAUUAAAAUGCAUCAUCUUUAUACCAUCAUUUGCAUUAAUCAAAUUUUUAAUAGCAACAUUUUCCGUCAGAGCUAGAAAUCCUCCUCAGUUUAAUCAAUUCAGCACCUUUAUAUUAUCUUCUCUUUGCUUUCGUUUCUCAUAUUUUUGUUCAUCUCAGUGAUGUAAAAAUUGCUCUGAGUUGUGUCACUGAAACGGUGUCUGGUCUUCAUACUCAGUUAAGGAGGCUUAUACAUACAUGCAGAUGAUGCGAAGGCUUUGAAGACACCGAUCUCCUCUGUAAUGGGUGCGCCCCUUAUAUUUUCUUAAGUAUGAAGAUUUGUCAGUCUUGAUUAAGUGCAGCCAACUGCAGGAGUUUAUCCCCGAAAGGCUUGUCAACAGCUCUUGACAUGAAUCCUGCAGCUAUCUCUCCUCCCUCUAUCCCUGUACCCUCUGCUUCUUCCUUUUUCCUCCUCCUCCUCAUCCACAAGCUCUGAGUUUUAGUCAAAGGGUCUUAGAUAUUUUGUAUGUUGCUUUUUUUCUUUGCAUAUUUUCGACCUUAUUUUGCACACAUGAUGACACAGUCUGAGCGUGAAAACCUCAGAAAGUAAGCUGUUUUAACUGUGCUGACAGUUGACAAUAUGAAGUCUUUAUUUCAAGGUUUAGAAAGAUUUUUUCUUUGAUGGAGUGACUCAGACAUGUUGGCAAUAACGGCAGAGUAAGAGAGAGGCAUUUUGUGUCAUUUAAGCCUGAAUAAAUGGAUGUGUUUGCCUCAGGUGUAGUAACAAUGAGGUUAGACUGAGAGAGACAAGAAACAGCCAUCAAGACUGUGAAUAUGAGCCUUUCAAGAGCUCUGUAUCUGGUGCUCUAUUUCUGUGUAAUGUUCUGUCUUUUAUCUGGACCUUGAGUCCAAAAUCAAGUUUGACUAGAAUUGAAUAUAAAACUAGACUUUUUAGCCUUGCAACACAGUUUUUCUACAAGCAUCAGACCUGAAAUGCCAGAAACUGUCAAAAACCUUUCAAGAGUUGAAACCUUGUUGACCUUCGCUGUGCAAUUCUCGUCAGCAGUCCUCCAGCGUGUUAGGAAGAGCUUCAAUUUUAGAAACAAACUUAUCUUCAAAAGGAAUGCUGCUGCAGAUAACAGAGUUUAAAUCCAUGCCUGUUACAGUAAGUUCAUGAAAAGAUACAGAGCUUCUUCAAAACAUGCCAGUUACAUUAUCAGUAACAAGCAUAGAGAGCCCUCAGGGUUUGUAAAGUAGAGCAUGUUUGUCUCGUGGAGUUCACAUGCAUCAUGUUUCACCUCUAACAGAGUCCAAAAAAGACACAUGAGGCUUAGGGAAAGGAGCCAGCAGACCGCAUGUUAGUGUGGAUACGCUCUUCAUUGACUCUAAUUCAAAAUGACAAAAACACGUCUUGUCUUUUUUUAAAAAUUCAGCUCCAGUCUUGAAAGGAGAAUCAUGUCAUCACUUUCUUUCUGUGCCGCAACCGAAAGUGAAACAAAAAGGCUUGUUUCAUGUUGAAAUACGAGUGAAAUUCAUCUGCAUUCACAACAGUGAUGUCUGCACACAUGAGUACAGCUGUUUACUGAACUGUGUUUCAGUUCAAGCUGAGUUGUAUAAUCAGGCAGCUGAUAACGACACUGUGAAGUGAGAAUGAUAGAAGCCAGGCAACCAGGAAUAAAACAAGUGAUCCUGUUGGCAGCCUUAGAAAACAAACGAUAGAGAAGUGUUUACUGUUGCCUGAUGUUACUGAAUUUAGUCUAAAACAGAGGGAAAAUGUCAGACUUAGUGGUUCUCAAUCCAGACCUCGAGCCCCCGCUGUCUAGCAUGUUCAAAUGAUCAGCUCGUUAUCAAGCCAUUACAGAACUUGAUAACGAGCGGAUCAUUUGAAUCAGGUGUGGUGGAACAGGGAAACAUCCAAAACAUGCAGGACAGGGGGGGCUCGAGGACUGGAUUGAGAACCACUGGACUUGGACAAAGACCGUUUGAAUUUGCCUUCUCACAUGUGCAUCCAAGUAAAUUUGAAACCUAUAAUUCUGCGGUGAAACACUAAACUUUAGGAUAAAACCGUAAAUUAGGGCCUGUGUCCACCAAUAGCUUUAUGCCAUUUACUUGUGCCAGCAGUGCCCAUGCCCCUAAUUUCAGGGCCUACUGUUGCUAGAUUACUUAAGUUUAACUCCUUUGUGUCUGGGAACCAUUAAUGUGUUUUAAAAUUCUCAUUAAGCAUCACAUUAAUAUUUUUAUAAUGGAAUUUUACUAAGAGUGUGUAAAAAUAAUCAAAAGAAAUCAUGUCGUGUUGUACUAGCAGCGAGUGGGAUUAACUUCUCCUCUGUAGGACCUUCACCUUUGUUGAUGAGAGUUGAUACCAGAAGUCCCACCCCUUCUUGAUUUUGAUUGGUCUGUGAUAUGAGAGACAUCAUACGGACAUUUUUGCACACUGAGCUCUGAAAGCCUCCCCAGCUCGAUGGUUUUGUAAAGCAAACAGGUGCUGCCAGAGGGGAAAAAUGUUUGUGUACACAGGUCCUAAAUAUGCUUCAACACUUGCUGUUGUUUUUGAACACUUGCAGUGUGUUUCAGACGGAUGCAUGGUUAGUUGGUAACGCAAAAUAAUGGGCUAUGACUAUUUAAAGCAGCCAAAGCUAUCAAGUCUGUUUUUUUAUUAUCAAAGUAUCUCUCUUCUUCAUUUUCCAAUAGUAUUUUUUUGUCUAAAUGACGUCAUACUACAUGUAUUUUUUGCAAAACAUUUGAUGAAAAGACUCGUUGCUUCUGUACAAAUCUACUUUCAUUUCAGUCCCACUUGUUUUUAGACAGUAAUUAACUCUGUUAAGUAGUUAACUCUGUCGUUAACAUUUCAGUAUCUGAGACAAACAAUUUACCUUCAGGGGGAUCAUGUGACAGCAAUACGCCUGGGAGAAAAUAUGUUGUGUUGUACACCCUUGUUUACAGGCGGCUAUUUUAUUCCCUGAUAAUUCAGCAGUUUUUUUCGUAUGUGAAAACUAAAUGUUGUAGAAGCUGAAUGCUGAAUGAUUUUCAGUGCAGUCAUGACAUACAUAAAUUGGAGCUGUCUUGUUGCGUAACCAGCUAAUUGAAAAUGAAACAGUGUCACAAAUAAGUAGAGAAAGCAGCUUUGCGAGUCUAGACUAUAGAGCCAAAGUAAGAAAGACGACGUGACUCCAUCUCUUCUUGUUUUAAAAUCAAAAUACUUAAUGGACGCUUAAGUAUUAUGCUGGUCGAGCCAGGGCGGGGGCAGAGGUAAUAUAUUCUGGAUGACUGACUUUAAGACCUGUACUGCAGGCGGCCUCUAGGGGGAGCUCUAGAUGGUCUGCCUUUACUCAGGAUCAAAAUCAAACAUAGUGAUAUUUGGCAGUUAAUAGUGAGUUUACUGUCAAAUUUGCUGAAAAUCAUUGACAAACCACAGAGUCUCUGUCAUAUUAAAGCUCUUGUGUGGAGUUUUUUUAUUGACAUUGAAACAUUGAUGGUGUCUUUUAUGACAAACAACACCCUCAGUGACAACAUUGAUGAUGUUAAUGUAGUUUAAUGCCUGAAAUUGGUGUAAGGGUGUAGGUGUCAGCCAAGUAGCUAAAGAGACAGUCCUGUUUUACAUCAAAUAUUCACUAUAAAUGAUACAUUUGACUGCCAAAAGUCUGUAGGAUAAGACUUUUAAAUAAAGACAAGAAUAUAAAGAAAGACUGCUUUGUCCAGAGGAGGCGCCAGAGUAAACAGAAACCGAAAGUUCCUCACAGGGGCUUUAAGAAAAUCUAGGCGAUGUAAAUAAAAUGCCAUACACUUGGUCCCAGAUUUAACGGCCGCCAUUAGAUUCAGUCACUCCGUCUGUCUCAUCCUAGUUCUCUGCUGCACUAAGAUGCUCAGGCAUUGACCUUCACACUCACUCAUGCUUCUACUGCUAAAUCAGUAGACACACACACACACACACACACACACACACACACACACACACACACACACACACACACACACACACACACACACAGGCUCACUGCAAGAGUCUCCCAUAGUGGAGAUGAGCUGACAUUUAAGCUCAGCUCCUCCCAGAUUCACACAUCUGGAAAGGCUUACGCACCAUUAAAGGCUCCGAUUUAUACACAUGAAUCAUAGUACCACAUUUAGUUUUUUCUUUAGGUUUGUUGUGGUUUUAGGGCACUUUAAUUACACCGUCCCUAAGACCUAAAUUGCAUGUAGUGUGAUAAACUUAGUAAUCUUUCCAAAGGUCCUCUUUCAUCAAACUGGAUCUCAGGAAAUGAAGCUGGCCUUUUGAGCUGCAAAACAAGUCAUCUGUGCUCCCACUGCUAUUCAACCUCAGAUUGUGCCUCACUUAUUAAACUAACAUUACUCUCAUUUUAUAAACCUUACUGUUGUUGUUUAGUAGGGGUGAGAGUUGCACAUGAUCCUCAGAGGAUUUCUCAUGCUGCUGAUCUCUCUAUCUCCCCCCUCCUCCAGGGCGUUCAAUCUGCACAGAUCCAGGUUGCUUGUAAGCUCUUGAGAGGCUGACCCGACCCUGCUGGGCUUACCAGUGUAUGAAACGCUUUAUGCACUACUGUCAGAUAUCUGGACACCGAUGCUCACGCUGCUGAAAGCUUGUGCCUGUGUGUAACAGAGAAACAUGCCAAGACGUUUCCCUUUUGCCGAAAUGCACAUAGCUUUCACCAUUGUCAGAGCUGAAUGACUGAAAUAAGGGAGUCAGAUGUCAUUUAUGAGUAACUGCAGCUUUAGCUCGGCUGUCUUACUUCAUCUCCAGGAAUUAGUCCACCAUUGUGUAGUGAUAGUUCUCCACUGGCAGGACACUGCUUGUUUAUAAUUAAUGAAUCACAGGGUUGUGAACAGAGUGUUGUAAGAGUUACACUUUCUCACACACCAGCACUUUCUCUCUCUCUCUCUCUCUCUCUCUCUUUUCUUAACCGCUAUUUUUUGUUGUUUUCUUGUAUUUUACAAAAACAACAUUGUGGUGAGGAUGAAGGAGCAUUUUCUUGUGGCAUGUUUUUCCUGGAAAAUCCUCAAAAAGCCUGCCUGGUGUAUCUAGUUGAAUAAACACAGUCCAGACUUCUGUUUGGUUUAGAAAGUUUGCAGGCUGCAAAUACUUGUAGGUCCACAGUGAAGAUGCUCUGACACAAAUGAGUCUUUUUAUCUGAUGUUUAUUCAAUAUUUUAAACAAUAGCAAAGACUUUGGUACUCAGAGUGACUUCUCAGAGUCCUUUUUGGUCUGACCUAGACUUCUGUUGCACAUUAGAAGUGUUGGAUGCACUUGUAGUGUUGAUGUACACCACGAUAAAUGUAAAAUCAUGUAUUUAGCUGGUAUGUUGGAGCAGUUUGCAUGAGAAGAGAUGCAGUAAGUGUCAUGUGAGGCUAGUGUAAGCACAGAUUUCAUUUUCAGCCCUCUAGUGGUAGAAUCAUGUAUAGUGAUGGUGAUGAAUCUAAAGGACAGGGGAAGGCCUGAAUCUCACUGUAUUUCUUUUGAUUGGAUGUAAUGCAGUUCAUAUAACUAUACAGUUAAAAUUCUUUUGAAACAAAUGUAAGAACAUACCCUAGUCUAACUGGAUUUGUCUAAAAAGUUGUAAAAAUUUGCUCAUGAUGAUAAAGCUCUACUAGUGCAACAUUAAAAGGAGAGUAACGUUCCAAAACAUCUAACUUUGGUGCUUUGGUAACACUUUACUUGAAGCCUAUUUUUAUAACAUUUUAUAAAUAUAUGUAUAAUGCAUUAUAAUCACGUUAUAAUCAUGUUAUAAUCACAUUAUAGCUUAUAAACUUGUAUAACUAUCAUUAUAAACACUCAUAAAUGAUCACAAUGCUUUGUAGCAAUAAUCACAACACAUUAUAAAGCAUUUUAUCAUGACUUACAAGGUCAGGUCUUAUAAUGUGUUAUGCUUAUUGUUAUAAAGCCCUUUAAUAGUUAAUGAGUGUUUAAAAUGAUAAUUAUACAAGUUUAAAGCAAAUUAUAACACAUCAUAAAUAUAUGUGUAAUGCAUUAUCUAUGUGGGCAUUGUCAGUGAGUUGUUAACAGUUAUAACACAUUAUCAUACCUGACCUUGUAAGUCAUGAUAAAAUGCUUUAUAAUGUGUUAUGAUUAUUGCUUUAAAGCACUAUGAUCAUUUAUGAGUGUUAAUAACUCAAGUUAUACAGUGCUAUAACGUGAUUGUAACACAUAAUACAUAUAUUAAUAAUGCAUUAUACAGAUAGGCGUCAAGUUAAGUUUUACCGGUGCUUUUAUUUUGCAGCUCACCCAGUGUUUUUUCUCUCCAGGUUUAGAUAAAUGAAAUAUAAUGAUGUGUCUAGGGUAAAACUUUAUAUCAUGGAAAACUGUAUCAGACUUGUGGGUAAAACACACAAAGGUUUAAGUCAUUAUGUUUAAUCAACAUCAGCUCUAGUCCUGCUGCUGUUACACAUAAACUCUACCAUACACUCGGGUUAGUCAGCAGCACACAGAGCAACAGUCAUGGAUAUUUCAGGAUACAAACCAGUUUCACAUGAUUCCCAGAGUCUUGACCCUGGAAAAGGUGAAAAGGUGACAACAAACUAGAGGACUGACGGCUACAAACAGGUGGAGAAGCCCUGUUUGAAGUGUGUUUGCCUGGGGCUGUAUCGCCCUCCAUUCCCACCCAUAUAUCUGCAUGUAGUGGCAGACAGAAGGUUGUCUUAUCUAAAUCAAAGCUGUGCUGCAGGAGCUGGUUCCCUCAAUCUGAUAUUCUCAUUACUGUCAAGAAGUUGGUAAAAAUGUUCGGGUUUGUGGUGGUUUGAUUUAGUCACAGCAGCAGAAGGACAGACUGCAACGAGGGGGGUCAUUAGUUUCCUAAGGUGGUAAAUCUCUGUUGUAGUGGAAUAUUGAAGCAUCUUAAACAAGCGCAAAUCAAAGAAAAGACAGCAAAACUAAUGGGAAUUACUGUAGUUGUUCUAUGGACACAUGUUUGUUAUGGAAAAAAAAACAGCACAAGCCCAUUUCUGCAGAAGUUUCACAGUCUGAUUGACAUGCUGGAUGUAAACAACCAUAUGUGCAGCAGGGACUCAUUUGCUUGAUACCCAUAGGACAUGUCUUUGUUGGUGGAUCAGUCCCCAAACCUGCAGCUGUGACUACUCGCCUUUUCUGUAAAACUCUCUUCUAACCAUUGCUACACCGUGGCUGCACUACUUUCUUAUAAUGAAAGCUCUAGAUGUGCCUGUUAGAGAGGCUUAUCCAGUACCUAAUAUCAGCUUAGGUGAUAAAUUGGUAGAGUGUGGCAUCGGUUUACCUACUUCAUAUUAUUUCCAACCCCCCUAAAAAGCAGUUAAAAUUGUAAAUGCAUGAGUAAUGCACUGUUCACUUAAUCGCCUCAGUUUGGCUCAGUGAUAUUACUUUUGAAAAAUUGUCCUUCAACACUUGCUGUCUUGAAUUUCAUCAAAAUUGUGCAAAGCUUCACAAGCCGCCCUCAACAACAUGUUUCACAUAAAGAAAAGCCCAUGAGAAAAUGUGCAAUGAAUACAAAAUAGACACAUAUGAAACAAAAGCAGACAAGAGUUAUAUUCAGGCCAUACCAGCCUCAUCCAUAACUCAUUCCACCUCAAGUCAAGCAUUAUGUAAAACAUUUCAUGGCAAUCCAUCCGGUAGCUGUUGAGGUUUUUCCUCUGAAGCCACAAAUGUGAACCUCAUGCAUGUAUGGAGGAAAGGUCAAGGGAUGAAGUCAGCCAUAUUGAGCUUCAUCUGCUGUGGGCUGAACCAAAUUUCAUGGCAGUCCAUCCGACUCUUGUUGAGAUAUUUCAGUCUGGAACACAGCUGUGGACCCACCAACUAAGUUUUUAUUUAUAUGAGUACAGUAUUGAUGUAUACAGUGAUUGUGUGGUUGGUGGGAUAUUGGCUUUAUCUUCAUUUACUGAUCUCUCGCUAUCGUGCCAUAGAACAAUGAGAAAUCAACAAAAGUCUGCUCUCAAAGACGUGCAGUUUACCGUGUUAACAUAGGGGGCACUGUCCUCUGAUGCCAAACUCAGUUUUAGGUUGUGGUUCAUUAAUGUAGGGAAUCUGUAAAAACAUAUGGGGUGGGUACCUCAUGAUUGAUCACCAUUUGACAUGUUGCUGUUUGAUGUUACCUGAGCCAUGUGCACAAGUCUGGCUUUUUGAAUUCCACGUGUGCAUGUGGACAGGAAGGAAAUUCUCAGUCUAGAGCAGGACUUUUGCAUGAAAAUAUUAAUAAAGAUAAGGUAAAUAACAUCAGUCAAGUGAGAUUGGUGAGUUGGGUAACACGUCAUAAGAGUCUUCUGAAGAAAAAACUCUUUCUCUCUGUUCUUGGCCUGCUUCACAUAUAAAUCUAGCACAGCCUGACACAUGCCUCCACCUAUCAAGUCAUUUGCUGAUUCUCUUUCAACCGUGGCUCUGAUUCAUUGAAUUUUCACUGUAAAUUUUGGCUCUUUAGACAAAAUGAUACAUCAAGCAAAGCAUUUGCCUUGAGGUGUUUCUGUCAGCUAAAAUCACUUUGAAUGUUUUACAAAUUUGCCGUUUUAUCUUGAGUUUUGCUGUCUUUGGAAACUUAACCUGAAACUCACAAAAUUCUCACUCAGUUCUUGGAAGGAAAUCCUUUAUCCUUUCAUGUCAGUGUUUGUUCUUGAUAUAGUCUCGGUGUGAGGUUAUGGUAUUCGAGGCUGUUUAAUCUGAAAACUGUCUCUUCAAAAUAUUUUAAUCUGUCUUCAGAUUACUGUUUGUAAAAUGGAACAGAAAUGUCAGACUAUUCCUGAAAGAGCUCGCUGGGCAAUGUUUGUUUUUUGCUGCUCCUAAAGAGCCAAAAGAAACAUAUGCAUGAUAUCUGUAAGUUCAACACAGUGCAGAUUUGUUCUGUCAUGAUCUGGGACUGUUUGCAGGUUUCUGACUUUCCAUGGGGCAGAGGGAGGGAGGGAGUGACCUUGUGCUGCAGCUGUUGGUUUAAAAUUGGCAGCAUCUGGCUGUGCUGAGGACUGAGGUGUGGCUUCGGGGACUCGGUUCACUGACGGGGGAAAAACUUUGUCAACAGGUCAGGCCAAGUUAGCAAGAGGACAAGCUCAUAAAAGGUCAUAAAUAUCGCAGAAAAUUUGUAAGGGUCUAGUGGAUGUCAGAGUAUUUCACACCAGGAAAACUUUGAGCUAAUGUCUAGGAGAUGCCUUUUACAGUUAGUGCUUUUUGGCCUGUUGGCACAUCCAGCCAACUUUUUGGAAACAUUGAUUUUCAGCAGAGACUUGACACUUGCUUAUACAUCGAACACUCAGUCCUCUCGCUCUAAAGUUUUCAGCACUUAUUGAUGUAUGAGCAGCAGCCAGGGACUGUUCUGAAAAACUCUACAACAAUUUCAAGGAAGCUGUUUGGUAACUGUCUUUGAUUUGUGAUGCCAUACUUCAUGAUGGUGAUGCUCCUCGGUGAAAAAACUUUAAAAUAUUUAUUGUCAGAGGCACACAGUGUCCUCGAGCCUCGACACAAGUUUCCAUUUUUAAAGUCAGUUUCCAAGAACUGGAUUUACAAACUUUUAAAAAGUUUAUUCUACCUAAUAAAGAGCAAUGUUUUAAAGCAUUGUAGAUGUCACUGAUACAUAGAAUUAAUAACUAAGGACCCAACACUGACCCCUGAGGAACACCACAACCAAUAUGCAAACAUGAAAUGCAAUUUGCAACAAUCUACCAACAUCACAAACUGUUUCCUGUUACUUAAAAUCAGUGUUAAGACAAUUUUAGAUUUCUUGUAAGAUCUGUUUCUAAGUAAAUUGUAUUUCUUGAAAAUGGUUCUUAAAAACACGCAAAAAGUAGCUAAAUUCAUAGUUUUGAUAUUAUUGAUUUUCAGUUUUUUCAUGGAUGGAAAUAUUAUCAGUCUGAUUGUUUUAAUAUCUUUAAUGUUUUUAUGGAAACUUAGAUAUAUUUGUCUUUUCUAUGUUUGGCCCAUGAUUAAAAAAAUCAUUCUGGAAGACCUUGAACCCAUCACCGGCUGGAAUAGUCCUUUGUAAGCAUUGGAAAUGUGCCAGUCCUAUUGUCCUCACCUCUCCAGCUCUGGUGGAUUUCUUGUCAUUCAUAUGAAUGACUUAGGAAGGAAGGAAUUAGUUAUCAGGUCCUACCAUUAAUAUGAAAAUAGCCUUGAACAUAGCCGUGAUCCAUCUGGUCCACAGAGAGGGAGAUUCUGGCUCCAUUAUAGAACCUCAGAUGAGACCUGUCAGUGUUUAUGUGGUGCACUCAGAUCCACUAAUGAAGCUGUUUGACUUUUGUGUGAUGUUCUGUAUCCGGAUAUAUGGUUAGAAAAUUUGGGUGACUCUUGUUAAGAAAGAGCUCGGAGCACUUGACACAUGUCACAUCAGGCCUAAUAAAUCAGCUCCUCAUUAAAGCAGCCACUGUGUAAGACUGCAGAGGCAGAAUAAUAGCAGAUGGAGGCAGCUCAGUCUCACUUUAAUGAUCCCAACAUGUUAAUGUCAAGUGUGAUAAGGCUAUCAUCGCUGACCCAGAAAAAUAACAUUUAUUUAUUUAUUUUUUGUCUUCCCAGAAACCGACAGUAAACAGCAGAUGCAUUUUAUAAAUAUUUUUUAUAGUUUAUUUAACAGGGACGAUGCAGAUUACAUAGUACAAUCCCUGCCUGUACAAAGAAGCUGAAGUAACUCAUGUUUCACUCAGAGAGAUUAAAGCUAUUGCUAGUUUCCAAAAUUUAUCUGUAUUUAACUCUCAUUUAAUCUAAGGAGAACAAAGGCAUCAAUAUAACAUGCACACAAAAUCAAUUGUUUUGUCACCUCCUCAGAUUAGGGCUGUCCCGUUGUCAGAUUUUACCUCACAGUAAUCAAGGCCAUAAAAUAUCCGGAAAACAGUAUAAGUGCGCCUUAAUGAAAAACUUGAAAUUCUAAGUAUUAUUGAGAAAAGGCAUGGAAGGGACAAACAAUACACUAUGAAUAUUAUAAAUCCAUAAAUUUGACUAAUAAACAAAGUUAUUCUACACGCCAUCAUCCAUUUCCAAUUAUGUUUGAAUUAGAGAAAACAUUGCCUCAUUAAAUGAUCUUUUGGCAUGCUUUCCUUUUGAUAGUUUUUCCUAUAUUUUAAAACUAUGCUUUUAUUUUGAAGUAUAAGCUACUUCUGGUAAAUCUUAAGUUACCUAACUUGAUAGAAACAGUUAAAAGAAUGGUCAGAAAGUAUGGGGACCACAACUUUGAACUCAUGAUAUUACUGAUUGUAUAUUUGUUGGACUUUAUCAAUAUUUUGUUUUAAUAAGUUGAACUGUUCACCUUGUAUAUGCAGGUUAUGCAUUGGAUUUUGAUUAGAUUUGAAGUGCAUUAUAAGUACUAAAUAGAAUAGAAUAGACUAGAAUAUUCCUUUAUUGAUCUCCCAUGGGGGGAAAUUUUUUUGUCACAGCAGCAUCACAGACAAAGAGUGCAAAAGGGCAGUUAUAAUAAUAAAGAUCCUAAUAUUAAGAACUUAAAUAAAUUUAAUAAUUAAGAAAAAAUGUAGAAAAAGGAAAAAGGGAGAAAAAAAAAACUAUCUACAAUAUACACAAUUUACACAUACAUAAAAAAGUGGUGGUGUGUGUCCAGUUAUUAUUACAGUUCGUUGUAAAGUCUUAUUGCAGAGGGGAGGAACGAACCCAAAUAGUAUUUUUUUAAUGGAAACUCUGAGCAAACAUCUCAGCUUUACUUUGAAUGGUUCAUAUGGUGACACUAAACUAAAAGCUUUGGUGAAAGCACCUUGAAAUCUUUUUGAAGGCAUUCCUUUUACAACCGCUGCUUGACACCACCAACCUCCAUGAACCAGCCGACUGCAGCUCCAUCCCUCACUUUAUUUGAAAGGCCUCAUAUCUGUACUUUCUCCCUCACCUGUUGGUUUCCUCCUUUCAUACUUCCAUCUUAAAAGUCACCCAGCCACCUCUCCAUUCAGUUCUGCCCUGCUGUGAGAGGGCGUGUGAUUUUUUUUCCCCUGUUGCUAAGGUCAAAUAUCUGAUUGUCUGAUAGAAAGUAGUUGAACACAUCACACACAUAUUCACCUGUAUUCUGCAGCAUUUUGAGGCAGAGAUGAGUCAUCGCUGUGGUUUAAUGAAUGGUUAAGUUUAGUGUCAUUAUCGGGCACUAUGAUCUGAAAAAGCUGGAGCAGUUUGUGUCCCUCAAAAUGUCCUUUUAAAAGACACAGUGGACAGUUUUGAGGAAGUAUGGUAAUAUAACCAGAUAUUACCCCUUCCAUUGUGCUUCUGGUUGGAUGCAGAUCUAAUAUUGUUCGUUUAUUUUGAAGCCUGUCCAUUUUUGCAUGUUUUUGUACAAACAAAGCACUGACAAAAAGACACAAACUCCUCUGUUCCUCAGACCAUCUGUUUCUUUUUCACCAGUGGGGAUACUUAGUGGAUUUUCCCACUGAAUCAAUGUUGUUGCAACACUGAAAGCCAGAAGCAGUGAAUGACACCCUGAGUUUGGAAAGUAGCGUCUCAGAGGAGAAAUUCACAUGCUGUGAAAAUCUAAGUAAUUGACCCUGUUCCAUGAGUCUGCAUUCACUUUGAGGUCGUAACUGCUUCUCUUUUGUUUCUUCAUCUCAUCCUGUCUGUUUUCUUUAAAAGAGCCCUUCUAUACUAAACCUUUUAUUAUGACAAUCUAAGACGCCUACAGAGAGGCCUAGCAUGAUUUGCAGCCCUAAAGCUUCUUUUACUCCAGCUUGGGGGUGUUACUUUCACACAGCUGUGUUGUCACAAAACAACAUGAAAGUUAUGCCUUUACAGAAAACACCUGAGGCUAGCUGUUAUCACUCACAUGAGCAUACUUUAGGUAUUAUUGCAUUAGUUGCUGUUAUGAUGUUACAUACAAUUGUAGUUCUCAUAGUCAUAGAUGGUCUUUAUAGAUGGACCACCCCCAGAUUUCAGGAACCAAUUAGAUGCAUUAGAUACUAGUUUGUACCGGACACAAUUUUUUUUUGUGGGAUGGUAGGGGAGGGUCCCACUCUCCUUUGCCUCUGAUUGGCUAGAAGUGCUGGCCUCCGAUUGGUUUUUCCUAACGGCUGUGAAACGUCAUCGUCUGUCGGGUUAGGAUUAUGAUGAGGGUUAGGGUUCGGAGAUUCAGAAGUGCGAUAAUGUUCUGUAAUGUUCUGUUCGAUGUACAGAGCCGACAGCCCGUGUUUGACUUGAGCGUGUGAUGACGUUUCCAGCUUUUCUAGCCAAUCAGAGGCGAAGGGGGCGGGACUUUCCUUUACCAUCCUACAGAAAAAAAAUAUCUCGUACCAGACUGUUUCAUGGAAUGAGAAUGUCAAGAAAUGUUUAAAAAUGUUUAAGAUAGUUGUAUUGGUCUCAUGACAAACCUCCCAUGAAAUGUUUAACCAAACCCAAUGAGCAUUUUUUGGUCUUAAAAGAGGUCUAAUAGACGUCUAGAUGUAGGCUAGACGACUGGUCUAAAAAUGGAAGUUUUUUAGACGUCUAAAUCUAGACCAAGUUUAGACCAAGUCUAAAUCUGGGCUAUAUCUAUACUACACUAUAUUUUGCUCAACGGCUAUCAUAAUCAUUUUGGUUAAGUAUUUGGAGAUCAGUUUUGCAACUCACAGUUGCUUUUUGAAACAAAUAGUUAUCGAAUAAUAGAUUCAAGUGCUACGUCUAAAUUCUGUCUAAAAAUAUAAAGAAUUUAAAUGGUUGAAAUUAGGUCCAAUAAAAACUAGAAGUCUAAUAGCCGUCUAUUGCUCAGUGGGAAUCACUGCUGCACACACAAACAUUAUUAUCUGAUAAAUUUUUAAAGUAGAAAGACACUAAUCUACAUAAAUGUCAUUUUUAUCCAAGCCUUCAUUUGUUUUUGUGUUUAAAAAAUGCCAUAGAGAAAGUAUUAUGGUCUUGUUAGGGCACUGUUAUUGUAUGCUGAGACUCUGCUGGCAUUUUAUCCCUUUUUAUAUGCAUACGCAUGAGCAUAUUCGGUCUCCUUUAAGAACAGGUCUUGUGUGUUUGCUGCUAUGUGCUGCAGAGGGUGAUGAGGUUUUUAGAAAGUGUCGACUGAUGUGCACCUUUAAAGGUUUGCAGCAUCCCAAACACAACAUCCAAGGCCUCUUUUUUUCUAAUCUUAUCUCAGCUGUUGAGCCCCAGCUGUCACUCCGCCGUGCGUUAUCUCCGCUCUCAGACACUUUUUGAUAAAGCCUGAGACGUGAGCUCUGCUUUAAGUGACUCAUUUCAUGUCUGUCUGAAACUCCACUUUCUUUUGAACACUGUAAUUCUUUGCAGCGUAGCUUCACUUCCAGGAUUUUUUUUUUUUUUUCAAAUAUUAGCUAAAUCCUCUGACAAACAUGCUCGGCUUGCUUUUUUUGAGAAAGUUCCACCUCUCAGCACAAAUUCUAGAUCCACUGAGUAACUGACUGAAGAAAUUCACAUGACAGAUUAAUUUAAUGAACGCCUUCUUGGAGUCUCUUGUCCUGAACUGCCUUGUAUAUCUCAUGGCGUCACUGUAAAAGCAGCUAUUCUUGCAGAAGUGGGUGUACCAGAUAUGAUUAUUAGUACAUGUUUCACACAGCCAGAUAAGUCAGGUUUAUUUAUAGGUCAUUGGAUGUCCCGUCUUCUAGUCGGUUUGUGCGCCAGAUCAACUCCUUCAAUUACAACCCUCAAGGUACAAAUUAGUGGUUAUUACACUCGCUGGGAAGACCUCCCCUUUUCCACUCCUUCAUCCAAACACAGCAAACUCAAGCCUAAUGUGCUAGCUGCUCCUCUCGUGUUGUAUUUUGAGUUUCAUCAUGUCAGCCAGCUGGUGAUGACACUCUAUCCUCCGCAGUUUUGAUGUGUUCCAGUCUGCCGCUGUAGCCGAGGGACCCAAGUAAGAAAGGAGGCAGGAUGGGGACGUGUAUCUCAUCUCCGUCUCAUUGCCCCUGGUCAUCAGCUUCUGUGAAAGCGGGGGCUUUAAUCACAGCGGGGCCCUUUGUGUGUGACGGCCAGGCAAGCAUUGACAUUUAACAGAAGCAGCCAGUUAGAACUGAUGGCAUGCUCACGUAGCGACUGAAGCAGGGAGGAUUCAGCCCGCUUGGAGCUCCAGUGUUUUUACACAUGUCACCCAUGGGAGGAAAACAGAUACAAUAGACACAUUAAAAUAGCUGCUUUGUGUGCAUUUUUUUAAAAAACAUGGCACAAAGAAGUUUUUCCUUUUCUUUAUAAAUGAACCCAGGGGGAUAAGAAUAGAGAUCCUGCCAUCAGAAGUGUGUUGAGUUUGGUGUUCCAGUGUUUGACAGGAAUAGCUGUGUGUGUGUGUGUGUUUAGUCUGUGUUCAUUUUUAGGCAGAAUUUAUAAGAGGUAUCUGUUUUUUUGGAAGGGUGCCCACAUCAAUCAAUAUCCAUCCCUUGAGCUUUCACUUUUCCCUUUAGCUUUUAUAAUCAACCUUUUUUUCCUCCAUAUCUCCUUUUUUUUCUCCCUCCAUACUUAGUCCCACUCAGCUGUUAGCACAGAGCAGAGGGAGCGGUAGGCCUGGGUUCCUCUGGUUAUAUUUAGCAGUGAACAGAUGCAGCGCGCUGGAGCGGAACACACCGCCUCUGCUCGCCUUGUGUGUGUGCGCGUAUAUGUGUGUGAAUGCGUGUGUGUGUCUUUGUCUGUGACUCUUUCUUCAUAUCACUUUUCCCAUCAUGCACUGCUGGCUCUGACUCAGCAGCACAGCCCCAGAGAACUGGGUCAGAACUGGCCCUCCUGCCUCCUGACAUAAACCAUCCAAACAUCACUGCAUGUCUGGGAGUUAAAACUAGAGAGCUGUUUAUCCAAGUGUCUGAGCCUGUUUUUAUCUUCAUUUGAAAUAAUUAAUUAAGUCCAAAUCUUCUCUGAAUAAUAACUUAAAAUUUUGUGAUAAUUCCAGUGUACUGUGCCCAUACUGAUGAACUGUGUCCCACAAUAUGAACUCUGCGAGAGAUAAAAUCUAAAACGAGAGCUACAUACAAGCCCUUGAAUGCACCACUCUUUAAAAGGAACAUGACCUUUCUAGCUGACUGUGAUUAAAUAUAAACCAACAGGAAAUUAUUAGACUAACCAAACCUUAAACUUUUAUAAGAACCAGAACCAAAAUUAUACUGGUGACUUCACUGAAUGAGUGGGGGAGUGCGGCUCUGCGGUUUAUUUUUUGGGUGUUAUUAGGUAGGAAAGAGGAAGACUGACUAUAAAUGUGUGGGACUGAGCGGUGUAAAUGUAAGAAAGGUACCCUCAGAAAUAGCCAAAAUUGAGCAGUUGACACAACACUUUUGCAAAACUGGUUUUCCAAGUGUGGCUUACGACUGAAAGCACCACCAGUCUUCAGUCCACCUGCCUGUGCUGGUUACACAUUGCUCCAGUCGAAUGAUUGUAUGCCAGUUUAACUUGACACCCUCCACCUAUCAUAAGACAACAUCUGUCAUCUAUGUUUGUUUACAUCCAGAUAGAAGAAUAUUGUAGCUUUACAGCAGUGGUCACCCAGGCUGAUGGUGUCAGGAGGCUACACCACAGCUCAGUCACAACCAUAGACUGUAUAUACUAUGGACAACUUGGUUCCUCCAGUAUAUGGAUUUGAAGCCGAAAAGCUCUCGGUAAUUCCGUGUUUUUUCUCCAUUUCCUGAAACCAACAUUGCGCAGUAGCUUUGUACGCAUUCGGCAGAAGAGUCGCAGAGAGUUGCUAUGAUGACGCUUGGCUCAAACGGCGUAUUCCCUGGAUGAGGUACGCAAUCCUUGUACACACAUAGGCUGUAUCAGGUGUCAAUCAUAGAAAACAUGAACCCCCGAAUAACUUUUAAAAACGGAGCUGUACAGAAAAAAGAGGACUUGAGCACAAAUCAGUCUUACAAUAACUACAUGUCAACAUCACAAGCAGGGAGGAAAAAAAAUGUGUUCUGUGUAGUAAAUUUCUAAAAUUUGUCCACAGCCCCAUAAACUUUGCUGGCGAAGGCAGGAUUUAUGACCUAUACUGCAGCCAGCCACCAGAGGGUGCUGUUGUCGGAGUGGCUUCACCCAGCAAAGAGGCAGACUCUGUUCAUUCUAUAUACAGUCUAUGGUCACAACAUAUGACCUGCAUUUCUCCUCCAAUAAUAAAAUCUUCAUUAUUUGUUUAUCAGGCAAUUAAUCCAUGGUGCUGAUUAGCAAGGGUGAGGAUGAGUGUAAAUGUGCACACCUCAACUGGAGAGUGGCAGUAGAUGUGUUGCAACGGGUCAAGGCUUGGAGUCAAACCGGCAACUGUUAAAAGAAAAAGCUUCAAAGCAAGAUAAACUACAUCGGGGUUAUCUCAAAACCAGAAAAAACAUACUUACUCCUUCAAAAUUCUGUUGUACACUCCGAGAUAAGGCUCAAGGAUUUAUCUGCCUUUUUGGUGAUACUUUGGUGAAACACAUGGCUCCUGUCGGGCCUCAAAACAGGCCCACUGAACAUGGCUUUACACCAGGAAUGACAUGAAAGCAGCGCUGGGUGGAGCUGGUUAUUGAAGUAUUUAUAGAAGUGGGAGGCAGAUGACUAGUCUUGAGUUUUAUGGCGUUCCCUCUAUGAUUGUUGUUUUUUCCUCUCAACCCUCACUGGACUGAUUGUAGGGCUUAUAUGAAAUAAGACGGCGGCUGUAAGAAGGUAAAAGAAUCUUAAACACUGCUUCUAUAUUUGCCGUUUGUGUUUGUGUGUAAAAAGAGGCGAGAAAGUGAGUCUAAUUGACAUUUGAAGAACACAAGUGUGUCCCGCCAGUGAGUACCAUUAAUAUUCUGUCUUCUGUAUCAGCCGUCAUGACCUCUCAGACAGGAUAAUGGCGGUGUAAUAGCUGAAGAUUGCAGCUAAGUUAUGACUCCACAGAGAGAAGAGUAUAAGCCAUCACUGAGAGGAGGAUUGGAUUAGUUUUGUCUGCUGUAUCCCUUCUUGUGCUCACCUCUCUCUCUGACAGCCCCCCUCCUCAUAGCAAUGGAUAAUGCAGAGUUAAAUGCUCUCAUCUGUAACUGGAGAGUCCUCUGUUGACUGACGGGAUGUCCUGACUCCGAGACCCACAGGAAGCUGCUGAAACAAUGGAAUUUACUGUUUAAGAACGAGCAUUUCCAGUUCCUUCUCUGUGGCCAUUAUUUGGAAUCAGACUGAGGAAAUACAACAUUAUUUGUCCUCUGGAGGAAAUGCCAGCUCUUUGUGCUCAGUUUGAGUUUGGGGUUAAAGGCCUUAGAUGGCUCCAGAGGUUGUGUGAGAUGAUAACAAAGAGGAAAAUGUAAAGAUAAAAAAUGUGAAUAAUCAGAAAAAGAAACUGUGACAGCCUAGUUGAUUUUGUUCAGUUUGUUGCUAGUCUUGUAGCAGCAGACCAAGUCUACUGUAAAAGCUGUAGACAGACUGGGGCCACCUUAAUCAAAACGUGAUAACAGACAAGCUUGAGAAACACACAGCUAGCCUGAUUCAUCCUGUAGAUAAACCUCUUAAAAGUAUAAACAUCUGAAAGUAAUGCUGGACACAGAGAAUCCACAAGUGUUGUGUUUAUUUUUUGUAUAAAUUAAUCAAAUAAAAUACAGGCUGCUGCUUUAAAUCUAACUAACACCACUAAGUCACAAGGCAACAAAAUCUUUCAAGUCCAUUAAAUAACAGGCUAAACUUUGCAGCUAGUUGAGAUUCCAUAUGAGUAGUGAAUGAACAAAUUGUUUUUCGUACUCUUGUGGAUGAAAAAAAAAAAAAGAGAAUAGUGGUACUGCUCUUGAGCUGCAGGUUAGCUAGCUUGUCAGAAUGAGUGGGAACAGGAGGAGACAGCUUGUCUCGCCCUUUUACUCUUUGACAUUUAAUACAAAGACACAGCAUCACUUGCUGGACUAUAAGUUGACAUCGCUGCCACAUGGGUUGGUAUUCAGGAAAGAUGCCUCGCUCAUAUGCGGCUUGGAGCUGUGAAGACUAAAGGUUUUACUGUAGCUCUUGUUUUGUACUGAACAUUUUUACACAUAGUACAGAGACACAUGCAUCCUGAUUUGUUAAAGGACCAUAGCAGUGUUAAUGUGACUCAUCACUUAUAGCACAGCCAACCUCUACAUGUUAAAUCUUGAAUCUUUUUGUAUUUGUUUAAUUGGUCCAAAUGUCUGAAGCAUUAAGUCCUCAUAUCAAACAAAUGUAGAAAACUGGUAAUGCAAAUUUAUAACUGCAACAUAUUUUACCCACAUAAAAUUUCAUUUUGUACAAUAAGAUCAAUCAACAAUGCACCUUCCUAGCUUCAUAUCCAACACUCGGAUGGUGUCACUUAAGGACAAUGAUCACUGCAGGGGAUCGAGCCCUGGAGGGUGGCUUGUCUUUCACCAUGAUCCUCUCUAUCAUCACUACAGGUGGUGUUUUAAUAAGAUAGAGACCAAUGUAUGUGUGUCUCUGUGUGUGCGUGUUCCAAUUACUGCAGGGUUGUCAGUUCACUACAAGCUUACAGAGCUUUCUAACUCUGAGUCGACUCCUGCUGCACUCACUCGUGACUCUUUUAUGACAUCUUUGUGACUUUUUCCUCCUCCUCACUGACAGCUUAUGUCUGGGAAUUGGAGGAGUAAUAACAUUCUUAUAACUUUGCUUUAGUCUUGCUAUAUUGAAUUUGUGUUUCACAAGCAGUACUCAAUUACAACCCAAUUGAUGAGUAUUGUCUUAAUGGCGUUUUUCAAGAGUGAGGCUUUGAUUUAAGGUUUUUAAUAUGUGGUAGUGUGUGAUGAGUCACACUCAUUUAUACAAAGCAGUGUUGAAGAAAAAAAUCUACCGUGCUUGAAGCCUUUAAGUAAAUUAUGUUAGGUUAUUUUGACAUAAUUAGCCAUUAAUAAUCAUCAAAAUGACAUGAAAAUGGUACAGAAAGUAGAUUUGGAGAAAACUGAGAUGAUUGCACUCACUAUGAGAUAGCUAGAUGUCUUAUGAUUUGCUAUGUUAUUCACAUUUAUCAUGCAUUUUGCUUGAAAAAUCAGAAUCUGAAAAGUAAUUCUAGCUGAAAAGUGUUGUAUUAUUUGAGGUGGUUGAAUAGAUCCUUCUGACAGUGUAUUGAAGCAAGAGGAUAGAGCAAAGUUAUGUGAUAAAAACUCAUCAAAAUAAAACUGCAUUGGAGUUAAAUAUUAGAUAUUAACCUCCUUUCUACCACCGUUUGUUCCUUAUGUAGUUUUCCAGUAAGGAGCUGAUAUUUCAGGCUCUUUUAAAUCCUUAAAUUAAUUCAAACUGCAGCCACAGGAGAUUAAAAACCACAUCUUUGAAGUCACAUUAGGUCUUUUUUUUAACUUCAGUCUCACAGGAUUAAGAUCUACCACUGGGGGGCAGCAGCCCAUAAUGACCACACAUGGUUCAUCUCAUUCACUGGCCGUCUCAUGGUUGCUGUGGUAACGGGGUCUGUGUGAAGCAGACUGUCAGUGGUGGUGCUCAGAGACACAGAGGGCAGUAUUGAGCUGGAAGACGGGAUAUGAAUCCUAAUCAGCAGCUGAGCAGAUCUCCAACAAACACAUCAACACAUUUCCUUAAAUUAAUGUACAUAAAUAAUCAAAUACAUGCAAACCACCACGGCUGCUGUUUGGGUGUCUGAUACUCUGCUUCGAAACCACAGGGCAUAAUUGACAGGUAGUAACAGUGGCUCGUUGUGAUGACAGCUGUUAUGUGCUACUAUAGGUUGCAGCUGCUUGGUAGUCCUCUGCUGAUGUUUUAAGCAGCUACUGCCAUAUGUCCUAGAUCCUUUGCUAUCUGGCCUGCAUGUUUCAAUGCAUACUGUACAUUGUCUUGUAUUACAGCAUUCGAACCUUACUUCAUGUACAUCAUGCAAAAUGCACAUCCCCAGCUCCUUGAGUCAGCUUGUCCAAUUAAAAUAAUAAAGAAAAUUUGAUUUGCAUGUGUUAAUUCAUGUUUUCAUGCUCACAGAAAUAAACAUGAGGGACGUGUGAAUCACUAUCUCCUUAAAUUUUCAUCAGCACACAUACCCACCCCUACCCCAAUCCCCAAAAUCAGACAGGGAUGCAUAACUAGAUUUAAGGUUAUGUAAUGCUGACUGGAGGCAUGGAGGAUGUGUGUAAUCCACUCUUAUUUGGGUUAAACCCGUCUCUCUGUCUCACUCUUUCACUCCAUGUCUCUCUGUAUGAGGACAAGAGCCUCACAUCCUCACACAUCUUGCCUCGGCCUCCAUCCAUGGUUGGGUAGCACAGGGCUGAUCUCUGUCACACACAGUAUUUUACAAGCCGGAUCCACAAACAUCUCCUCUCCAAGGAAAUGUCUCUCAGCGUGCCAGGGUCUCUGGUGUCUGAGAUUCUCCCCUGAUGGGAUGAUUUCAUUGUUAUGAGUAUGAAGAAUAUCCUCUUCAAGCCGUACGCAAAUGAUCCGUCUUAUCAUGGAGAAACAGACUCAUUGUCAGUUAUUUUCACAGGCAGAUAGAAUAAAAUAGCAGUUUUAGGGCUGCAGUUAAUGCCUGCUUUCUUGAUUUAUUCAUCUCUUAGUCUCUAAAAUUUCAGAAAAAACAGCCACUCAUUAUAUAGUCCUCCACAGCCCAAGGUAAAUUAUUCACAUAAAUAUUAAAUCUGUCCAAGGUUCUACUGUUCUGGAAAUAUGAGAUAACCAAAAAUAUUCCCUGUGAUUUGCAAAGAAAACACUAAUAAAUGUCAUAUAACUCUUGCUGUGGACUGAUUUCUUAUUGAUUGCCUCAUUGAAUGAUUGCUUUACUCAAAUCUUAAGCAUCCAAACACUAUUUUCACUCUGUGGAUAGCACUAUUAAUGUUUUUGAUGGAUGGUCCACCAUUUUGGCUGCCACAAAAUACUCCAUUUCCUCGAUGACUUAUGAUAUUUAUAAUCCUGAGGGCACUUAUCAAGUAAUGUUAUGAAACAUUUGUUCAUCCAUUGUUGCACUACUGGAUGACCGAGAACCAUGACCUUCUUCAGAAGUUUAACUCUGACAACCAUCAAGUGUAGAGAGCACUCAGAAAACAGUCUUAUUAUUGACCAUCUAUUUAGAUGGCUAAACAUGAGACCACAGAUUGAAAUGUGUAACAGUGCAGUGUCAUGAGAUCCUAUCUGUGAUCUGUGCUUAUUUACAUCCAGGUAGUUUCUAUUCUAUUCUGUUAAUUUGUUUAGCACAGAUUAAAAACUGUGCAAGGAGGGAACGAAGCCAAUAGGGUUAUAGAGUUCCACUCCCAUCAGGGCAGUGAAGGCAUAGGGUGCAAACAACAAAGUAACUAGGACAUAGACAGGUUAUAAAUAUACAAUGAGUAGGGAAAGAUCAAAAUAGAUAUAAACUGUCAUAAAUAGAACAUAGACUAAUCAUCAACCAGAGAUAGAGAAGAUAUAAGUAUACAUAAAAAGAUAAUGACGUGUUUAAGACAUGAUUAGAUGAGAUUUCAAUGAUAUUUUAAAGGAUUUGAAGGAUAAUAUUGAUUUUAGAGAUGUGUCCAGAGAAUUCCAUAGUUUCGGUCCUCUAAAAGUGAUAUUAGACUGAUGACAAAAAGUUCGACAGCAUUGCAGAGUUAUGGCAGCAGCAACUGACCAGGUAACACACCAUAUAACUGUGAUUUUACGCCUACUAUUAUAAUGAUAUUAGUAAUUCCUCAAACGCACUAGCAAGGCUGCUGUUGGCAAGUCUGAGUGACAAUAUUAGACUGUUAAAACUGACUCAACUUUACCUUUAUGACCUUUAGUAUGCUAGUGCUUUGAUGCUGGGAUUGGCACUUUCUUUCUGUUACAUCAAAACGACUGUGAAUUAUUUCUUAUACUUAUGGUCAUUUCUCUACACAUUGUUUUAAUUGUAACCACUGGUAACUAAAGGGCCACCACACUGACAUUCAUGAUACUCAUGUGAGCGAGCUGUCACAUCGUCACACUCUGAUUCAGACAGUUUCUGAUGUUUUUAACUCCCUCCACUUACUACAAAUGUUGAAUUAAUUUGCGCAUCUAUUGUGACGAUGUUAGCACAGAGAAAGGCCGUACUACUCACGAGACAGAGGCAGCUGUAAAAUAGCACAGUGUAUAAGAAUGCAAGCACAUUCUCAGUCACAAUAUGCCGUGUCUUAUUGUAUACAAUACAAGGAUCUCCAUUCAGUACACACAGUGAAUUGAACAAUUCACCAUGGGUAUUGUCCAAAAUCUGUGGAGCGCUGAAGCUGUGGAGCUGAGAUGAUAUCUCCUAUUCUCCCACCACAUCUGGUUGUUUUUGUUGGAUUUUGAAGCAUUUUUCUUCUUUUUGCAUGCUGCUGGGAAAACACUGUAAUUGGGUCAAGGAAAGACCUCCAUUGUUCAAUUCAAAAAUCUCAACAACAACUCAGUGUUUUAAAAGACCUUAACGUUACAGUGGAUUGAAAAUAGAUAGGGGGUUCACAGUUUCUCUUUUCCCUGAAAUGAGAAGUAUCAAACUGUGACAAAACCAGAAUGUGUAAAACCACGAAUUUGCUCCUGGUCUGGUCUACAGAGGAAAUGGUUUUACCAAGCAAAUAAAUCUCCAUAUGGCUUCCACUUUUCAGUUAGCAGAAUGCUUCACCUACAGCGUUAUAACAUCUGCUUAUUUGUUUGACGAAUGCUAGCAUUAAGGAUUUAAAAAAAUGUCAGCAGAAUCUGAGUAAACAGCGAAUGAACUGAACACACAGGCCACAGUGUUGUGAUUGUAAUCUCUGAUGCAUGCAGCGUUAAUCCUCAUAAAUAUUGAAUAUUUGAUGACUUUCUCAUUGAUGGAGCAUGACACCUGGGCGGCCCGCCCUCUGCGAGCUGUACGUACCCAUGGGAGGGGGUUGUUUCCUGACGGCGGUUCCUAUCUGAGCCAGCAAAACUGACAUGGUUCUCAAUGCAAACACUGAUGUAUGUGAGCAUAUUUUAUUCUGAUAAGAUGACGUUGAAAUAAAUCAAAUAAACAAAGACGCACAGAGCAGAGGAUGCAACAACUGUGAGAAUGCUUAUUACGUAUGUAUGUUUGUGUGUGUGUGUGUGUGUGUGUGUGUGUGUGUGUGCUGUGGUAUCUGUUUUUCCUUUUACAAUCUGACUGCUGCUCGCCUAGCAGGGACUGUAAUGAUGGUCGUCAGCACUGGAUGGUUGCUAGGUAACAAUUACCUGACUGUGCUUUGCUUGCACUGAAUUACACAGUGGGCUGUGUGCAUGUGUGUGUGUAUAUGUGUGUGUAGAGGAACGGAAAAAUACAGCAAAGUAGACUACAAACCAGUGUCUUCAUUCUGUGUGGAGAAUGGCCUGUACUGUAAUCAGAACCAAUGCUUUUUUUUUUCUAUCUGCUUAUCUGCGUGUCAAGAUUUAAGCCUCAGAGUGUGAGAAUUAUGAUAAUAAGAUCCUCGAUUGUUGUAAUUACUGUGUGACAAAUGUUUCAUAAGAAGGGUUUGGUGUUUUAUUGCUCCUCUGCUUUAUUUUAGACUUAUUAAUAUUUUAUUAUCAUCUUCAUAAAACGGCGUGCCUGCGUGUUGUUGUCUCCUGGGAUUCAGUGCUUCAUGUUAUCAGUGCUACAUGCUUCAGUAUUUAUAGUAUUGUCCCUGGGGGGAGGAGGUGGAUGUGAAGCAGAGGCUGACAGAUGAUGAUGUCACCACAGGGCCACACCUCAGGGCAGAUGACUGAUACGCUGCUGCUGCUUUAAGACCGUUUUUACUUUCUCAGCUGCUGCGCUGAUACUUCUUGUCUGUCCUUGUCCCUGAGAGUCUCAGCAGCAUUUCUCAUCAGCGCUUCCUUCCUUCCUACAUCCUGUCUUGUUGGUGGGACUUUUACUCCAAAAAACCUUCAGCACAGCCUUGGCUUUCACCUUUCAGGCACAGCUGGACAUGUGGGAGAAAAAGCUGACUCCCUUUUUUUGUGCAGAAGGAUGAGAUUGGUUAAGAGAUAUAAAGCUAAAGCUUGCAACCUCUAAGCUUAGCAAAGCACAGACGUUACAUGAGGUCGAAUGCUAUAAUGCUUCAAUGCAAGGUGUAAACAAGCGCAAAUGACAGAUUCAAUCUUGAGGAGCAGAGUGGAUUGAUGGUAUUUAAUGUAGAUAAAAUGGACAUAAACACACACCCACAGGCAUAUGGACAUUAACCUGCAUGUAGGACCAAUAACUCAAAUGUUAGCCUUCUCUGCUGCCGCCCCCACCCUCUGGAAUUCACUCCCCAAACCAAUUGGAGACUGCACAGACCCCCAUACUUUCAAAUCACUCCACCCUGUGAACUGUUCUUUUGUUGUCUUUUCAUAUUGAGUCUUUUUAACUAUUCUACACUGUUGGUCUUAUUACUCAAAAUUUUCUGUAUUAUAGAUUGUUUUUUUUUUUUUGUAAAGCGUCUUUGAGCGCCUGUAAAAGCACGUUAUUACUAAAAUUUUGUAUUAUUAUUAUGUUAGCUACACUCUGCAAACCAUUUUGACAUUGUUUGCAGAGGAGGUAUUAUGCAAUUUUACCUGACUCUUUUUGUACCCUUUUAAUAGCUUUACAUGAUUGUCAGAUUUAAAAAAAGCCUUUAGUUUCUCAUACUGGUGUACAAUUAUUUUAGCUUCCAUCUGAAACGCUUAGUUUUAGCUGCUGUCACUUUAAGAAUAAAUCUUAGAAAUGAACCACUUUCUGUUAUAGUUUUUCCAUACCCUUAAGCUCCUGUGAGGAACUUUCUGUCUGUGUUGAUUUUGGCGCCCCCUGUGGACAAAGUUGUAACCAUUGCAUGGAUGCUGGCUUCAUCUUGUCCUUGUGAAAGUGGGGAAGAAAUCUACUCCUGUUGUCUUAUAUCACUCCCUUUUUUUGUUGUUGUUGGAAAAUGAACAAAAGCAGUUUCUUCUGCGUACCUACCCUCACAAUAGUUUGUGAGAUAUGGUCAGUCUUGUCUUUGAGGGUCUGGUUUGCUGUUAUAUUAUAGUGACACAUCAAUGUUUGUUUUAGUCUGAUUCAUAACCUUUAAAAAAACUUCUCACAAGAGCUUUAAGACGAGUCAAGUACUCAGAAUCUACAUCCCUGUUCUAACAACAAGGAAGUUAUUUGUUCUACACAUCCCUUUUUUCUCUACUCGUUCAUUAGCUUAUAAGUUGGUCUUCACAAAAGUGCACGGUUGUAGCUGAUGUCUGUUUGGCUGGGAAGAAUUGGUGAACUCACUGUCAUCAUACAGAGGCUAAAAGUACUUUAACUGCGAUUUCAUUGCAGUUUAACCAUUGUAAAAUUCCCAUUAGCAUCAUAGCAGGCCCAGUCAGCGCACUGACCCUGCCACCUCAGAGCACUGAGCCAGGAGAAUCUCCUCAGCUGUAGUCAGGGGCCAACAGGAGGCCAUGGCACCUCCCCCAAGAGCUGCUUGCCAGCUCUCCCAGACAUGGAUGAUAUAUUUGGAGAUCAUUAAAUGCUCCUAAAUGAGACCCUGGUGUGAGAGCGAGCUCUGACCAUCUGGCCCCAUUGUGAGUGCCGGGGCUCCGUUCAAACCCAGCCAGCAGCAUCAGCACCUCUGAUUGGGUGGAUGAUGAGCAAGCGUGGGCAUCUCAAGCCAAUCAGAGAUUCUUUAAAUCAUUUACCUAAGCCUGCUUCCAUAUCAGUGUUUUUCUCUUACUUUAAUGCCCUGUUGCUCUCUGCCAUGCAAUAUUGUAUAGACAUUCAUUAUCCCAAGAAGAUAACAAAAACUUAUUUAAUCUCCAGACUCUGCCUCUAGAAUCUGGAGAUUAUAUUCUAAAAAGUCUCAAUGGAUGAUGGAUAAUUUAAUUUUGACUGACUGUCAUAGUGUCCAGAUGAUGCACCCUCAUGAUUUCGGCAAUGUACAGACUUAUCUUCCUUUUCCAAUAAUGUUGGAAUCUACUUUACUGUAUUUUGUUAACCACAGCUAAUAUCAGCCACCAAAUCUUCUCACCUGUUUUGUGUUGUUUUAUAAGCUUUGUUAGUAUUCUUAACCAAAGCCAGCUUUUCUCACCAGAAAGAGGAGGAAUUAUGCUGUUUCAUGUCUUAAAAGCAAAUUUUAAGCUAAAAUGCCGGGUGCCAGUACUGCACUUUGGCAAAGUUUCAGAUUGUAAGUUAAGUGUGUGUUGGUGUGACCCUAGGAUGUGGCUGCAGGCUGCCCUGAGCAGCUUGUUCAAGACUGGACACAAGACUUGACCAAUUCAUAACAUCACUGAUUUAAUUGUAAUUUGUCAUUUCGAAUAAGCUAAAUAAGCUUUAUAAGCUUUCUUCAAUAUUAACUAAUAGAUGUAUUGCUGCUUUGGUUGGUCAAUGACACAGAAAUCAACAUAAAAUGAAAAUUACUCAGCUUUAAAUAGUUUUUAUUGUAACAUAGUUUAACAUGGUUAAACCUCCCUGAGGACCACAGUUUUUUGUGUUGUCUGAAGAAGAUAAACAAGGCUUGUCUUGUGCCCUUUUUAGUAUCCAGGAGUGUUUCAACUCUGGAAAUGUCACUGCCUUUCAUGACCUUACCUUUGGUGAAAUGACAGCAUGUAAACAGCAAAGAGAAAAGCGGGUUAUUUACGUCCUCUCUUGUUUAUUUGAGUUGUUUUUGUGUGUCUUCUGUUUCCAGGUCACAAGCUCAACAAGGACCUGAAGCACUACCUGAGCCUGAGGUUUCAAAAGUCUUCUCCUGACCAUGAGCUGCAGAAGAUUAUCCGAGCCAACCUGUAUCGCCACGCUGUGCCUUGUGAGUAAAGACAAUUGGAAGUAAAUGAUGUGAUGGUGGAUACUGAAAUCAGACAGGAGACGUGGUCUUUAACCAGUCUAUUGUAUCAGCACUUCAUCUUUACCCUAAUGACCCACUUUCUUUUGGCAUCUUCCUCAUUUGUUUCAUCUCUCAUUAAUCUCAUUCUCCCCUCUCAGCCACCCAUUAAAUAUUCUACUCUUUAUUUCCCCACAUCAUUCAAAAAAAAUCCUCCUCAGCUUUGCUUCUAGUAAACGAAAUGAAUAAAAAAAAUAUGUUUCCUUGAGUCUUUGACCGUAGUUUUCGUUACAUAUUACUGUCCAUUGCAGGCAUGCAUGUUGUGACAGAGCCAGAGCUCCAUUUUUGCAGACAACUAUACAAAAGUGCAGCUUGAGCCAAACACUGCACACUGUGCCAGAGUCCACAGCUGGGCUCUGUUACGUCACAAACAGUUUGAUGUGCGAUUGGGGGACACAGUCCAGCUCAUUUUGCUACUGUACUCAUGUCACAAUGUGGUUCUUAAAAACAUUUAGCUUCAGUUGUGAUGACUAAAAAGCUAGAGGCGUAACUGGCACUGUGGAUCUAUCAUGGAUACUAUUAGACAAAAAGUGUGUGUGUGUGUGUGUUUGUGUGUUUCCCACCCUGUGGAAUAGCUCUCUAUUAUCACACGUAUGCCUCAACAUGAUUAAAUCAACCAAGAAAGGGAUCAUCGUUUCCUGUAAACUACACUUCCUCUGAUUUGACUGUGUAUGUUUUCGUUAGCAUGCAUUUGCAUUGCAGAGCUUCCCAGUAAAAUACCACUUCUAAACUAGACUCAUGUAUUUUUUUCUCUACCUUCUAUCUCUCUUUUUUCUCUCUAUCUCUAGCUGUCUGUCCUUCUCUUGCGCUCAGCCAUGUGACCGGUAAAUCCGGCUCUCUGAGCCUCCCCUGGUGCCCUGACUGGGAUUAUGAUGUUCUGAUAUAUUGAAAAUAGAUUCCUGCCUGAUUAUGUGAUGAACAUGUAUGGCUCUUACAAUGAAUGCAGGGCUAUGGGAAGGCCUUGGCACACAGGGGACAUGAAUUGGCCUUAACAUUGCUUAAAAUAACAAUGAUACAUUAAAAUGAUAGAUUUACAGCAAUGCAGUUCAAGGGUUCACUGGAUGAGUAAAGGCGCUUUUCUUACUUUUCACUAAUUCUUUCUCCUCCUGACUCAAAUACAGGAUAACUUAACCACAGAAGCCCCUGAACUCUGAACUCUUGCAGUUUAAUAGAGAGCAUUUCUCAAUAUAGACUUAUAAAAUCUGUAUUAUAUUGGGUGUUUUCAGCUCCCUGAGUUAAAACAUCUGUAAAAUAAGUGAAAAAUCUUGCACAUGUGGCUUUUAUUCAAGGCAAAUCUCCUAGAAAGGUUCCUUACUUACGGUUCAAAACUACACUCAACCCAGAACCUUUACUGAGAGGUCAAAAGAAGAAAUUGCUUGAAUAUGAAGUGUUGUGAACCACAUUCGGGAUUCUGUUAGUUAAGUUAUUGUCUCAGUUUUAAGGCUGUGUCUCCAUCAUCUCUGUAACACUGCACUCAGAUCAGAUUUGUUUCUCAAAUAAGAUUUUUGAGUUGGACUCUUCCUUCUGUUUUGUCUCAUUUGCAUUCUUAGACAAACUCAGUCCAACUUGAUGUGUUGCACUGACAUCAACGUAGGGGCCAGGGGCUACAUGUGUUUUUAAUGUGGUUUUCCAUCGUGGAAAUAAGAGAAAUGAAGCCCAUCAGAACAUUCGUACUGUAUAGUCCCAGUCACUGAUGUCUGUCUGCAGAAAAAUUCAGUGAGCUGCCUGCACUUUGUUCUGCACUGUCAUCACUCCAGAUCUGGCAUCUGUGAUGUGAACCACAUUACCAGUAAUGCUAAAAAUAUGUUGAACUCCAGUUUGGGUCAAAGUGAAAAAUGAUCUGGAAGUCUAAACAUGAUCUUAUCUAUUUUAUAUGUGAAAUACAAAAUUUUACAAGCUGACCUGCUCACAGCAACAAUGCACAACUUCUUCAUUAUAUUUAUUAAAAUGCAGCACUGUUUGCUAUCUUAAGACCUCUCAAUAUGCAAGUCUAUACCUUGGUAACAAAUCUCCCUCAUCUCUUUAACUUUGUACUUGGAAUUGGCAACAGCCCAAUGAACCUCAGGGACUUCACAUACACAAAGACAUGCACACACAGUGCCGAUCUGCCCUGCUGGCUCUGACGUUUCAUCGUGAUAGCUCUCUGGUAUCUGCAUUGAAGAUGGGACACUGAAUGGGUUGUGAUAGUUGAGUCUUGUUCCAGAAAUGAAAUGAGAAAAGUUAGCUGUUAGCGUGCCAACUUUAGUGAAAUAAGCAAAACUAGAGCAGGGCUGGACACUAACUUUGUCCACAAGGGGCACAUGUGCUCCUAAGUUGAAAAAGUAAGGAGCACAAAGAACUUUGGGGGCACAAGGAAAAUUGAUUAGAUAAUGUUGUCUUAUUGGUCGACAUAAGUACUUUUAUUUGAAAUCAAUUUUAGGUCUUUUGGUCACAUGACAUGGAAGCUAUUGAAAGAAAACAGACUUUUUUGAGAACAUCAACUGGUAAUUUAUUGACGGUCCCUUAUUCAACUACCGACGUUGACAAGCGAAGGUGCCGAGUAGAUUUAACCACGCUGCUGUUGCUAUUCCUGGUUGUGGAGAGUGAGAAGACAUCGGUAGAUCCGCAGUGAAUGUGUGUUGAAUAUCCAACCUAAAACUAACUUAACCGCGGUAUUUACAUGAAUGAAAACAUUUGUUGCCAUGGCUAAUUUUUUUAUGCGCACAUGUACCCCUAAAUACAUUUUACAAAUCGCACAUGUCUAUUUUUAGUCGCAAAUGCGAGUGAAACAGUCGCACUGUCGAGCCCUGUAGGGUGACCAUAUGUCCUCUUUUACCUGGACUUGUCCUCUUUUUGAGGGCUGUCCGACUUUGUCCGGGGGAGUUUAUAAAAUCCUUCAAAUGUCUGGGGUUUUGUAUGGAAGUUUCGAGUUUGUGUCGUGUGGACUUACUGACUUCGGAACGAAUAAAAAACACUUAUUCCGACCUGAAAAACUCAAAAUAACACGCCCGACUCUGUGACUCAGCCCCUGUGUAGUCAUGUUGUCUUUUUGGGGAUUCAGAAUACAGUCACCCUAGCAAAACAGUAUAGUGUAUAGUGCAGUUUGAGAAGGUUUCAGUUUUAACACCACAAAUAUUUUCUGUCACAGUGAGUUAGUCAUUUGUAUUAGCUUCGUGAACAUGUAUUUGGGACAAAGGGGUAUUCCUGUUGGCUUCCUAGCCGCCGUUAGCUUGCAUGCUAUGUGAGUCCAUUUAGCUUUCUGUAGAGCUGUCCCCAAGGAGGAGUGAGCGUAAUCAGCAGCAUGUGAGUACACCGAGAAAGACCCCUGCACCCAGUGUCUUUCUCAGAGCACUCAGAGUGUUUUUCAGUGCCCCCAUCCUGUUUGACAAGGUGCUAAUGUUGCUGCUCCAGCCAAUCAAUCAUAAACGACAUGGGAUGGAGCUGGUUACCAUGGUCACCAGGAAAAUAAACGCUUGUCAGGUAACUCAAUGCUGUAAUCGUUACACUGCAAUUCUGUGAAACCGUGAUGUUUUAUCUUAAGGUCAGCAUCCCAACAGGAUCUCAUACUGGCCUGUGGUUUGCGCUAAAAGCAGUGAGAAACACAAAAAAUGACCACUUUUCAGUCAGUUUUAAGUCAAAUUUAAUGUAUAUGACUUUAACUUGUUGAGAACAUAAGCCCUUUAGUUUGUGGUUGUAAGGGCAAAACAGCAAAUGUUAGCACAACAGGAGUUGGCAGUGUUUGUUUGGGACUAUUUUCAGACCCGUGUGCAUGCAAGUAUAAUGCAGCAGAAAGGUGUACGUGGGAUUGACUUAAAAUAAACUAGAGUGCCCACGUUCACGUUGAUACAGAAAAAUGUCAUCCAGGGAAACGUUGCAGAUCACUGAUGUGUUUCAAAGUAGAAAACAAGAAUGGUUUAAAGAACAGAGAAAUAAAGAGUUUGACCAUUUUUGGGUGAUAUUAAGAAUAUGAAAAUAGUAUAACAAAGAUUUACUGUGUCAAUUACUAUGAUUGGCUAAAUUGGCUGAAAACACAAAGCUGGUCAGUUGAAUACUAAAUGUUUACAGUGUCUCCUCCUCUUCUCUCUCUUUCUCUCUCUUUCUCUUUCUGUUUCUUUCUGUCCUCCUCUCUUCCUGUCCCUUCCGCUCUCCUUUUCUUGGUGACCUACUAUCGCCACCGCCUCCUGUUUAUUGUCUCUCUCUUUCUCUCACACUCACACAUGCAAAUAUUUCCUUGGCAUGACAAAGCAGAAUGACAAAAGCAGUCAAAUAAAAGCCACACUUCUGAACCCUCUGUCUCCUUUGUCUGUGUGUCCCCCAUGUCUCCUCCCCCUCUCCCGAGCACAUGUGUUGCUGCCUGUGUUUGACUCGAACAGGUGCCACCACUGGCCGAGGUGUUUUUUUUUUUUUCUUCUUCUUCUCUUUUGGUGAGUGUGUUUAUAGGAGGAACACCCCCCUCCCCUCCCCUCCUCUUCCUCCUCCUCCUCCUCCUCCUCUUUUCUCCCUCAUAGCCCCGCUGCUACAGAUGGCCAUUGUUAUCAUGUGCAGCAAAUGUCACAAUUGAUAGAGAAGUCGUUCUCUCGUGGGAUUCAUUUCCCUCUCACGUCUACAGCUGCUGCUCAGGGAUGAGGGUUAUCUCAGCGUUAUCCCGAGGUUUGAGCCACACAGCGAACCAAUCCUUCCCUCCCCCCACCUGAUCUCACCCUCCCUCCCUCUCUCUCUCUCUCUCCCUCUCUCUCUGCUCUCUUCUCUGUCGUCCUCCCCUCUCUUCACUUCAAAUCCUCCUGUGAGUGUCAGCGUCCCUGUGGCUCGGCGUUGGCUGCUGCCUUCCUCUGUCUCUCUGUGUCACACUCGAGCUGCUCCCGCUGUCUCCCUCCAUCUCUCUCUCUCUCUCUCUCUUUCUCUCACUCACUCACUCUCUCUGUCUCUCUCUCACUCACUCUCUCGCUCUCUCUUUCUCCCUCCCCUUCCUUGCUGUCCUUCACUCCCUCGCUUCCUUGUUUUCCACUCCGCUGCUGAUCUCGGGGAAAUCAUUGUUGGAGACAAAUUUCUCUGUUUGCCGCUCACACAAAGAAAAGGGAUUACGACUUGAUUUGACUGCGCCGGGCUCGCUCUGCAUCCAGGCAAGUGGCAGCUCCUUAUUCUUUCCUUCUUUUUUUCUACCAUCAUCAUCCGCCAUCCCAAGCCUGUGAUGUAUGCAUGGCAGAGAUGUGUGUGUGUGUGUGUGUGUGUGUGUGUGUGUGUGUGUGUGUGUGUGUGUGGUUGAUGCUGUGUAUAUAGGCUAAGGGAAUCAGGGAAGGUGGGGGUAGGGGUGGGAAUUAUGUGAGGGGAAAGAGAGAGGGGCAGGCACACUCGGAGCAGGCACGUCCAACCCAGAGGGACAGAUGGCCGGUAGCCUUGGUGCUUUUUCCUCUUUGGUUUUCUAAUUCACCCUGCAGGCUUUGUGCAAGGCCCGCUAGUACACAGACCUUCUUUUCAAGAGGCAAGAGAUGGCUGCUCUCCUCAGCUAGAAGAGGGAGGGAGAGAUAGAGGGGGUAUCUGUGUGUGAAGAACGGACAGGGUAGAGGAGAGGAAAGGAGAGGAGGAGAUGAAGAAGAAGGAGGAGGAGGAAGAAGAAGGGGGGGUUUGCUGUAGAAGCAGAGCAGUUUUUUUUAAGUGGAGGUUAAGAGAGGAAGAGAAGAAGAGAUGAGGAGUAAAAUGAGGGGGGGGGUCAUCAGCUUCAACUGCAUGGAGGUCAGGUCCAGAUGCUGCUCAAACAAAAGGGGCUUCUCUGGGGGGAAGCGUGGCACUCGCCAUUGUGUGUGUCGCUGCAUUGCAGGGUGCUGCCGGGGAGCCUCAUGCUAAUGACGGCCAUUCAUUCUGGUAACGGAUGAGUGGGCCCCAGCUCCUGUUUGCCUGUUUUUUCACAUACGCACGGUUCAUAUUUUUGUUCCUUUUAGCAAAUAUGUGCAGAGUUAACCUCGAUUCGCUCUGGAAACAGCCAAGGAUGCAGAGGAACGACGGCUUCUGAGCUUCUGUAGGAAGCUGAGCAAAUAUGUGUUUUUGCAUAGUAAUGAUGUGAAGGCAGGUGCAAACUGUGUGUAUGUUUACAUGGACUAUUUGUGUGUCAGGGUUAUGUUUAAUGCAUGUGUCAGUGUAUUCAUUCUUAUACAGAUGCAGGCAUGGUUUAUAGUCAUUAAAAUAAAUCACACUCAGGCCAGAAGGACUGCAGAUCUGUGUUCUUGUGGAUCCAUUAGUGUGAUUGGCAGGUGGGAGGAAAGUGGCACAGGAGGCUGUGGUCUCUGGCGUUGUUUUUGUUAUUGGCAAUCUCUUCGAAGGCCCAUUCCAAAGGCAUCUGAUGGUGAAUUAUCCCAGAAGAAACCAUUACAACAACACAGCCUCUGUUUUUGUUUUUUCACCAGGAGUUUCAAACAAGCUGUACCUGAGAUUGCUUAAAUAAAUCCCAGAAAGACUCCACUGUGAUCAAGAGUAUAAAGCAUCAUCCUCAUGAUGAUAUUAUUGUUUAAAAAUUCCUUACUCGGGUUCCCAUUGCCAAGCCUUUGAAGGUAGCACCCCCUUACUGUGUAGAUAGAUGUAUAGACUGUUGACAAGAUCACGCCAGAGUCUCUCAGGCCAAAAUCUGGAAAUAUUCCCUGAUAAUCGAGCCAAUAUCUUGUCCCAUAACUUCAAAAACCUUGUAAAUCUUCCCAUCUGUUUCUGAUGAAGGAGCUGCAGCCUUACUUGUGCAUCAGUUAUUGCUUUUCGUCGAGUACUGUGAGGAUAAUAACCCUGUCUUUGAGGUCAAGGGGAUGAACUGUGCUAAUUCACAGACUGGACAAAGAUUCUCUGUUGUGAUCACAUCGUCUGUAACCAGACUCAUCUCUGUGUGAGUGUCUUGUGAUGGUUUGGAUGUGGAUCCUCUGUGGCAGCCAGCUAGCCCACAUUACUGUAGCUCCUGAGUGUGUGAAAGCAGCUGAGCAGUAAGAGUGAUGACGCCAGAGUGAAUCUAAAUACAGAUAUAUGCUUUAACUUUCUUCUCUGAACUUUGUGGCCAUGUUGCUGCCCACAGUAUCCGCUGUGUUUAGAUCAUAUUUAUUCUUCUGUGGGUUGGCUCACUCUUGUUAUCCCAGGGGGGUAUGGUGUUUAUUUAUAACAAGACGGUCCAGCUCCAUCCGAGAGGCUCCUUCACCAAUUGAUGUAUAAAGGUUUUCAAAAGACCUUCUUAAAUGUCAAUUUUCUCUUUUUUCUUUUGCACCUGUAUGAACUCGAUCUAUCAACGUUAUUUAUCAUUGGUUCAUUUUACAAAGUCGCUCAAAUAACAUCAUGGAUUGCAUUUCUGUCAAGACAGCAGGGGAUCCGCAUAUUGACAUAAUAUAUGUGAUUCAAAAGGGAGAGUAGAGAAUGAAACAUCUGCAGCAAAGCAGUCAGAGAGUAGGAGCAUCAGGUGGUGUGUGUUGGUAAAGCAGAGGGACAAGGUGAGCAUGGAGAAUGAUCGAUCGUGAAAAUUAGGGGUAGGAUCACUAGUGGCUUACUUUGUGUUGCUGCCUACUUUGGCCACGAUACGAUAUUAUUGAGAUUUUUAACAUUUUUCAAUACAGUGAGGAUUGCGAUAAAAUACAUUGCGAAAUUUAGCAUUUGUCUCUCUUUUUUGUUUGUUUUAUUUUCAUGUAGUAAAUCUUGCAAACCUUAUAUGUAUAUAUUUGUUGUACUAACAUUCUCCCGCUCUGAUGUCACCUCUGCCAACCUCACUGGACAAACAGUUGAUUUUAUUUUUCCAUUAUCAUGGAUUUGACCUCAUAUUAGCAGUUAAUUUAAAAAAUCGAUACUUGGUAAAUGAGACGAUACGAUAUACACACCAGACAAAAUAUCGCAAUACUAUGCUGUAUCGAUUGUUUUCUCCCACCCCUACUGAAAAUGCUGGAUCUGUGUUUCACAUGUUUUCGAAAUAAACACAGUGUGCAAAAACAUUAUUCAAAUUAAUACUUUAUCUUCAUAAACAUUCAUGUUCCCAAUAUUUCUUUAAAUUGUUUUUAAAAACGAUCAUUUAGUCCAUAAUUGUACAGCCCUACCUACUAAUCAAAGUCAUGAUUGCAGAUUUGUAAUGCUACAUAAUAUGCUCAGUGUAAGAGAGGGCAGUACACCAGUUUGAAUAUUCCACACUCAGAAUAGCUCACUAAGUUUCCAGCCCAAAUUUCCAGACUUUAAUUCACGCAUAAUAGAUAAGGGAUCCUUUCAUUAGCCUCAGAGACAUAGUAAAAUGGUCCCUGAAAUUGGUCGGUUAGGAAGCUCCAAGCUGCUCCAUGUUAGCCUUCGUGUCUUUUGGCUCUUCAUAGGAGAGAAAAGUCACUAACCAUGAUCACUAGAGGUUCUAACUUAAGUAGCCAACAGUUAGUGGUAAAGUUCAAUGUUUGCACUCAUGUAGCAUGUUAAUCUAAAACAAGAGAAAAAAACUUACAGAUAAAUAGAUUACUGAUGAAAUAUAUCAGUGUAAAUGUAAAUAAAGAAAAGUUUAAUUUGAUGAAUUUACUCAGAAUUAUCAGUAAGUUUUGGCAGAGGUACACUCAGGACAAUGUGCAUCCAAACAGAAAGCUGCAGUCCUCGCCCCUUAGGGUAGCUCCUGGCUUUCCUGGUUAGGUUGUCAGCUUAUUCGUCCAUAUCCAUGCAAGAACGAUCCCCCACUGCCAGGUGUGAGCUCUCAUUUGGUCCACAAUGAUGCUCUUAAUCUCUGAAUAUGUCCUAUAGGUUCAAUCAAAGCAUUGUAAAUAAAUCACGCCUUUCUUCCUGAUGUCACUCCAUGGAAACUCCUGCUCAUCAUAUUUGAAUCACGACUCUUUCAAAACCUUCUAUCUUCGCUUGUCCUGCUGCCCGCCUUCACCCAGAAUUCACCUCUGGAGAUGGAGUCACGAAAACUGCAUGAAGCUGCCGUUUAUAAGGAGAAGCAUGUGUUAAGUAAUGUCAGAGUUUAUGGGUGAGCUAGCAAGAGGAGAGAAGGAGAAUAAGAGACAGGGGAGAGAGAGGGAGGGGGAAGAAGGCAGUGGGCGGGAGUAUGAUGCAGGGGGGCUGCAGCCAUUGGCCUCAGACAGGAACGGGAGUGUGAAUAGCUCACAAUGGCUUAGCCUCUAAGCUGGACUGGACCUCUAAUUUGCUCUGCUUGUGGAGCUUUGGUGGAAAACGGCAGCUGCCUGCUAGCGGUCUGCCUGAAUGGGCUUCUUGCAAGCUUGGAAGCUAGCACCCGAUCUCACGGCUCCAUGGAUGCUUUAAUGGGAAAGAGGGGGAGCAGAAUUCAGCCUGCUUGGAUUUAUCUUUCCUAACAUUUGUGUGGAAUAAUGUGCAGAGAUAAGAAGAGGGGAAGGCAGCUCCAGCACCUGGACCAGCAGCAUCAGCAGUGGUGACGGUGAAGAGGUAUUUCUGUGACAUUUAGUAUUUCUCUUGGGGAUGAUGCCCCGGCUUCCAGGAUAAGAUUGGGAAGGAUGUGGGUGGGGAGAAUAAUCAGAUACACACACACACACUUACGGAGGCAGAAAUACAGAGGCAGGUGGAUUUUAUUCAGAGAGAGAGAAAGAGAAGAAGAGAAUGUGAUGAUAUAUACCUUUGCAGAUCUGUGGCGUGGAAUUGAUGAGUUGUUAGAUUAAGACUCUUGCCUUAUUUCGCCUUAUUUCUCUUAAAAAAUACAGUAAAAUCUUUUGCUUUAUGUUACAAGAUUUCUUACAGACGCCUCAGAUUGCAUGUGCUUGCUCACCAUUCAUCUCCAGUCCCCCUCCCCUCCCCUUCUCCUCCUUCUCAUUCUUCUCCCCCAUACUGAAAAGGGAGAGCAGGGGGACAGAAGGAGAAUAGCGGCUGGGACUCAGCUGUGAGGACUGUUGUGGCGCGAGCUGAAAGAAUGGCCUGUUGUGUUGUGUAGCAGCAGUAUUGUGUGUCUGGCCUCUCUCUGUCCCUCUUCUCUUUAAUGGGUAACUGCAUCAAACAAUCACAGCCAGGAACCUGGAAUUCUUUGAUAAUCAGUCAGUGGUUAUAGAAAUAACCCAGUGCAUAAUUUCACUAAUUAGUAUGGGGUUUCAGUUGUAGUUGAAAAAAUUACUCCUUAAAUGGUGAGUAGAACUUUUAAAAUGUCCCUGUAAGGUAUUUUUAAGCCAAAAAAUUAAUAUUUAUUUUAUCUUUCUAAAGUUAAGACAAUGUGCACGUAACUUUUUGAAAACUUUUAGUGUAAAUGAUUCAAUCCCCCAAAAUGCAAUAUUUUUGCAUGGCAUAAACCACAGAAAACUGAACGAAAACCAAAGUGUUUAAACAUCAAAUCUUGCUCAAAUUAGAACACACACCUUGACAAAACUGAAUGAUUGUGGUAAAAUUUUCACUAUGUCUUCACAUGUCGAACACUCAACAUAUUCUAGCUCUCUAGCUCAUGUUUCUCGCCCUACAGAUUUACUUGACCAAAAAUCCACUAGGCACUUUGUCUGAUAGUGACUUUUUUUUAACAAGCUUGGAGUUGAACAGGUUUCAUUCUGGGAGUUUAAAAAUCAGCAUUGAAUUAUUCUGCUGAGUCCUUAGCCAACUUCAUGACAGUUAAUUGAACUUCCAACAGCAUGCUGUGAUUUUAGCAGCACCUUAGUCUCUGAUAGGAUCUGGAGUGGAGCUGCAAUUUGCUUAAUCAUUAAUCUAAGGGCCCAUCCUACAAUGGGUCUUUCCCUUUUCCCUCCAUUAAUCAUUAUGGACCAGAAAUCCUUUAGUAGGAGGCUGAGAUCGCUGGUUGAACGAAGCCAAAGUGUCAUACUCACCUUGUUUUAUGGGUCAGCUGAUGCAGUUUGAGGGAACAGGUUCAUCACCUGAAGAUGGAGCGAUAACUGAUCUUUGUUUGGACUAGAUGUCGUGUAAUUCUAUAAUAUUAGCAUCUUCGAACAGGCUUGUAAAGCUGACAACAUAAUGGAUGCAAAUGGACACGCCUUUAUCCAUGGUUUGUGGUUGAGACGCUCCCAUCAUCCGACCAGUGUAUUAAGGGACUACUUGUGUAGAUGAGGCCUCAAAGUGCUGCCUCAAUCAAUGCUGCUCCAGUAAUUGGCUUAGAGGCCCAAGAGAGUUUCCUUCUAACUCCCUGUGUGGCUGUUGGCUUUCUCUGCCCCUCCCCUGCUCUGUCUGCUCAAAGAUAUGCCACAAUUUGCUCUCGCAUCACCUUUCAGCUUCUGUUUUCAAAACACACAUCCCUGCCAACGCUAAGCGUGUGUUUAUCCUGGAAACACACCCCGGUUUAUGCUGCUGCUAAAGCUUACUGUGUUGCAGGAGAGAUAGAUAGAAGAGUAAGGUAUUAUGAAAUUAACAUAAUAAGGAACGAGAAGUUUAUACAGACUUUUUUCUAAGGUUGAUAUUAAAAGACAAUAGAAUCAAUAAAACACAAAAAUCAUGUAUGGUAAAUGGUACACAAUACCACAAGGUUAUGAAAGAAAAUGAUAUUAGAAAGAGAAGGUAUUAUAGUAAUGUACAAUACAAUGGCAGGAUACUGUAUACAUACAAAAUGGUACAAUACCAUGCAAUGCAGGUAAUGCAAUGUCAUGCAGGAUAUGACAGUUUCCGUAGAAUUAUACAAAAUGAUACAAUGAUCAGUGCAUUAUGAUACAAUAACAUAUAAUACCACCUGAUAUAGUGAUACAGUAUAAUGAGAUAGAAACAGUACAGUAAGGGUAAUUAUGGUGUGAUCAAAUUCUAUAUUGUUGAACAGAAUUCAAUAGAGUCCAGAUGACUUGACAAUAUGAUUAAGUCAAGACAAUAUGAUACGAUGCAAUACAAUAGGAUACAAUACGAUUCCAGACAUGGCAUUAUAAGAUCCGAUUCAAAACAAUAUGACAUAAUACUGUAUAAGACAAGCCGACAUGACACGAUACGAUACGAUAGGAUUCAAGAUGAUCAGAUCUGAUCUGACUUUUUGUCCUCACAUGAACUCGAAUGAUACACACAUUUAACUUAGUCUGUGAAAUGAGUUAAAAUACAAACCAAUCACAACAAGCAACAAUCAAAAGAGAAGCAAAGCAGUUCAAACCAACCACAAACCAGCAAAUUACACAUUUUGCACUGAAGCUUAUAAUUAUGUGUUCUGCACACUUAAAAAAAAAACACUGAUUAGGAUUAAAAGAUUUGGACCCUUGAGUAGUAUUUUUUUUUUUUCAGUGUGCUCUAAACAAGUAUAGUCUCGCACAGUUUAGAGUCCCACCAUCAGGCUAAUCUCACGCGAGGUCAGUUGGAAGUUGCCCAGUCUUGUGUGUGUUCUCCCCCACGCCAUGCGUGCACUCACAAACAGCAGGGGUUAAAACAGCAGAUGUUUUGCUGAACUCAUGUGUUUGUGUGUGUGUCUCCACCAGUGUGUGUAUGUCUGUGCUAGACAAUGAGUGGAAGCUCCCCAGACCAUCAACAGCAGGAAGGCGAUUGAGGGUAUCAGAUGUCACCAGAGGGCUGUCAGUGUCCAGCCGCCUUUUGUUCAUACUCUGGAGGAUUUUCUCUGUGUGUGGAUUUGUUUGCUCAUACGUGAUUUUUGGGCUGUGCAAUGUUUCCUUUUGGGAAUUCAAUUUAAAGCACGAAAAUGUAACUUUAAAACUCUUUCUGGUGGAUAUACUGAAGCCGUUUGUUUCCUUGAUGACAGGUGGUCACAGGGGUACUCAGGUUAUCUUAGCCUCAGGUGAACACUGAACCUUGGGUCAAAAUGAAACAAAAAGAGAGAGGCUGCAGAGACUGCUGAGAGAGGUAUCACCCUUAUCCUGACAUCCUGCUCCUCACUUAUUUGUUUGCAGGAGACAGAAGUGAGAUAUAUGAAUCCAAGGUAAGAAGCCUACAGUAGCAGACACAGCUCAAAUGGUGCUCCAUUUAUACUUGAAAGCUCCUGCACAACCUCACUUUUUACAGAAAUAUAAUCCGUUUUUAUUUUUAACUUCUGAAGCAUCCUCCACAUUGCACACGGUAGCGAUGAAGUACUUUCAAGUGACUGUAUUAUGUCAGUUAAGAAUAUAAAGUGAGCGCCAGGUGUAACAAUAGGGUGAAACAAAGUCUGCAGACGUGCAUUGUCUAAUUCAGGGUUAAUCUGUAUAGGCUGGUGUUAAAGAUAGAAACAAAGUCCAGGUUUAGAUCACUGUCUCUGCACGCAGAUUAAGAAGAUACAGGAGUGUGUUGUUUACAAGUGAAUAUGAUGCCAGUAUAAACUUUAUGUUUUCUGUUUGUCAUUGUAAUUCAGAAUAAAUGUGCGAAUUACUCUGACAAAUUCAUCUAAAAGCUGUGAAGACAGCUAUUCUCAACUUUAAUUGCCUAAAUAAUUGUGAUAAUGCAACAUUAUCAAAGGUAAAAGGGUUCGACAUCUUGCAGCUCUGAAUUUUGGAAUAAAAUGAGUCGAAAGUUACAUUAAAUUUAAUAAGAUUAAACACUGAGAGAGUUAGUUUAUCCUGUAAGGCCUCAUCCUCUGAGUACUGUGGUCGACUGACCAGUAUCCACAUGCUACUUGUUGCUAGCAUGGCUAAAAACAAUCUCAUACGUACCAGUUGUCAUGUCUCCUAAACUGUCAUCAUACGUCCCUUCAUGUUAAGGCUAAAACAUUUCCGAUAGUGCCAGAAGAAACUCUCUCGUCCUUUUCUUUUCCUGUAAAGUACAUAGUGUUACAGGCUGAUACCCCGGCAGGCUUGAGCCACUUUUAGACGAUACAAACAUUCACUCAGCCACAUGAAUGAAAUAUUUAGUCGGCCUCCACAGAUAACGGCCUCCAUUCUAAUAUAAAAACUCACACAGCUUGUUUCAGCCCACUGGAAAAAGCUGCAGUGCAACCUUGUGUUAUGCAAAAAUGAUCCUUUUUUUAAGAGCACACUAAAAAGAACAAUGACAGUUUCAACUAAAUAACCCUCAUUAGGUUUUUUUUGCACAUCCUGUGUUGCAGCAUCGCAUUAAAUCUACAUCAGCUCAGCAUUUGUGGGAAAAUUCAAAGUGAUGUGUCGCCUCAUAUGAAGGGAAAUCAGAUUUUUCUUUGGCUGCUGAAGCAGUGAACGUUGAGCUGUGUGCAUUGUAAAAGAUUCAGUAGCCAGAUGGCCUCGGAAUCUGCUUUUCUCUGAAGCUACAUGAGAUAGCCUUGAAAUGUUGUGCCACCAGUACUCAGUCAUUUACAGGAAGAUUAGAAAACAUUGGGAAAUGUAAACGCCUUCAGAAAAACAUCCUAUUUCACUGGCUUUAACAUCUGUGAGGGUAGACUUCAUUUAUAGUGAUGUUUUUGCAGCUCAAUUAACUAAAAACCUCUUCUGUCUCCAUUAUUUGUUGUAAGGCUAACUCCUUCCCACGAGUAACUCUUCUACUGGGAUAGUGUUUCUCAGGUAUGAAGGGUAUCUCGCUGUUUUCAUCCCCUUUUUUAGCCAAAAACUUAAAGACCUACAACUCUGUAUAUUUCUCUGAGGUCUGUGUUUAAUGACUCGGUGCAGUUCAGAUGUUCCUGCAGGUUAUGAUCUGUGUUGAGCAGAAGUGAGAGAGCGGCCCAGUAUUCAGAGGCAAGAUGUGGGUCAUAGAGAGCAGUCCAACAGGCCACUUCAGGGACACGUCCCCUGCUCCGGAGCUUUUUAUGAACUGCCAGCGAGGACAGAAACUGGCUUCCUCAACCUAUUUAUAGUUUUUACUCUGAAUACAGCAUAGACGGUAUAUGUUUACACACUCUUACGCUCCUCUGUAUUUGUGUAUGAUUGUGUAUCUGUGUGAGUCUGUCAGCAUGUUUUCCCACACUAGCAUUCAGGGAUGUGUUUACUGUAAAUUUUUACAGACUGGAACUAAAUCUAGAGCAGAGGGCGGGGUGAUAAGUAAGCAGACAUGCAGUACUAAUAGUUGGAUUUGUACCCAAAGAUUUGAUUCAAUAUAUUAUCCGGACCUCCUUUUGAUGUACGAGGCAAGAAAUAUAAAACAUAUCAGACUACUUUCCCAGCUCUAGAUAAAUCUGAAUUCUAGUCAGUCAUAGUGCUGUGUCGUUUGCGAACGAUUCGUUCAAAAGAACUGAAUCUUUUACGUGAACGUACUGAACAAUCACCUCCUCACCGUUCAGCUGUGUAUCAGUUCAGGAAAUCGGAGUCACAGGCUUUUCCUGCCCAGCACUGAAUGGUUCGGUGAUUCAAUGAACAAAUCUUUUGAACGAAUCUUUUUAGUGAACUGAUUCUAGUGAUUCAGUACAUAUAAAAGAACUGCCGUGCCCAUCACUAGUAGGUCAUGUGUAGAAAGUUUGGUCUUUAUAAAUAAAUCUUUAUUGCCUUUCUUUCACAAAUAACCUUUAGGGCCUGUGUCCACUACUUUAAGCUGACUGUGCAUAUGAAGUCAAUUUCAGAGUGCCUCUCAGACACCUACCAUUGCUUUGUUAUGUAAGUUGCUCCACAGAACCUCUGCUACUUUUAGUUGUAAGAUGUAACAAGUCUGAAUUUAAGAUGCUCUGUAAACAUCGUAUUUGCUAUUAUUUGACAAAGUUUUACAAAAUAACCAUAUUAUAUAGAAAUCCUGUCGUAUUGAUGGCAGCAGCUUUAUACUCUGAAAUUGUUCCAGAAAAUAAGUGAGAUUAAUUCUUCCUCUGUAUAGACCUCCAUACUUGUUGACAAGUUGAUAUCAGAAGUCCCGCCCCUUUUGAUUUUGAUACAGAGGUGACACUGACAAGCAGCAGUGUUAGGAAGUUGAACCUUUUUAGACUGAGAUGUUGUGAACACACCAACAAAAUACAGCUUAUGCAAAGGUGAUUUUUACUUUAAGGACACUGAACUAAACGCCAAAGUGUAUUGUUUCAACUCAAGAAUAGGAGCUGCCAGCAUUAAAACACUGAUAGUGGACACAGGCCCUUACUGUAACCUGCAUUGGCAUUUAAUGAUGCUUUAUUGACCGAACAGCUAUUGAUGAGAUACUGAAACUUUUAUCAGUUCUGGUGUGUUUAGUCUGCAUGAGGAGUCCGGUUAACCUGUUCAGUGAACGGCACGCUACAGACAAUAGUGAUGACGUGACAAAGGCCAGGACAGGCUUGCUUAGACUCCUUUAUCCUUUUAGCUGUCCAGGAUCAAUAUAUCACACUUACCCACACACACACACAGGCACAAACACACAUGAAUGCACAAACACAGCUUCACCCUUGUAAGAGAGAAAGUGUGAGAUGCCACUUACUCAAUAACACGAGUGUUUGUGUUUUUGCGUGUCCAGCUUUGUGCAGGGUGCGUUGACCGUUUGUCAAACAGUGAGAGUGAGAAUGAGAGAGGAAGUUCAGGUUGUUUUUAGCGUGAGGGAUUUCAUGUUCCCAUUAGGUGAUUGCUUUCCCUCUCUGUUGUGUGUGUCAUGUGUCUGUACCUGCUCCACAUCCUCUCCCACUUUCUCCUUCUUUCACCUGCUAUCUAACCAUUAGGUAGCUCCCGGCCUACCUCUCCCUCUGUGAUUGGUGCUAUUUGGAUGUUUUGUGUGUGUGGUUGCUUAACUCUCCGAAGAAGCAAACAUCAAACUACUGCCGUGUCCGCCCACUAAAACCUCAGAAUAUUUCAAAAGCAGGAAGACUGAAAUAGAGAACUUAAACUUCCUACUGAGAGAUGAAGAUGAAAGAGGAAAGAGGAGAGGGAUUUAAUGAUGAUGUAUGGAGCCUGCAUGGCACUGAAAAGGAGGCGAGAUGUUGGGAGGGACAGAAGAUGCUAAUGGGCUAAGCUAAGUGGGCAGUGAGAAUUAUAUUUAUUCCGUACACAAUAAAAAAUAAGGGUAACUGAGGGGAGCUGUAAGUAAAAUGCUGCAGAUUUAUUCUUUCCUUUUGAAAGCAUUAUGCCACAUUAUGGAUGCGGUCCAGCUGACUGACUUGUAACACCGCCUGCAACAGCUUAAUACAGUCAGAGAGAUUAAAAGGAUUGCAACCCUGGUAUAAACAGUAUAGCGCAAUCUCUGGCUGUGGACAGAUUUCUAUCACCAUCAUCAACAUACAGAAAGUCUAAACUCUGUUAUUUGAAGGGAAAAGCUGCAUGAAUAGUUGACAACAGAUAAUCUAACUCUAUGAGGUUUUUAGUUGCUCUUAAAAGAUAGCCUCCAGGUUGGCAAUCUUUGUCAUCUGCUUCAGUCCAGAUUUCUAUCAUCAGCCUGAUAAAUUGUCGUGAAUGUGCAACUACUUCCACAAUAUUCAGUGGACAACCUAUAGUGGCUUUGUUGAUCAUUUCACUGUCUCACCAGAUUCAGAAUAAGCUUGAUAUUUGUAGGAUUUUUUUUCCAACAAUUAAAUAGAUUGCAAUGAAACAGAUGCUCUCACCUUAAAAUCAAUUGAUUUGACACUCUGACAAUCACUUUGACUCACUGGGCCUCUUUCAACAAACAAUAGAACUGUAUUUUUCCUGGUUUUGAUAGUAUUUUUUCUUUCUCAAUCGUGCCCGUUGAUGUCUGGGAUUUUCCUGUAUUUUCUCAUCCUUCUUCUUCUCUUGGAUAGGAGAAAUGUACAAGUAAUCAAGAGCGCUCUUUCCAAGAUAUAUGUUCAGGACGUACACUGUCCAAUUUACAGUGGCAUAAGUUAAAAAAAUGAAAAAAUUAGAUUAUUAAUUGUUUGUCUGAGGAUAUUCAUAUUCAUCUGUAGGUAAUAUUUACUUCAGAAACUACCACACCUGGAGCAUCACUAUUAACUGGCACACCUGACUGCAAACUUUGGCAGUUUGGCAAACACAUUUGACAUAUAGUAGUAUAGCCAUGGAUUCUGUGAUUACGUUUUGGGAAAUGUUGACAAAUUGUCUUCAGUUUUGACUGUUUCUAAACAUUCAAGAUUUUAAUUCUUGUUUUAAAAACUGGGAAAUAAGUGGCUGCUCCUUUGGGAUACCUCUUAUUGUUACCUUGGGUAGAAACAGGCUGUUUGUUUCUGUCUUUGGCUUCAUAGCCUCUUACAUUAGGGUGGUGUAGAUUGAUUUGUCUGGUAUAGAUCUUUUUACUCUUUGCACAAAUAUAAAUAUUUCUUAAAAUGCUGCAUAACAUAUCCUAGAAAUGCAUUUUAUACUCGUCUGUAUUUGUUGCUGUGAAAUGUUACUGUUUCCUCUGAUUUAUUGUUACGUGAUCUUUGUAUUCCUGACUGCCAGAUAGCUGAAACCCUCAGUGUGAGAGUCUUACUGUCAGCAAAUGACACAAGAAGCAGAAUACAGUAUGAGACUGUGGAGCUCAUUUUAUCAGGUUUAACCAAAUGCAGUCCUAGUGUUCACAUUUGGCGGAUUUAAGACAAAUACUUAAACCAUCACUGAGGAUGCUCUCGGCUCUGACUCCCUGCGGAGAUUGCAGCUUGGGCUGAAGAUUAGAAUUUUUACUUUUCUCAGAAAAGAGCUUCUGUGAAGACUUCAGCCUCCCUGUAAGAUGUGCAUGACGUCUCAUCUUUUCCUCUAUAACAAGCUGUCAUAAAACAGACUGGGACUACCGCUGUAAUAUGACGCUACCCCUCAGCGGGAUGUGUUAUUAAUGAAGGAUACAGACGGAUUUAGAUGUAAUCUACAUGAGCCACUUCCCUGUCUUUUCCCACAAAGUGAAAGUGCAGCUCUGAGAUACUGAGAAGGUUCAAAUCAAUACACUUAAUCAUAACUGUAAACACUAUUUAAAGAUACAAGCACAUGGGCUAGCUUGCAUUACUGUGUGUCCUACAGCCUCUUGGAAUCGCUCGUGGUGCUAAAUAUCGGAGGUGAGCCUGCAAUUUUUAAUGAAAGUGCUGAGCCAUUCAAGUUAAUGGCUUUCGAACGUGUGCGGCAUCUUUUUAGUGAGGUAAAUUUAAGACAGUGUUAAAAUGCCAUCAGUAAAACCAAUGUGUCCUUUCCUUUAGUGAAUAAUCAUACCCACUGACACCAUUAAACUUGAACUGCAGUGUGCAAAAAUGGCUUUUCAAGAGCAGAGUUGAAGCGUGCAGAACUCGACCGGGGCCUGUCAUAUUUGAUUUUCUAAACGCACAAUAAAAAAGGAGGCAGAACACAGAGGGAUUUACUUCACUGCAGUUCAAAGAAAUAUCACAUGUUCUGUCAGGAAAAAUCUGUCACUGGCGCUUAUCUGUUAAAAUUAUUUUAAGAAAUAUAAAACACUGGUUUUGUAAAGCUUUGUUUUUCACCUGGGAUGUCUGUAGGGGAAAUCAUCGUAGAUAAAUUAAAGGAGGUGCAAACAAUGAUUUUCUUAUUUGUACAAUGAGGCUCAAAAGAAAUGUUAAUAUUUUUAUUCAGUGUAUGUUUGUCGGAUAAAUAAGUACUCAACUUUCCCUCAGCAAAAGUCACACUCUUUUGAAUUUGGUGCCAAAUGUUUAAUUUCUCCGUUUAUGCACGCUCUGGCUGGUUCUUCAAUCUGAGAGAAUGGGGCCUAUUGAUAGCUGUCUGUGGAAGUUAGUUCAUCAGAACCCGGGUCAGGACCGAGUAUGGCUGGGUCAUUGUUUCACCGGCCAGAGACAACAGAGACUAUCACAGAGAUAGUAAUGGGAUGAGUCUGACCUCACUGCUGCCGUCGAACCCUGAAAAGAGUCUCGCUGUCCACUCCUGUGAGUGAAACUGGAGAUAAAUCACCCUGUAUGGAAUCACAGUUAUCCCUUGAACUAUUUGACCAUCAGUAUGUUCAUUAUCUCUCUGAUAAAGAGGAUAUUCUCUGGAAUAGAUGUAGAAAAUAACACAUUUUAUACCAAGUCAUUAUAUUGAUAUCUCUGCUGCUAGAGAUUUGACAUUUUCAGCCAUCAUAGCUUAAACUUUGAUACCUCUUGGUGUACCAAACAUAAGUAGAGGAUAUAUCUUGAUUCCUCUUGGACUUUUAAGGUCAUAUUUGUGCAUACUUCUAGUCCUUUUAUGUCUAUUUGUAAUGUAUUGUUAAUGUUUAGCUGUUUUGUAAUUCGUCAAGCUGACUUGCAGUGUUGUUUGUUUCCACGAUGAAGACAUGACGUUGACGAGCUAAAGAUAAGUCUUAGAUGACUAAAAUGUGAUGAGACGAAUGUGCGUUUACGUUGACGAGACAAGACUAGACGAAAACGUUAGUGGUGGAUGACAAACAGAAUUGCAAAAUUCAUGGGCAUUUCGUCAGUCAAAGGCUAAACAUAUAUUCUGAAGUGUUGUUUUCGUUGACAAUGACGUUGAUGAAAUAUUUUUGUCAACGUCAUCGUCAACGAAAACAACACAGCUGAUUUGGGUUUUGACCUGUGAUCAGAAAGUUGAAUUUCUUACAUUUAGUUGUCCCAUCUUUGAGAGACAGCUGUCAGCUCAUGUUGAAGUUUUUGCAGUCAUAACCUUUACCUCCAUACAGACUGAGAAUCCUUUUGCAAGAAGACACACCGUACCUCAGCAUUUAAACACAAAGAGCGGGCAAUCCUGGCCGUGACGUGAUAAGAUUCGUCAGAGAGAUGGAUGAUGGAUUGGUCCUGUGCACCAACAGUGACAUGCUUCUGCUCUGAAAAUAUUGCAUUUCAAUUAUGUAAGAUUUCACAGAGAAGCAGGGCACAAACAAGAUCACGUUACAUAACCCUGAAACCCAGAUAGUCAAACUUCUAAAAGGAAGUUGCAUUCGGAAACAGCGGCAGAGUUCUCUGAUGAAUUGGCUCUUCAACACUGAUGCAGCAGCACUCAAGUAACCACGAUGGUUAGAGAUAAAAAGCAUCGGGAGAAAUAAUUGUUUUAUGCUCAACAUAUGGUGAUGUAACAGAAGAUGAAAAGAUCUGCUUUAAUGAGGCAGUGUUUAGCCUUCAAUAUUCUGUAGUAUAGGCCUACCAGAAUUAGUCAUCCUAUCAGCGUGGUCCGCUGUGGGGAAUAGCCUGGAAUAACAGCCCCAUUCUCCGCUCAGCAGACAGCGUCAUUAGAGCACACAGAGCCUCAGAAACAUCUCCCACCAUGGGACCACCCAGCCCUAUGACUCAAACUCCCAGACAACCCUGCUUUCAUCUCACUCUGAUCCACGGAGGUGCAUACAAAGCAGCUCUGUGCUAGCUUUUGCAGCCGGUCAUUUAGAUUAUAUAUCUGUAUUUUCACACUGGGGAUUUGUUCUGUUGCUCGAAUUCUUCUUUAUGUCAACUAAAUUCUUCCUUUUCAAGUCAUCUUGAGGAUUAUUUUCAUAAGAGCAGGGAGAAAAGGAGAACAAGUGGUGUUUUUUUGAGUGCAGUGCAGGUGCAGGACUGAGGCAAAGGUUUGCUUAUUAUCAGGGGUUUGUGGGUAGGAUGAACCCUGAGGGAUGAGUGUAAGCCUGCAUAUUGGAGAGGCUCAGAUAAACGCUUGAACAAGACGUGGUCUUGUGUCUAGUAUGAGCUUUCUCACCAGCCUAGUGGAGCACAGCGACAAUUUAAAAAAGGCAAUCAGCUGGGUUUACAGUUUUCUGCUUCGUCAUGAGUUUAUUUUAAAGGUGGGUCCUGAGACUGGGCAGUAUUAGGCUGUUUCUUUGUUUUUUUUUGAAACAUUAUUUCAUUCAGAUGAUAUCAUGAAUAACUUUGUUGGUCCACUGGCUUUAACUCAAGAGUUGACACCUGUGGCUGUUGAAGCACAUUUGAGUAUCUCUGAAAUAUGUCAUCAUCUUUUGUAUGGGCUGCUUUUUAUUCCUAUGUAAGAAUAUAUUGUGCCAUGAGAUUAACCAUCGUAAAGAUGAUUCCCCACAGAACCAUCAAUAAAAGGCAAAAAAAAAAUCAUUAUCCUGCAAAAAUCUCAAGAGCUACUUAAUGUGCAGCAACAAAAUCUUGUUCUGAAAGAGGAAUAUCUGCUACAAACUCACUGGGUACUUGAGUUCAGUACAAGUGGCAUCCUUCUGUGUUGAAACAUGGUGCCGUGCUGAAACGCAAAAGACUGCAGUCUCCAAUAGGCCCCAUCUAUUUUUGCUAUACUUUAUAUCAUUUCUAAUGCUGAUAAGUCAAUGUUAGCAGAUACAGCUGGGUUAUCCGACCUGUCUGCGCUGUAAGCUGAUUGUGUCUUUUCCUGAAGUUGCUCUACUUUUGUCCCAACAUUGCUGACACCCUGUUAGAGGCAUGUGUCAUUCCCUUCAAUGUAUUGUACUUGAGACAAAUGUAAGAGUAUCUCGUAUAUACCCACGUGUCUGUAUCUCUGUUAUACAAUUUGCAUGUAUUCAUGUCUGCCCUGAUGACAGAUGGGUUACAGCGUCCGUCAACCAUCUGGCCCGUCAUUUCAUCUCCUUUUUGUAAAGAGAGAAACACAAUAGCCCUUGUCUCCAUUGUCUGGUGUCAGCUUCCUCCUACAAAGUGUUAUCACUACAAAGUAAAAGCACCACAGACCACCAGUCAUCAAUCCCAGUAGGUGAUCUGACCUGGUACAGGAAGGCCAAUAAAGAAAAUCUGAAUGUUAGGUUAGCUUGCCAAAAGAAUUUGAUACCAAAGGGGUGUAAGAGUCUAUUUAAACUUCUGAUGUGAGAUUCUUUUGUUUCAGUAUCUCAAGUUUUGACUGUUUCAGGACACAAAAUAAUGAGUCCCAGUUUAUUCUGUCUGAGCCUGAAAAGCUUUUACUGCACUAGUGUUAAACGACACCUAAGAAUGCAGAGAGCUUGUCUGCAGUCGUAACAAGGACAAAGCAGUUUUUACAAUCAAUAACAGUUUAAGUCAAAUGACUUUAGUGCUACUAUCCCCAUACAUUUCAUACUUCCAGACUCACCUUAGAGGAAAGUGAUGGAUUGAUAACAGUAUCAGUAACCGUGCUUAAGGUGACCUUUAUUUCAUCUUCUGACUUAGCAGGCAGCAGUUUCCCAUGAGGCACAGCGAUGGCUUAGAGAUGCAAGCCUCCAUUUAAUUUCCUGACAUAAUAUUCACAGCCACACACUCGUCACUUCGCUUUCAAUCACUGCUGUGGAUUAAAACCACAGCCUCUUGAUUUCAGAGCUCUCUUAUUUACUUUAGCUUUGGAAACUCUUUCUCAUGGUCACUCAUCAUCUUAAAAAUAUCUAAAUGAACUUUGGGACGUUGGCUGCGUUUCAAUGCUAAUGAAAGACUCCCUGUGUGCAAGACGCAGAUUGAAAGUGUUGCAGUGCCAGAAGAGAAAAAAUGAGUUCACCUUCAGUCAGAUGUGAGCGUAUGGCUAGAAUAUUAACAAGAUAUUGGCAAUUGAGUAAAGUUUGUUUGUUUUGUCCUUCCCUCAGGUACGACCCGCCCCCCUCGAGACGGAGAAAUCCCAGGGGUGGACUACAACUUCCUGUCAGUGGAGGAUUUCCUAGAGCUGGAGGAGAGUGGCACACUACUGGAAAUAGGAACAUAUGACGGUGAGGGCGAUGAUCAGAACCGACACCGAAUUGGCGAAAUGAUGGUGCAGGUGUCCUGAUUCUCCACAGAUACAAUGAACACAGCGGCAAUCAUCGUUUAUUUCCUCCUACAUGCACGCCGGCUGUAAGACUGUGUGCUCAGUUGAUUCAGAUUAGAUGGUGCAUGUUGAAGAGGGAGGGGGAUCCAGGAGACAGCAGGUCACUCCACAUCUGCCCCUCUCACUCUGAUUAGGACGCUGUUGUGCAGCGCUAACUCUCAUUCUGACACAAACCUGUGUGUGUAAACAUGCGUGGGCGGAUGUGUGUGUUUGUGCAUCCUGGGCUUGUUUGCCAGAGCUAAGACUUAUUCCUGUGAGUUUGUGUGUGCAUGUGUGUGUGUAUUUGUGUGUGUGUGUGCAGCCGGGAGAGAAUGUUACGACAUUAAUCUGCUUGGCACCGGUUCUGCUCUGUGUUGGCACGUUCCUCCCUUUCACGCAGACAAUGUCAAAUACCUGUCCACGGGAGUCUAAGGCCAUCCAGACAACCAGAGCUGGACAGGAGUAUUGAUUCACGGCUAAUUAUUUUAACAGAUUUUUAAAAAUUAAAACAGAUAUAUUUUAGCUUAAUAUUAACCCUUUAAAUUUUUCCACAGAGUAGAGAAAAUUGAGUGUUUUUAGGCAGUUUCGGCUAUUUCAUUUACCAGCAUUAGGUAGAGAGUGUACAGGAAAUCAGAUGAGUUGACAUGCAACAACAUAUGAAGAUGAACAAUUUAACAUAUUGGAAAUUUAGGUUACACACAAUCUUUCUGAGAGUUACACAAGAAGAUUAUUUCCACUGACAUGACAAUACUGUAAACAUGAAAAUACAGCCAGAUGGUGGUUCACGUGUGACUCAAAGUCAGGAUACAGGAGCUAACUAGGAGCCUAGCUCUGCACAAAGGUAACCAAAUGUACCCAACAUCGAGUCAAAUAAAUUAGAAACAAAUCAUAGUCCUAAAUUUUGUCCAAGCUUUAAUCUAAGUAUGAAACAUAACUUAGAUUCCCCUCAUUUGUUUGUUUGUUUUGUGAACAGACACACAUUAUCUGCUGCUUUCAGUCUCUUUUGUCAACAUGCUAAGCUAGCUAGCAUGUUGAGAGUGACUGGCAAGACAGAACUAGGUUAGCUAUUUGAAAUAUGUAUGCUAGGCUAUACCAGCUUCAUACUGAACCCACAGAUAGGAAGAAUGCUUUUCUAGCUUACUGCGUUUUUUUGCGGAAAGGCAAAUGAGGGCGCCAGCAAAAUGUCAGACUAUUUCUUAUAUGUUGCUAUCUCUUGGUAUGCACCAGACAUCAAGAAAGCCUCCUUCUCGCGUUCUUACAAAGAACACACGGAUACAUGAUUCAUAAUGUGCCAGGAAACUCUUGAUAAAUUAUUUGUUUGCCCCGCUGACUAAAACAGUUUCAGUCAGACAGAGCUGCUAAAACAGGCUGGGCUGUUGUGAGCUGCUUUAUUGUUUUGCACAGUAUGCUUUCAGAGUUCAGACAGUUCUACUCUGCAGCCUUAAAAACACAAACUAGAGCAGUUUCAUUUCCCUACCAGCUGCUUAUUUUAACAAUUUGUGGUCACAUUGUGAUCCAGCGUUAUGUCUUUUAUUCUUGGUGUUCAAAGAGGUUUCAUAGAUCCUCUGCCUGUUUUUUUUUUUCACCCUCUCUGUCUCCAUUUCUCCUUCUCCCUCCUUCUGUGUCUCUCUCUCAAGCAUGCUAAUGUCCUUCUUGUUGCCUAGGUAACUAUUAUGGGACCCCCAAGCCGCCCAGGCAGCCCAUCAUUGGGACAGUGAUUCUCAGUGAUGCAGGCUCCCAGCAGUCCACCCCAAAGCGCACCAAGUCCUACAAUGACAUGCAAAACGCCCGAGUAGUGCCUGCUGACGACGACGAUGACGACCAGGCCUCGGAAAUGAACAACAGUUUUACAGGUGAGGCCCGUUGCUGCUGUGGCUGAAGUUGCUGUUUAUGCGGCUUGUGGGUUUUUCUGUGAGUGCGAUGCUUUCUCCAUCUGUGCCGUGUUUGUUCUUGAGUGGAUGCUUGCGGGUUUGAUGUGUGUGCAGGAGAUUAGGAAUACAGGAGAGGGGAGAUAAUGUGUGUAUGUUUACCAUCCUCUCCUCUUCUGUUGUACGGAGCUGGGUGUCUAGCGGUUACAUCAUGUCUUUGGGAUGCCUAUUUUCUUUUCGCUGUGAGCCUCCAAACACUGCCACCUGCCUGUGAGGAGGGGCAGGAAGUGGAUAGCAGGCAACAAACAACUGUUAUAAUUCCUGUACAUAUUUUAGGCUUUUCUUAGUUUUUUAUUUUGUUAUAUUUUGCUUUGCUUGUUAAAAACCUUCUUGCAUUUGUUCUCAUUCAUAUAGUGUUCUCAUUAUGCCCCAUGUUAGCUGUAUUUUCUUACCAUUUAUUGGUAUAUCCAUGAAUAUUUUGGCAGAAUUGUCAUCUACCUGGUAACUUAUAUGACCAUAAACCUUGAAAAUAUAAAAGAAUACAUAUAGUUAUGUGAAUUUAGCUUAAAUUGUCGCUCUUUCUUGCUUUUUUAAGCUCUUCAAUCGUUUUGUUUUUCCUCUAUCGACGCUCCGUAUCUAUGCCCUCUCUAUGUCUCUCCGCCUGCCUGCCAGAGUGUUGAAUUAGCAUUUGAUCAACCCUGAAAGGCCUACGGAAGUGCUGGCAAACACCGGGCCCGAACUGGGCAGAGAGUGGGGAUGGGAGGUUGGGGAUUGCUCGCUUUACAAGAGAGAGGCUUAUGGGUGGAGAGGUAAAACAGGGUGGGGGGAAGGGGGUCAAAAAGAGUUUGGGAAAGACUGCCGCUGAAAGAAUUAGCAUAUUCCUGGGGCCUUUUCAGUACACUAGAAACAGGCAGGGACCAAACUUUAUAAGGAGGGGGAGGGGAUAACAGGAAUGUCAGUGUAGUUUAAUCUGCAUGAUUUGUGUUCAAAGUAACCAGAUUGAGCCAGUCUGCUGAUUUAAUCUCUCUCUUUCUUGCAUGCGUGAGACAUAAACUGUCUUUCUGUUCUUUUUUUUGGUGUUGUCAUUCCGUGUGUUUCCUGUUGUUUUUCGUUGUUGUUGUUGUUGUUACCCAGGAUCCUUAGUGCGUAGUCUCUUCCCCUCUCCUUUGUUGUGCACAGGUAACCCUAGUGACCAGGACGAGAGCCGCGGCGGCAUCCUCCGGCCGUACCCCGCACGUGACAAUGCUCCAUCCUGUGGUCUGAACAAUGCGGCCACCUCCACCUCAGACAGCGGGCAGCAGACGCUCGCAGAACCUCAGGUCUCUCCAGAAGACCCGCUGGGACCCCUGCCGGAAAACUGGGAGAUGGCGUACACUGAGAACGGAGAGCUUUACUUCAUAGAGUAUGUAUCAACAACAAGAAGCAACAAGUCAGGAUCUGCUACACGCUCCUUCCACUGCCUAAAUAAGCACGUAGCUCUUACUGCAGCUCAUGUUUUGUGUGUUUUACCUGCAUUAUCUAUUAUUCCUUUUGUUCGUCCAGUGGCUUGUCUCCCCCAUGAUUUGGUUAUUAGGCCUCUCCCCAGCACAACCUGCCCAGCCCCCUGGGUGCAACUGCUUCCCUGUUAAUCCCUGCAUGUCCCGAUCUCUAAAGGAGAUCACAUCCUGAUCACCUGACUACCUCCACCUCUCUGUCCUCUCUGCAGCACGGCAAAGGCACACCACCCGGACAUGGCUGUGUAUUUUCAGAGCUUGUAUGUUCAUUUCUGCUAUCACUGAAUUACAGCAUGUUCUUGUGUAACAAUAGAGGGAAAAGUCAGGCUGUUUACUGUCGAUUUCCAGUCUGUGCUGCUCUGUUAUUCUCAUUUCUCUUCACAGCAGACGCCUGCUGUCCUCUGUAAACUUGCUGACGCGGUUUACUCUCUGAUUCUUAUUGAUGCAUUCAUGCACCCCUGCUGUGCUUUUAUGUGUCGGUUUGACAGCCUCUUUUCAAUUGUGCUGUUGUCUUGUUUGUUUUCUCACAGCCACAACACAAAGACCACAUCAUGGUUGGAUCCUCGGUGUAGAGACAAAGCCUCCAGGCCUCUGGAAGAGUGUGAUGACGAUGGUAAGAUGCUAGAUACAUUUAUGUAACAGUGGUGUGAAUUCACACUUCUUUGUGGUUGUUUAGGAUUUAGAAGUAGUCGUACACAAAUUGCCUUUAGUGGUGAGGUUGUAAAUUUCUUAAUUUCUUAGUGGCAUAUUUACAAGGCAAGUUUUAUUUGGAAUAUUUGAAUGUUGAUUAAGCAUGUGGCCUACUUUUACUAGGUUUUACGUUCAUGAUUUUUAUUUUAAUAUUAUCACACGAAAAGAUCACAAACAAAUCGAAAAGUUUUGAGAAUUUCCAAAUGAAGUUAAGCCAGUUUAUGAUGCAGAAUUAAGUUGCUAAAUUGCACCAUCAAGUGGUGAAAAACAGAGUGGCACACCACACUCCUCCACAUUGCUCUGUUUGUUUUGAGAAUUUGUCUCCUGUUAAUUUAAGUACUGAAACUAAGGAGUUUCCAUGUCCCCUUUUUUGCCUUUCUCCGGACUUUCACUUCAUCCUUUAUUUGCUCUUGACUCCCCCUCUUCCAACCCUCCUCUCUCCUGCCAUCCAUCUUUUCUACUCCUUAUUUUAUUUUCUUUGUUUCAUCCUGCUUUCACCUUGGAGAAGAAGGGAUACAUACAGAAGACCUAGAGGCCGAUUUGGGUAAGAAAAUGAAAUGUGAAUUCUCCCGUUUGCGUUAUUUGAAAGUAAAGCCGAGGAUUCGAGGCUACAAGUGGCGACAUUUGUGCUGCUUAUAAUACAAUAGAAAGGAAAUGAUGGAUGUCUGUGACAGCUGAGAGCAGAUGUGCGCUCUAUCUGUAGGUGGUGUUAAUGUCCUUCAUAGCAAUACAAAAGAAAAAUAACAGCAGGCUGUGAAAAAAAUUCAAGUGAGAACAUCAGCAAUGGAUUGGAUGUGUUACUUAUGUAUCACGCAUAUCCACUUUGCGUGUUACAUCCAGAACUGUGUCACUGAGACCUUGUCAAAGCAGAAUAUAUUCAAUCUUCAGAUUACUGCAGAAUAGAAAGAGUAAAUACAACUAUCUGUUCUGAUCCCGACUAUGAGUUCCUGCCCUUUAAUCCUACCCUCAGUAUCAAAGGUUGUGUCUCUUGGUAUUGAAUAAGUUCGCUCUGGGCCACACAAAUACAACGUUUAACUCUUCACUGGUCCUAGCAGGGAUGACAGGAUUUGUUUUUCGACUCAUGCGCAGGUUUCGCCUCCGAUUCAAAAUGAUACACUCAUCUCCAGUUGAUCGAAUUGUCGAAUGGCUCAGCUGUUGCUUCUCAUCCCAUUUACAGGCAGCACAAACAGCUCUGUAAUGUAACCAGAGCUCCGUCUUAAACAAUGCCUUGAAUGUCUGCCUGUAAGCUGUUAUUAUUGCUGGCUGCUCAGCUGCAGACAGCCUGUGAUUAUUGAUUGUGAAAUCCAGCCUCUUAUAAAAGAGUUUACUGGACCUGGGAGAAGCUCACAGUAACUCAAGGAGGUUAAUGUCUUUGUUAGAAACUAGAUGCACAGUGAAGGGGUGAGAUGAGAUUGUAUCCGCCUGUUCUCGUUGGGCGUGGUUGGGUGUGUCCACUGUGAGUGAGGGUGUUUGCAGAUGUUACCCUUGAAGUUUUUUGAACUUUGAAACUCUCCCUGUGUGUUAAAUGUUUAUUCUAAUAAAGAUUUCACUGAGGCUGUGAAGGUAGCGUUUGUUUUUGUGAGUUGUUUUAGUCAUAAUGAGGAUAAUAAAUCCAGUAAUAAGCAACAUGAGAGCGAUCCAGGUCAUGAUUUAGUUUAUGGUAAAAGGAAUGGGUUUGUACAUCAAGUUUGUUGCCCAAAUUGGUAAAAUUUCACAGAGCAUAAUCCUUCCUGGCACAGCUAGCGCUUUUAGAUUAGAGCCUGUUUGGAGUUGAAACUUUAUACUUUUAUGAUAGUAUUAAAAUUGAGAGUUAAAGGGAUGUUUUAAGGAGUUUUGCGUCAUUGGCAGCGAAAAACUGCGGCUCAUAACACAUUGCCCUGUUGCAGAACAGUAGUUUGGAAAAGUAAAUGUGUUUUUUGGCAAAAGAUUGUUUUUAGAACUGAAAAAAGGCAAAUCAAAUCAGCAAAAGUAGCGCUAUAAAGACAGCAAAGGUAUUUACAGUGGUUGAGAAAACAAUGUAGGGAAAAGGGCACCAUCUCUUACUAAAACUGUAAAGUUAAAUAAUGUUCCGCCUGGUGCCAAAUCCAAAAAUAACAAAGUGAUGUUUUUCAAAUCUACAACUCAACCAUCUAAUUCAUUCAGCUUCGCUAACAAACAGGAUGCAAGUGUUGUUUUUCUGUCUUAACUGUGAAAGUGAUUUCUGUUUUUCAGAGCUGCCUCCAGGAUGGGAAAGGAUAGAAGACCCAGUGUACGGAGUUUAUUAUGUAGAGUAAGUAAAUUAGACCUCGACUUCAUGUUGAUAUGGGCGCAUUAAAAACUGUAAAUCAGUCACUGAUUGUUUUCCUCUUCUCUCUGCUUUCAGUCACAUAAACAGAAAGACUCAGUAUGAGAAUCCCGUGUUGGAGGCGCGGCGUCGGAAAAUCCUGGAGCAGCAGCAGCAGCCGCAGCCUCCAGAAGGUGAGCGGUAUAUUCGAGGUUCGUUUCCUGCCCUGGCACGGCACCAUUUCUUUCUUUCUUCAUGUGUGUGAGUGUCGUGUCCUUCUAGUUCGUCCAGUGCUCUCCAGGGUUUGAGCCAGACAAAACUUAGACUGCUUCAUCAAAACAUGACGCACAAAAAAGACUAAAUCUUGGUUUUGUUCACAUUGGUACUGAUUUGAACAAACUGGAGCUGGCUCAAACCUUGGUGUCGUCUUUGGUGUUUUUAGAUUUUUAAUUUACGUGACUUUAAAAUCAUAACAGUCGUAUAUCAUUUGUAUUUGAUCAUUUAAUUUGCCUUAUCAUGAAAACUCUACAAGAGGAUGUUUAAGCUGAAGGAUUAGAGACUGAGAUGUGGCAGAAAGGAGAGGACAGGUGCAUGCUGGUGUUGAAAACAUUUGGAGGUUAGAUAUUUUAGCGCAGCAGUGAUUUUGUCCCCUCGUUCAAACAGUCACUAGCUGGAGAAGCUGUGGUAUGCAGCUGACGCAGAACGUAAAGGUACCCUGGUGCCAUUUGCAUUACACAGCCAUGACAUACACAUAUCUACUUAUUGAGAAUGAAUUAAGAGCUAUUUCAUGUUUUAAAUAAUUGUUUAUAUGUUUACUAAAUCAACAUUUCCAAAAUUUGAUAUAUUAGAUAUUAUAUUGGAUUAUUUAUUCAGCCAAUUACACAAGUAGAAGAGAUGUAAUGUACCUCAUUACAGCAGAAGAGUAAAAUCAAGAGUCUGAAGUUUGUGCUUUAAGCUUUGUGUGUUGUUUUUAUGUGUUGCUGUCCAGUGUUCGUACCGUGUGCAUGUGUUUGUGUGCAUGUAAAUACACCUCGGUGUUGACUUUACACUGACUAAUGUGUGUGUGUGAUUGUGUGUGUGUGCAGAGUGGAUAGAGGAACACUCCUCAGCAGCGGCCCCGUUAGCAAACUAUGCUCCAAACCACCUGGAGACCUACAGGGACCCCCAGGUCCCCCCAACUCUACCUCCCGGCCCUGCAGGAGCCAAACGUAAAUCUUCAUGUUUAUUAGAGUGUUCAUGCAUAAAUACUGCUUUUUUUCCUGUUAUGUCUUUUGCUGUUGUGCAAAGUUUUCAAAUUGUUUCAUUUAAUUUCUUUAAUCAUUUGAUUUUUUGAUGUGACGGUUUAUUGAACUACCAAUAAGUUUAAAGACUCCUCUGGUUGGAAAUGGCAAAGCAACUGUCUGAUAGCUCACAGACUUAGCAAGUCCAAGCAGUCCAAAAACCCUCUUGAACUUCUCAAAUCUAUCAACAUUUCAGUUUUUGGGGAGUCAGAAUCCUUUGCUUUUUGCUCACAUGUUUUUUUAAUAUGAAAGAACUUAAAUUUUAAAGUAUCUGAUCUGAAAAAUUCCAAUAUGCAAAAACUUUUUGAAGCUUGUUAAAGUAAAAAACAUUCUUAGUAAGAGUUUUUUUCCCCCCUGAUCCUCUACAGGAGGGAAGCCUUUCUUCACCAGAAACCCAGCAGAGCUGAAAGGAACCUUCAUCAACACUAAGCUGAAGAAGAGUCGUCGGGGCUUUGGCUUCACGGUGGUUGGAGGUGAUGAGCCGGACGAGUUCCUUCAGAUCAAAAGUCUGGUGCUGGAUGGGCCUGCAGCUGUGGAUGGCAAGAUGGAGACAGGUGUAGUUCAAAACCACAGUCCACAGGGGGCACUGUUUUCUUUCAGCAAUACACACACACUACAACACAUCCAUCCGUUUUCAGUACUUUGCAUGAAUCCAGUCCCAGUGACCCCUCUUGUGCACUUAGAGAGUUUGAUGUGCACUCUGGCAAAGUCCACGAAGGCUCAGAGUUGUCACACAGUGAAUUCUGCAAGUGCUGAAGGGCCUCACAGUUGAUUUUUAAAGCCUUUUAUGCGAACUUUCUAUAGGUCUGCAACUGUGCUGACCUUGCUUAGGGAAAUAGCCAAUUAUGCAGUGUGCUAUAAUGUCAAAGUGACAGACGAAGAGCAGAUAGUAAAGUGAGAGACUCUAUCGAAGUCACAUAAGGAGAUUUACUUGUUUAAGUCAAGCGAAAAGUCCAUAUAUGCUGUUUUUGUUCUACUGGUCAAUGAAUCACAGUUUAUACACCAUGUACAGUAUCAUCUUUACAUUUUACCGUGCAGUGUCUGUCUCCAAAUAAUAUGAUUUCACAAAACUCUGGAGGAAUCCUCGUUCAGCGUUUGAAGCCCUCACAGCCUCCGUGCAAAAUUAGAGGGAAUUUUACGCACCAGAGGUCUCGGGGAAACCCUCUGCAUAUGUUAAAAAAAAAAGUUUGAUGGAACCUUUUGUGACUCCGGAGGGAGCUCCACAAAGUUUGAAAAAUCGCCUCUAGUGGUGUCAUCCCAGGGCACGACAAAGACAGAAGUCCACGAGUUUGGAAAUAAGAAAAAACUUGAAGGAUUGAAGUUAGAAAUACAGUCUAGAUGGUUAAACAGACCCCAGCAGCCCCCCUCUGUCUACCAACAGCUACCAGUAUAAUAAGUGUCACUUAAUUGUUGGUUAUUAUGGUGGUGGGUUUUGACAUUAAAUGCAACAUCUGUGUAUUUUUGUUUUUAUUUGCGUCAUUGAUCCUGAUUCCUUUGUAAACGUCCACCAUUAGUCUGAUAACAUGUUGGUGCUAAAAGCUGUGAAGCACUCUUUUAAAAUCAAUGAGGGUCCAACAUUUAGGACUUAGGGAGGACGCUGCAAAUGGGCCGUGCAGUUUAGGUUUGCAGGGAGCUGAGUGGAAUCUCAGCAUGCAGUGGGACUGAGGCGAAGUGCAAAUCUGCUCAGCUGUGGAGCAGUUGCCAAAGGUCCAGUGUUAAAACGCUCGUUUCUACGGCAUAAAUUUUUACAGCCUGGUACAAACAAGCAGGUCUUAAACAGCUCAUUGCCUUAUUUGUACGGUUCGUGCAGCAGGUAGCCUUUUUAAUACUGACAUUUGUUGGUUUUGUUGAGGCGAAGAGUUCUGCAGAAGUAAGCAUAAAUAGAGGCACAGUUCAGUGACUGAGUGGUGUGUUUGUGUUGAAGCUGUUUGCAAAGCAGCAAAGUUAGGCUGAACUCCACUUUUAAGAGAAGCUGGUAGUGAGGAGGAGUCAGACUUUCCAAUAUGGUGACCUCCAUCUAUAAGCUUGCUGUCACUAAAGCUCUAAAUGACGUCACACCCGAGUUAGCUGCGUUUCAGUUACCAAGUCGGAAAAAAGCAAAGUCGGAGGCGGAAACAACAUGGCUACAUCUACGAAAGUUAUUUUAGCGCUUGCGUUGUCAGGAUUUAACAAGGACAAGGCGAGCACUAAAAUAACUUUUGUACUUUUGUAGAUGUAGCUAUCUUGUUUCCGCCUUCGAUUUUGCUUUUUGGCUACAUCUACAAAAGUUAUUUUAGCGCUUGUGUUGUCAGGAUUUAACAAGGACAAGGCAAGCACUAAAAUAACUUUCGUAGAUGUAGUCUUCUUGUUUCCACCUCCGAUUUUGAUUUUUUCCAACUUGAUAAUUGAAAUGCUUGUAACUCGGGUGUGACGUCAUUUUCAACUCUGACAUCUGAUUCCCAAGAUAACUCGAACAACAUCUAUGUUCUCUACAGUCUGUCAGUGUCACUAACUGUGUUGUUUUCUUUCUUGCAGGUGAUGUGAUAGUGAGUGUGAAUGACACCAUCGUGCUGGGCUACACCCAUGCUCAGGUGGUGAAGAUCUUCCAAUCUAUCCCCAUUGGUUCCAUGGUGGACCUGGCGUUAUGCCGAGGCUACCCAUUGCCCUUUGACCCUGAUGAUCCCAACACCAGUCUGGUGACUUCGGUGGCCAUCUUGGACAAAGAGCCUAUCAUCGUCAACGGACAGGAAACGUUUGACUCACCGUCCAACCAGGCCGGACCCGUCAACGGCAUGAGGGAGCCCCGGCCGCACAGCCCCUCAGCCGAGGUGGCAUCCAACGGCUCUCACGGCUACACCACCAGCGACGUGGUCACCCUGGCCUCAUCCAUAGCCACCCAACCUGAACUCAUUACCAUACACAUGGAGAAGGGCGACAAGGGAUUUGGCUUCACCAUCGCUGAUAGCCUGACAGGAGGAGGGCAGAGGGUAAAGCAGAUAGUGGACUAUCCACGCUGCCGUGGAUUAAAGGAAGGGGACAUUCUCAUGGAGGUCAACAAGAGAAACGUCCAGAGUAUGAGCCACAAUCAGGUGGUGGACCUGCUCAGCAAAUGUCCCAGAGGCAGCGAGGUCACCAUGCUGGUGCAAAGAGGUAUGUUUUAUAUCUUCAAGUCAAACACUUGUACAUGAGAUGGGUCAACACGUGCAGAAAGUGAAGUUUAUAAUUAUUAUUAUUGUUUUAUGUAUGCAAAAGAAUACACCGUUGUCUUCUGAGGAGACAACAGCUUGAACACUUGGCAUGAGAAAGGUGACAUGAUGAGAAAGCAGGAGAGAAAAGUGAGAAAGAGAGUGGGUGGCUGGUUGAAAACGCUCAGGCUGGAUGGGAUGGAAGGAGGAGAGGCUGAGUUAGCAUGGCAGUCGAUGAGCAGAUGAGUGUGGGAAGGAGUAGGAGGCGAGAUAGAUGAAUGAGAAAGGAAGGGAGAAGGAGCACAUAAGGUCAGGGACUCAUAUAUGCUAGGAUUAUGGAUGCAGCUGAAUUGGACUGCAGAGACUUUUGUCUUUUUGUUUGGCAUCAAGUGAUCACUGGGAAUUUUGAUAAGUUUCACUUUGAAUUGUUUGUUUGUUCUGGACUUGCUAUUGUCCAAAAAGCUCUGUGCUUGGAACAAGUAAUGGAGAGGAUUAGAGUUUUAGUGGCUGGAUAUAUCAUAGAUUUGAUAGAGAAUUAAGUAUCCAGUCAUUUAAAUGGACUCUGACUCUCUAAUGUGGUCAAAUAACAUAAAUAUAGAUUUGUUUUAAUGGUGGAUGCUGCUUUCUCUUGAUUCUCCGCCUAUUUUCUGCCACAUUUUGCCAUUUAUUUUCUGAUAGUCCAAACAUUUUGACUGAAAAAACAGCCAGCCUUAACGUUUCUGUCAUUAAAAUGUGAAAACAAGACAAAUAGUUUGCCAUAAUGUGAAGUAUCCACACAGGGACUGACUGACACCAGGCGUGCGUAUUGUUGUUAAAUUGCCGACCGUGCCGUCUGACCCGUGUCUCCGUCGGUGGCAGGUUGGGAUGUGCGCCCCACAUCAAUUAUGCCCUCUAAUGAGCUGACCUUGUGCACCGCUGCUGGAGUACCGCUGCAGUGUUGUGUAAAUGUCAGCAUCAUUACGGGCCUGUUAGGCUGUCUUGAAAGAGAGAAUUAUAGGGAUGCAGCGUUUCUGCCACCGGAACACAGAGAGGGAGAUCCAAAGAGAGACAGAGGAGGACAGGGGGAAUGAGAGGGAGGCGACAGUCGCUGGGGCAGGAAGGGCAGCUGACAGCAGCGUACAUCAUCUUUGUAAGCUUUGACACCAGUCUGUUAUUAUUAUGAGCUCAGGUGAGCAGCCAGGUGAUGAGGGUCAGAAGCUAAACACAGUCAGACAGACAAGGGGGGCUGAUGAAUGAAGCUUGUACCUCUGCUCGAAGAAGACUAGUUUCUGUACCAGGGGCAUGUGUUUUAAGCGUGAUACCUAACCCUUACAUCAUGGUUAUUGCACACUUUUGAAUAUAAAUUUUACAGUUUUUCAAGACCUUUUGAGACGCAAAUAUAUAGUAUUUAUCAAUAUAUUCUGAAUUUAAAAGCUGUUUUGCGUAGGAGUUUGCUUAAAAGUUGCCUCAUAAUCACUUUUUGUCUAUCCUUAAAGCAGACUUUUUAUUUUUUAUCUUGAAGCGAAAUUAAAUAGAUUUUUUCUACCUUCUCACCUUCAUCACUUGUCAAACAAGCAAAUUUACAAAAAGAAAAAUUACGAAAUCUUAAUCUGCUGAUUAGUUUGUGUAGACACGUCCAACUAAAAGUGCUAUCUAACAUUUAACGCCUCUCACGAGUAAAAUUAAGACUUUUUAUCACCUUUGGUUUGAAAAUAAAUGAGUUUUUUUUUAAACUAUUAAACUUUGAAAGUAUCACCAGGAACCCUGUAGAUGUACUUCUGGCAUAAAGGAAUCAAAACGGGAAAGGAGUCUUGGUUUAAGAUAUCUGAAGUAUCUUCAAAGAGCUUUUUUAUGCAACAGCCAGGAGCAACACAUAAUUGUCACAAACAAUGGAAUAAAAACAUAACAGGAAGAACAGAAGAAAGGCACUAAAUCAACAUCACAAGUAAAAACACAUUCAUUAAGCAGUAUGAGUUGUUUUUAAUAGCUGGGACAAAGGAGCUUCAGUAGAAUAUAUCUUCAGCUAAACAGGAGCCGGACUCUAACAGAGGGAGGUCUGGAUCAUCCAGGAUUAACGGGGCCGUUUUAAGACUGAGUUUGAACACGUCACCCAAUUUGUUAAAAGUCACACCUGCUGUUUCUCGAUUUAGCCCGAUAAGAUUCUCAAUGAGCGAAUAAACGCCUUUCUAAGUGAGUAAACUCUGACUCUCGAGGAUGAUUGAAGAUAGAAUCAUGAAAUUAUAGCCUCACAAAUUUCCAGCAUAUACUAAUCCUGUAUAGUGUGACCCUCAGUGUAAUUUUCAUGUGUUGUAUUUGGCAGAAACGUUCUUUCUCUACCAGCUGCAGGUGAUAGAAUUCAUCAUGUUGUGCUGUCUUAAACCAUUGUAAAGCUAAUGUCUUAGGAUUUUGGACUCUAACUCAAACAAAACAAACAAUCUGAAGACAUCACUUUUGUUCCUGGGAAAGUGUAGUUGACCUUUUUCUCUAUUUACUCAACAUUUUACUCAAUGACUCCAAAAUAUGCAUCACAGAUUAGUCAAACAUUGAAAAUAGUCAUUAGCUUCACCAGUGCUCAGUGAUAGUGGCUCGUUGUCGUGCAAUGUGAGCUCGAUUUUCAGUCUGUGAAUGAUGCUGUGACCUUUCAAGUGAUUGCUAGCUUCUAGCACGUAAUCAUUCACAAACAACAAUUAAAGGCGCUAAGAGGAGCGUGGUGAGGAAGAUGAGAAGGGAAAGUAGAGGGCUUGAAACAGGAGGAACAGGGAUCAUGUUUUUUUGAGAAAGUGGAGGUGGAGGAUUAGAGCCGAGAGUUUGAUAUUUGCUGAGCAGCAAGUUAAAGUUCAGCCAGGGAAGCGUGCAUGAGAGGAUUGGUUCAAAAAGUAGGAGAAGAGGAGGAGGAGGAAGAAGAGGAAGAAAAAGGUGGGCUUCAGCUAGAGGAGGAGAAGAAUCCUUAAUCUGUUCAUCUGUGACUCAUCAAUCUGCACGGUCUGACUCAGUCAGCAGGCUGUUUAUUUUAGAGGGGCACAAAGAUCAAGGUCAAACAAACAGCAGGGAUUACUUUUUCUUUAACUUGAUUUUCUCUGUUUCUCAGAGCGCAACCUUUUUGCAGUAUGUGCAGUAUGAUUGGAGCAGGUUUGCAACAACCUAAAGGUGCAAGAAAUUAGUAACAAUAAGUGUCAAUUACAAAGCAAUAGUAGAAUAUGUGUCCUCUCACAGGUUAUAACUGUUUUCUUUGUAUUUUAGAUAUGCACACCAUAGAAAAUAACUUCUUCUUUGGUACUACACUGCUGUCUUGCUUUUGACUGAACAGUAAAAGUUAGUUUGCCAGUUCAGAAGCUGCAUGUUUUUUUUUUCUCUUCUUUUGGACUCAGAUCUUUUUCAUAAUGCGCUAUUAUCUUCAUGCUCCUGACAACAGCAGAAGAGUGUGCCCAAAAUGAAAAAAAGACACAUUUCCAGGGAUUUGGAUUGCCUAACUAAUGGUUUCUCUGGUUUUCUGUUGGAAGAAAAAAAGGUGUACAAAGGCAGCAUGUCGAAAGUAAAAGUAGACCAGGUAGUAACAAAUCCAAACUAUCAGGUAAUGUUUUUUUGUAAUGAUCAAACUGCACAAUAUUCUGCAGGGUUUAAAUUUGUAAAUUACUACUUUUCGAGGAUUUUCAGUCAAAGUGUUUUUCAGCAGUCAUCCUACAAAUGUGCAGUUACCCAAAGAAGUGUUAAGCAAGUGUGAUGUGCAGGAGCUGUUUUCAUCUCCAUUCUGUGAUCCUGCAACACCCUCACACUCUGAGCAGUUUCAUGUGAGAAAUUUACCUGUUAAAAAUAUCCUCUCUUACCUAAAGCUUUUUGGAGCCUUUGAAUUUUAUUUUAUUUUUUACCCUUUAAAUUUUAAACACAACAUCUGGUGUUUUCACACUCUGGAUCUUACCCCCUGUAAAGGAGGCCAGGCCAGCUAUGACUCCUCCAUCUUGUCUUUUCCAUCGUUGUUGCCAUGACAAUUGUGCACACGAUCCUGUCCCCUGAGAGACAGGGAGGAAAAAGAGAGAAGAUGAGAAGACAGAGAGAGAGGGGGGGUAUAAAGUGUAGAGGAAUGAAAUAUGACAGAAACAGACAAACAACAUGGAUCAAGACAAUAUAAUCUGGAUAAAGUAAAAAAGAGGAUCACUGCCAGAUAUAGGACGAUAUUAUAAGUAGAACAAGGACAAAUGUUUUGCAGAUUCGGCUUAACAAAAGAGAGCAUUACUCAUGUUGUAUGCCUGCGCAAUGAAUAUAGAGGAGCUGGAGGAAGGACCAUUCUCUGGCUGUGUGUGGGCUCCAGUGAGGCCCACCAAGGCCACAGCUUCAGCAGCAAACACGUGGCCACUCAUCGAGCUGCAGAUUCAGUUUGAAAAGCUCCGUUUUUUUUUUUUUCUCUCUGCUGUUGCUCCAGGAUGAAAAAUGACCCCAACACUUAGACUCACACUCUUGUUUGUAUCCACAAAACAUUGCUUAAACGGCUCUACUUUAACCUGGUGUUUGAGCUAUUGACUCCUAAACCACUCUUGGCAUGUGUGAGUUCUGAAAUUACAUCCCUCAUUGAUAAAAUAUUUAACAAUUAAGAUAUGAUACAACAAUGCUAAUUGAUGAUAUGAAUGUAUUAUCCAGCCGCAACACACGUAUCUAUCCUCCCUGCCUCAAUAUUUCUCUCAUAUUUGCGUAUUUUUGUUUAAUUCUGCUCUUUUUUUAUAGCCUUGCUGUCUGUCUACUGUAAAAAAAAAUCUCAGAAGCACUUUCCUCCCCCUCCACUCAGAUACUCAAAGCUCACUUAGGUCACCAAACAACUGCCGCUGCAUGCUCUCACAUCCCGUUUGUUUACAUCCCAUCUCAUUUGAAUGAUAAUGGACACAAUCUUAGUCAUUCUGGGAGAGGGUUGCCUCUGUAAUAAUAAAAUCAGCUCUUUAAAGCUAAUGUUUGAGCCUCUGUUAUCAAUUCAGAGUCUUUUAAAUGGAGCGGCGUUCUUAAGCAGAGCUUUACUGUCAUUCAGCAGAGUGAAAAAUAUCAGGAUUAUGGCAGCGCUGCACAAUGCAAAUGUGUGUGUAUGUCUGCAUAAAUAAACACAAAGCUUCUUGCAUACCUUCCUACGCUGAUAUACUGUAAAUAUAUAUAUAUAUAUGUGUGUGCGUGUGUGUGUGUAUAUAUAGCAUAAAUGAAUUCAUAGAGGCUGCAAAGUUGCGUGUGCGGGAGCAUGCUAUUCCUAUAUUCCCUGCUUCCAGCUCCAGUUGCUCAUAAAUGUUACAUUUAGGCAGAUUCGAUCAACUCUGAAUUACACGUAUACAUCAGCGUCACAAUGCCGGAGUACGUUCAGCAGAUUUGAAGACUACAUCAUGCAUGGAGAUGAAUUCACAGCAAAAGCAGCAUGUAGAUCAGCUGGUCCAGCUGACAGGGUGGAUUAAAAUAGAGCUGAGGUCAAACAAUGUCUACUUGCGAAAUCUUUAUUCCCCUUCAGCCCUGACUCAAAGUUACCAACCAUAUGGCCGCAGUUAAAUUCAAUUUCUAUAUUCUUGAUGUUAAUUAUGACGACCUUGUUCCAAGUUCAGAGAUUUUCUGAGGGUGUUUUUAAAGUGGAAGGGUUCUACUGACCCUUAAGUGCAUGUGUAAUUUCGGGGCUGGGGUCGUAUAACCUUCUGAUGUCCUGGCAAGCAUACCGGUGACACCUGAUGCCCUCAUAUCCUUUCUCAGUCACUCAAAACCGCACACUAAUAUUCAUCAGCCUGGAUCUUCCACUUGGUUCUCAUACUGUAAGGGAGAGGGAGGAAGAGAGAGGGAGCGAGAGAGAGAGAGAGAGAGGGGGGAAAAUAGGGGGGAUAAAUUAUGAAUCAUGUAGAGAGAGGGGCUUUGCAGCAACAGAGAGUUUUAACAUUUAAUGAUUUUUUGCCAAUGCAGCAGAAAGAGGCUAAGAUGGAUGCUUGCAUGUUGUUGCAUGUCUCUCCGUUAUACUUUACUUCCUGCACGAUUUCGAUCGGAUGUUGCAGGAAAGAAGAUGUUUUGGAGAUGCUGUGAUGAAUAAAAGGUGCGGCGCCGUGUAAACGCGCGUACACCUCUGAUUUAACAAACUACACCACCGCUGCUGCUGCUGCUGCCACUGUAUACAGAACUACUUGAUCGCCGUGGCAACAGCGACUCUUUGUCCCAAUCCUGCCUUGUGUCGUUCUUGCAUUCAUUUAUCUAUUUCUGUCCCUGCGCUGUAGUAAGUAGCAGGCGAAGAUGCUUCAGGAGGGAGUGGUCUUGGUGAGAAACGAUCAGGCGGAGUUUGAUUAUGCAUGUGUUAAUGCCUCUGAGGAUAAAGAAACCUACAUGAUGACUGAAUUAGUUGUUUGGUGGUGACGAGUGUGAGAAGAAAGCUGUAGAGUGGGACUGUAGAUUAUUCCCUACACUGGUAUGCUGUGAAUCCUCUCCCCUGACGGCCGGCUCCAAGUAUUAAUAUUUCAUUAGCACAAAUGAGAUUGAUCUUCUCUGUGACUCUCUUCAGUGUGUUAACUGGUAUAUAAGAGAGAGAGAGAGGGAAAGAGGGAGGGAGGGAUAGCGAGAGAGAGAUCAAGUCAUGGUGCACGAAAGAAGAAGAAAAAGAAGAAGAAGAAAAAGAAGAGGAGGGGGAGGGAAUGAGAGGAAAAAAAAAGCAAAGGGAGAAGAUCAGCUUCUCGGUGUGAGCCCUGAGCAAAGCAGAGGAGCGGAGAGGAGUGGAAACAGCUCUGUAGUUACUCAGAAGACGUGCAAAGUGAGGCAGAAGCUCAGGCUUUUCCUUUUGACAGGAGCUCGCGCUGCUGAGCUCCUUCUCAGUGGGUAAUUGUUGAGAUUCUGCUGGAGAGCUGGAGGAGACCACUGGGAGGAGGAGGAGGAGGAGGAAGAAGAGGAGGGGGGAGGAUGUAUGUGUGUGUGUAGAUGCUUAUUGGAACCUGUAGCUCUGACCAGCAGUCCAGCGCUUCUGCAGGAGCAUCCUGUCUAAUGCAGAUAGAUCAGCUGCUCCUCUUCUAAUAGCACGGGUGAGAGCGCUGAGGGGGAGGAGAUCAGUUGGAUUAGCGCGCAGCCUAGCGCAGUGUGUUGCUCACAGAGAGAGAAAGCAACAGAGAGGAGGAGGAGGAGAGGGAGUAAGGAGGAAGAGAGAGAGAGCCGGGCCAGUUUGAGCUGUGCUCUGCAGCAGGAACCAGAGUCCACACGUCCAUCCUGGAGAGUUUUUUUUUAACAGAGGGGACACAAGGAGAGCACAGCAGGUCAUUAAUGCUCUCUCUGUCUCUCUGCCGAUGUUUUGCAGGCGUGGUGCCAGCCAAGAGGAGUCCAAAGCUGGUGGUGAGUACUAUGAUCUUCAGCUUCUUUUGUGUGUGUGUGGGUGUGUGUGGGUGUGUGUGCAUGUUUAAUUGAGUGGGUAUUAAGAAGGAGCACUAUUUAAAGAACAAUAGACAUGAAGAUGUGAUAUCCAACUCUCGCUCUACCGUUCUGCAUCCGGAGCUGCUGUCACCUUCCCUCUUCAGUUCUUUUCUCCUUCUGUCACUUUGACUUUUGCUUCUUUUCUUCUAUUGUUUCCCUCCUCUGUGUUGUCAUUUCUGCUUGUCUUAAAAAGCCCCCUCUUUCUCUCUCUCCAUCCUGCCACGCUGCCAUCCUGUGACUGAUAAAGCAGAGCAGUGUAACAGUGACCAGCUGUCAGGAGGGGGCAGACAGCCUCAGCUGAGGGAAGGUGGGAGAGAUGCACUAAAGCAAAGAUAGAAAAAAAAAAAAAGGAUGUGUAUGAGGGGCGGAGGAAAGAGCUAGCAUGGAGAUAGUUUGUCCCACUACAGUGAAUCACUCUGAUCGCCCGCGGACACAGAGGAGGCACUGAGGCUAACAGACAGGGCGAAGGGGGCAAUGACGACACAGUGAGCUGGAUACAAAGCAGAGGGAGAGAGUUGGGGAAGCUGGAGGAGAGAUUGCAACAGAUUGCAAUGUGACUGGUGCUUGUGACAGAUAAGAGAGGCGAAAAGGAGCGAUUCGGCGAGAGGUUUUCUAAAGGGACGGUGCAGUUAUUCAGGAGUUGAAAGAGCAAAACGCCUCCUCAUUCUUUCAAUCCGUCUCAAUCUGAUUUUUAAAGAAGUCCAAGCAUGCUCAGGAGAGGUGCGCUGCAGCUUAAAAUUACUGUCACCUUAAUUCACCUCUGGAGAGCGAUCCAGUUUUAGCAGAAGGACGAUUCCUGUGGACGAGCGCAACAAGGUCACAACUAGGUUCAAUACCCAACCCUUUUAAAGGAAAACACAUUGUCCCCUGCCAUUAAACCCCCCCCCUCUUAUCUGGUUAGAAAUAAGAAUUAGGAUUAUUUUAAAAUAGCAUCAGUGAAAGCUUUGGGUGUGUUACUAUUCAGGUCACAUGGCAUGGCAAAUGGAGGAGGGGCGGGCACCACAAGAGGGGUCAAUUUGUACCAAUAGUGGCACUGCCGUGUGUCACUUUGGCUUAGCUUUACAGCUAGAAUAAGCCGGUUUCUCCCCCCUCUGUGUGAUGUCAGUGAAAUGUCACGCUGCAUGCAACUUCGUGUCAGCCCAGAACAACCAUUUCGCCUCCAGUUCAGAGUCCAAAUAAAUGCUCAGAGUAAACUCCCAUAUGCAAAAGAGGCUGUGCUGUCUCAACCCAUUAAGCAAGUCUCUGGUGAUCAAAUGAGAAGUCAGUUUUGCAUGGCUGUUGUCCUCAUUAAGAAGCAUUACUGGAAUAUUUGACCGUUCAUCUCUUACAGUGUGAUGAAUGAGACGCCGUGAGACCGCUCAGUGACUCCUCCACUGGCUCGUGCGUUGGUUUAUUAUUCAUAUCGAAUAAAAAAAGGAUGGAGUUGUCAUUUGGGCGUUAGUAAUUGGGUUUUCCCAGUAAGGCUCAUUUUUCAUCAGGCUGAGAAGUGUUUAGUUACGUGUAUUUGCAAAGAAUAACACAGUAAUAUGUUUAUUCUCUCGUUACAGAAUGAAAAUACGAGUUUACACAAAAGUAUACGCUGUCAGGCGAAACAAUAACAUCACAAAAAUAUUGUGCUCGUACCAGAAAUAGCUGUGAAAACACUUCCAGAGGAGUCUUUCUAGUCUGUGCAUUUACAGUACAGUCUGACAGAGGAGUCAAAACAGCACCUUUUUGGCGGAUUAUCAGCUCUGUCGAAUUCUCAUUCAUGAAUGCCAAGUGAUCCCUGAGUUGUAUCAUGGCCCCUUUGCUCUUCACUUGGACUGUUUUCCUGCUUCAGCAAACCUUGACUCUAAUAUUAGAGGACGAUACCACUCAGACUGCAGAUAGGAACCAGGAUGCUUCUGGUACAGAAGUACGAUCCAGCACCAGCUGAUUCCGCCUAUGUGUGCAAAACAGAGUCUGGUCCAACCCAAGGUUUCUGCCUGUUAAAAGGAAGUUUUUCCUUGCCACUGUUACUCAUGUUAGAUGAGAUGGGCCAAAUCCCAUCUUAGGUUGGGUCUUGACGAUUGUUGUGAAUUGGUGCUAUAUAAAUAAAAUUUGACUGAUUGAUUUGAAAACAGGGAAAUAUAGAUCAGGUUAAAGUUUAACCUUUUGGCCACAAGUAUUUAAACAGCCUGAAUGUUUCAGGGAACAACUUUUGUCACACACCGCCAAAGCGGACCUGAGUGGAGCCUAAUCUGGAUAAUUAAGUCUGAAUAUGUUUUAACUUUUUUGCACAAUGUGAUGCAUAAAAUUCUUAUGAUUUUCGGUUAACUAAGUAGCAACAAAAUACCUGUUGGUGCCAAACUUUACAAAUUCCCAUCUGAUUUGAAAGGCUAACCUUGAUCUUUGCACGAGUUCCCAUUCAACCCUCUGCAGUAAACAAAGAAUUGUGGAAUUCACAAAAGGUAGUAACUUCAUUCAGUGAAAUCCCCACUCAGUUCUAUCUGUCUUUGUCUUGCAACCAUGGAAACCAAGUCAUUUCUCCUCACACUCCAGCAGAUGUUUUUUUUCUUCUUUUUUUUUAAUACUGAGACAUGUUCUACCGCAACGUCUGAAAAAGAUGACCUUGGCGCUUUUUCUCGCUUUGUCCUCCAUCAACACUUUUUUCACAUCUCUUUCCCCCUAUAUCUCGCACUUCUGACUGACUCACUUAUCACUCUCACUUUUCCCUCCUCUCUCUGUCCUCUACCUCUCUCUCUUACUUCCGCUAACCACCCCCAUCUUUUAAACACGUAUACUUCUACACUUAUAAACUCUUUUUUUUAUUUCCUUCUGCCCAUCCAGCACCAGUUAGAGAGGAAAGACAGUCAGAGCAGCUCCCAGCACAGUGUGUGCAGCCAUCGCAGCACUCACACCGAUUCUCCCAGCCACCCACCCUCUGUCAUGCCCAGCGAAGCAGUGGCUCCCACUCCUGCCGCCCCUACCCAGCCUCUGCCAGGCCUGCCCCCUCAGGACACUGCAGAUGGCACCCUCACCCUCCAGAAGAAGCCAGACCCCUUUAAAAUCUGGGCGCAGUCCAGGAGCAUGUACGAGAGCCGACGUGAGUAGAAUUCAUUUCUUUACUUGUAAAGGAAUUUAAACAUUUUGCUGACUCUGGAGUUUGGAGGUUUAUCCCCCGGCUAUAUCAAGGACCCUUUAACCUUCUGUAAGGAUAAGCACGGCCUGAGAAUGAUGACCCAAAUUCUUGAACAACCCGAAGCACAGACAUUUGUAGAUUGGCAGUUCCGUUUGAGGAAGAGGAUUGCUUUUUUCACAGUCAUUAUUAUAAUUAAAUACAUGUAAGAAAUACACAUGACGGGGUAAUAGUGCUGAAAAACAACACCACCAGACAAAAGAGGUGAUUUGCUAACUCUAUAAUACCUCGUAAUGCACCUUUAAUCUGAGGUAUUUCUUAAACUGGUGUACAUUUUAAAAGUAUUGGAGAUAAUUACAGAUUAAUGAUCAAUUGGACCAGAUAAGCAGAUUUUCAUCCUGUGCAUUUGUAUCUUAAAAGGCCUUUUUGUGUGUUUGCAAAACAACUGUGUGCUGAAUGAGUCACAACUGAUCGUGACAAAAGGUGCCUCUAAGAGGGAAGUGUCCUUGAAAACACCAAAGGGCUCGCUGAUGAGUGGUGUUGUGGUGGUGGGGGUGUGUGUGUCUGUCCUACAUAUGUUCUACUUGCCUUUUCUCUUGAAUACAAAGAACUCGCAGGUGUUAUAAACAUCAUAUAUGUGUGAGCAUGUAUACUUGCAGUGAAGGGACAAGGCCGAAUCAGCGUUCAAACACGAAUCAAAUUUUAACGAUGAGAGUCGAGCUUCCCUCCUUCAAAAACCUGUUUAGUUAUGAGAAAAACAAGGGCAUCAGAAAUCAAAAAGUGGAACAACAGAAAGUACACAGCCCCUCUGUGAGGCCUUUCAGUAUUAUUUACAGUCAUGGCCUAUUCUUACAUUAUUCAUGGGGAAACACUGUAAUGGUGUCAAGCCGCCUAUUUCCUGUUUCUAAUAGAGGAGCCUGAGAGAGGAGGGGAAGAAUCCACCAAAAUAACAGCUUGGCUCACUUGUUCUGGCUGAGUUGCAUCUUUCAGACCUCCUUUUCUUGUACUGGAGCUGGUAUUUAAAAGAAGAAAAGCCUUGUUUGUGCAGCGAAAUACACCUCUGUGUGCUGUUAAAGAGUUUCGCGAUUUUUUAAGGGUCAGUUGUGUUUGCUUCUUGCUCUCAUGGAUGUGACGCGUGCUGCAGCCUCGGUUAACAAUGACGGCUGCUUGUAGAAUCUAGGACUGCUGCUGAUUAAAUAUUAAGUGAGCCCAGAGAGGGCUGCUUUAAGCUGCAGCUGAUUGGUAUAUCUGUUUGAUAACCCCUGAAGGGGUUGCAGCCCCUUUUUUGAGUCAGCAGUGGAGGAGAGAGAACACAAUGAUACAAGAAGGAGAAGGAGACGAGGAAUGACAAAGAGGCCCGGAUUCCUCUGUCUGGGAUUUUCAUAUGUAUUCCUGUGCGCACACACAUGCACACUGUUGAAUUUUCAAGGAGGCACCAUGCACCAGAAGAGCGAUAUUUCAGUUGCAGAAAAGUGACAUUGAAAGGUUAGAUUUAUGUAUCAUACUGAAUUUAAAUCAGACAGCCAACCUCUCUCCAUUUAUUAACUCUACUUUAAUGGCUUGCAUAUGGACAUAUGUCAGAGCAGUGUUAAUUACCAGUCUCGUCAAAGCAAUUCCAUUCACACUGGGAAAAAAACUGAAAAGUAGGAGCUAAUUGGUGCGAUACUGUCUUUGCAUGGCAGCCGUGAAGACAGCAGGCGGCGCAUGACGGCGUGGUCUGUUCCUCAUGUAUGGACCGGCCCUGCGGGUUGAACAGACCAACGCCAAAUGGCCCAUGUCGUCCUCCACAGUCUGCUGCGUCCAUUGUGAAAUGUCACUUUGACAGGAAUCCUGUGCGUUUCUUAGGGAGUAGCAGGUGAUUGUGAGGCUGUAAAAGAAGCCACGCUUUAAAACGGGGCUAAAAAUAGGUAGUCCCAAAGGGUUACUCUACGGGACCGCAGAUUUGAGGGUCUGAUGAGGUCACAGCAUGAGAUUUUGCAGCCUGCAAGUGAGAACAAGAAGCCAAUCUGCUCCGAAAAACUGGACUGAGAUGAAGGAAGACGCAGCUGUUGAUUCUGUGUGUUUUUGCGCCGACUUUAACAGAGGAAAAAAACACCUCAGUGACCCCUGAUUACACAACUGGAUGCAGAUUUUUCAUGACACUAAACUGGACACUUGUUGAUUAGAACAUGUGUUUGAUGAUCAAUUUACAAAGAUGCUCAUCCGUUAUAUCUGCAGUAGAUUUGAUAGUUGAUCUUCACGGAGUCUUCUCACUGUGUCUCUCGUGUAUUUCAGUGCCAGAUUGCCAGGAGCAGGAUAUUUUCCUAUGGAGGAAGGACACAGGCUUUGGCUUCCGUAUCCUCGGAGGAAAUGAGCCCGGAGAGCCUGUAAGUAUCGCAUCAACGGUUCAUUUCAACAGCGGGUAAUAUAACGAAAAAGGCGUGGAUACACGUUCAAACUUCCCAUCCAUCUUAAUGCUGAUUUGAAACCCCUGGAUGUUUUGUCCUCUUUCUUAUUAAGCUUUCCACUUCUUGAAGAGUUUUUCCUCUUCCAUUAGUUCUUUCUUCUCCUCGCUUUUCUAUUUAGUUUGUCUUUGAACCGGAGAAGCAGAAAGUCCUUACACAUCACUCUGAGUGGAGCUGUUGCUCUCCAGAGGAUCAUAUAGACAGCUUGUUAAGAGAAGCAAAGGCCUUACCCACAAUCCCUCUGGUUGUGCGCCAUAUAUUUGUCUUUAAAGGGGCAGGAGGAAAAGAGGGGGGGUUAAGAGCAAGGGUGUGAGGCAGACAGUGAGGAAAAUAAAAUGGCAGUAGGCUUCAGGUCUUCCCCACAGGGGUUACUACUUGUUGUUUGUGCCAAAUAACUGGGUGGUUGUUGUGCACUUGUUUCUGUCAGGGAUGUGUGUAGACUCCCACACAGCGCCUGAAGCUCACAAGCUUUUUUGCGGCCCCAAAAGGCUGUAUUAGCCUUCAUGGUGUCUCUGAAUGUCAACCAUGAAAACCUUUAAGUAAUGCAACAAUAGACUCUGAAUGCUGCUGUGUUUGACUGAUACAUUUCAAAUCAGGAUGAGAUAAGCCACAAAGAGUCACUGAGCUCUCUCUCUCGGCUAAUGGCUCAAUUUACUUCAGUUCAAAGACGUCUAAUCAGCCAUAUUACUGUAUCAUAAUUAUAAAGCUCCUGCAUUCACAUCACUCCAUAGAGAGGACUUGCAUUAAUUAUGAUUUCUUUUUACCAAAGUCAGUAAUCCCUCAGUAAUUUAUCUCACCAUUCAGCUGCCAAAAAAAGCUGAAUUUGAUUAAGUUAGAUAUUGAAUGAAUGACUUUAUCCGUCCAUUAAUUUUUUGCUUUUAAAAAAUUAGACAAAUAUCUGUAUGAAUUCAAAUCACCAUCAAUUCUUCUCCUGCAUCUAUAUCUCUCUGUAUGUUAUCUGUAAGUUACAUUAUAUGAUUUCGCUGCUAUGGAUUAGGGAUAGGAACCGAGAACCUGUUCUCGUUGAAUGGUUCAAUCCAUCAGCAUCGUUUAAAUUUUGUCUUAAUGAUUCCCUUAACGAUUCUUUUCUUCUGGAUGCCUAGAAAAACGGCCUUGCAAGUGCCAGUCUAUACAAACGAGAAGAAGAGACUUAGAGGAAAAAACAUGGCGGACGGUACGAAAAGUAGGCGGAAACGAUCUAAAGCGUGGCUCAAAAUUUUGCGCACUACCCGCGUAGUAGUGUCCUCUCUUUGGGGAUCAAGAAUAUGGUCACCCUAAUUUUGACAAAUAGUUUGUUGUUUGAUUAUUUUUUUAGACUCUCGCUGAAGGUGGCAUACAUCUUUUCUGUUGUUUUGAGUUAAUGGUGAAAACCUAUAGUCUACUAUUUUUAAAUCAAAGAAAGGCAUUGAUAAGGGAAUCGUUAAAGAGUUGAAUUGAUAAGCAGAAUCAAUAAUGGCAUCGAUAUCAAUAAAAUCGUAUUAAUUCCCAUCCCUACUAUAGAUCCAUAUGACUGAAAUAAGGGAGGGAGAAGUAAUCGUUUGUGUCUCCUUUCCCAGAUAUACAUCGGACACAUAGUGAAGUACGGGGCGGCUGAUGAGGACGGGCGUCUGCGGUCGGGCGAUGAGCUCAUCUGUGUGGACGGCACAGCGGUGGUGGGCAAGUCACACCAGCUUGUGGUGCAGCUGAUGCAGCAGGCCGCCAAACAGGGCCAUGUAAACCUAACAGUCAGACGCAAGAGUCCAGGAUAUGGAGGUGAAUUUAAACAUGCGCAUGUGUAUUUAUACAUGUUUAAUGUAUUUAAUGCACACAGAAUAGUUAGAGUGCUGUGCUGCAAAGUUCUUGUAUAACUCGUCUGCUUUAUUAUAUCAAAUUUCCAGUGUCAAAAGGGGAAGGUGAUGUCCCUCCAUCACCAGCCUCCUCCCACCACAGCAGCACCCAGGCACCCAGCCUGACAGAGGGCAAGCGGACCCCUCAGGGGAGCCAGAACUCUCUAAACACAGUGAGCUCAGGCAGCGGAUCGACCAGUGGCAUAGGCAGCGGGGGCGGAGGAGGCAGCGGGAGCGCAGUGGUUCCUGCGUCCCUCCAGCCGUACGACGUCGAGAUCCAGCGCGGAGAGAACGAGGGCUUCGGUUUCGUCAUCGUGUCGUCUGUUUCCAGGCCCGACGCUGGCACAACAUUCGGUAAGUGAGGCCGACCAAGACGGAGCUAACUGAGAUUGACAGGAGCUUGUAUUCAAUUUGACAGGAGAAUUAAUUCUGUUUACUAUGGGCUGACUCCCUUUGACUCUAAUGUGAUGCAAUUGAGACUUUAAUCUGACUGUACAGUUUGAUUGUUGGGGCAUUUGUGAUCUGUAAUGGUGCAUCCUACUUGACGAGGUUUCCUGGAGAUAAUUAUUCUUCUACUGUUCUAAAUAAACUCUCUGACAAGGAGCAUCAGCAAAAGUCAAAAUAGCAAAUAAAAGGCCUGGAAACUCCAGACAUAUCCACAGGGUGAAUGAAAUGACUGACGCCAUCUUGUGGUAGAAUCACAAUAUUUAUAAAGUCAGUCAUCCCUGAGUAUCCAGGGAUUUGACAGGAGUUUCUAUGACGCCACAGGCGGAGGUCGCAAACCUUCCAUCAUACGUUCAGGGAUGAAGAAAUCUCCUCGUGUGCACUCUCCCUCAGGAUCCGGCUCGGCUUUAUCACAAACACCAUCACAGAUUCAUGCCUCACAGCUGCCCUCACCAAUUCAUUCAGGACAUAAUUGAAGUCUACUUAGCACACGGCAAAGCUGUCGGUACCAUUUACGUAUCGCCGCAAAACAGCCGAAUUGCACGUAUUAAAGUUGCUCAGGCACUGAUGAGGAAUUGUAGACGUCCUCCUCGAACAAAUCUGGUAUUAACCUCAGAGUGAUGAAUUUCCAACAGCAAUGUCAAGCCAAGGUCUCUUGUAUAGUUGGCCAUUACGAUGAUAUACUGUGGUGUGUCACCGGCAAAACACCAGAAUGGAUGAGAUGUUAGCCACACUGACUGCCCGGGGAAAAUUUCAUUGAUCCCAAGGGCUAAUGGUGUUGCUCUGCAAAAUGCGAUGCAAGAAUUAAUGUGUUAUUUAUAGUGACACUAGCGACAAUGCUAGUCAACAACCUUGUCAAAACAUCUCGCAGUCUUUUGAGGUUCCUGUUUCUGCUGCUUUACUGCGAUCUCCAGCUCUGCUCUGUCACUUUUCCCUCUGGAGACCAUGAGAUGAAUGGACUCUGUUGCUUUGAUGUGCCGAUCUGGGAUCUUGCGUUCGCAUCCUGUGCUCACUCUCCUAAUGGAUUUCAACCAUGUGGGACAUGACAGGGGAAUGUUUUACGAGGAAAAAAGCACAAGAUAAACCUCUGUCUCUUUUUUUUUUUUCCUGAAGCGCUUCAUAUUUGUCAAUCCAAGGACAAGAACAAAGUAGAUUCAGCUGAUUCAAUCUUCCAUACAUUAUUGACACGUAAACCAUUUCUCUCCAGUCCAUCAGGACCCAUCCCCCUCUCUUAUCCCCUCCUCCCAUCAUGACCCAGGGUUGGCAAUGUGCUUAACAGAUUGAGUAUUAAAUCCACGGUACUUGCCACACCCUAUAAUGUCCCACAUGCCAUUAUUUAGAUAGAGUGACAGCGUACAAGAGCAUUUUUCAAUCAAGACAGAGGGAGGAUGAGGUAAUAAAUAUGGAUGUUGCAAAAAUGCUUGAUGGAGAGGGGAGGAGCGGAGAUGGAUGGAGUGAGCUGGAGGAGGACCAGGAGAUCCCCGGGGUCUUUUCAGAGCUCCAGUGUAAACAAGAUCUGCAGUAUUGAGCUCUGUCACUCAGGUGCAGAUUGGAUUUCUUGCCAUCCUCUCACUGAACACAUGAGUAGCAUCACAUAUAGCCUUGAGUGUGCACAUGUCACCUUGGUGUACACGCUGCUCUUUAGAAGCCCUGAUCAUUGUCUGAGUCUGUCAGGAUCCCACAUGUCAAUUACCUGAAUGUCCCACACACUGCUGCAGUGAUCGUGUGCUCAAUGAUCCUUGGUAAGGAGGUGUUCUCAUGAUGCUGCAAACAGCUUAUUGAUAGACUGUCAAGCAUCGGCCAUCGGGGUCCUGACCACCAGCUUAUGAUUCACAGGCCAUUGAUUAUUGUGAUGGAGGAUGGGGGUUGAGGACAGGUUCUGCAUUUUCCCACUGAGCCGAUGAAUUUUGUGUCCGACAUCAAACAGCAUCAAUUGCUCUUCAUCUAUGGAUGUGGGAGAACCUUUAUAAUUUCUCUCUGAGAUUGAACCGGGAUGUGGUGGUUUGGAUAAUUAACUUUUCUUUCUGCCUCUCUCUGUUUCUUUCUUCCCAUCCUUUCUUUCUAAUAAUAAAAAAAUCAACACAAUCAAUCACCACACACUAAAUCCACACAUAUUCACAUAACAUGUAUUCUAACACAUAAGCUGGAAAUGCAUGUGUGGCCAUGCCCCACAAAAUAGGACGCAUCAUCGAAGGCAGCCCGGCGGACCGCUGCGGGAAGCUGAAAGUAGGGGACCGAAUAUUGGCUGUGAACUGCUGCUCCAUCACCAACAAGUCGCAUUCGGACAUCGUCAACCUGAUCAAGGAGGCCGGGAACACAGUCUCUCUCAGGAUCAUCCCGGGUGAUGGUGAGGCCAUUUUUUGAAGUGUUGUUCUUACCUCCAGCCUCACAUGGCUGUUCCAUAAUGCAGCACGGUGCAUGAUGUGACUUAUUCAUGCAUGUUGUGGGAAGGAAAGGGCACCGCUGCUCUUCACAGGCAAGAGCACUUUCCAUCAGGGUGUGAACCCUGGUGUCUCAGAGAGUGAGUCACUGAGUGGGAAGAAGGUGAAGUUGCCCCCAGAAACUACUCCGGCGCUUUUACUAUUCUCCUUCUCCGUCUCUCAUUUUCUUCUCCUUCUUGUUUGUUUUCUUUGCCAGAUGUUGUACCAUUUGCAAUAUUUUGUCAGCUUGAAAGGAUUAAAAAAAAACACAGCUCACAUUUAAUCAAGCACUUCCUGUUGGUUUUAAUCUCUCCAGCUUAGCUAAGGAAAGGAUGUGGAAGUGCAUGUUAUUGCUGUACAAGCAGUUUGCAACCUAAAGCUCCACAUUCUGGGUAAAAUAUGUCAAGUGCUGUAACAAGGGUGCUUGCUACCGGCUUAGCUGCUAGUCCACCAAUGAAAUCACAGAACAGAACUUCACCCUAAUACCCUCCGCAGAGACAGAAACUGAUGCUUAAUUAGGACAGGAUGUGAGAGAAGAGAGAACUGACACAUUCGCUAUCUCAUGGGCUUGUUUGUGACCAUACACAAGUCAAGGUUUUCUCCUGGUAAACAUGGCACAGCCUUGUACUAGAUUGGAACUUAUUGAUCCAUAUCUGAAGAUUUAAGACGGAGUUUACCUUAGAAAGAUGGAGACAUGGCUGCGAGGAAGUUAACGAGAGGAAAAGAGCGAAUGAGGAGCCUGAGAUAAAUGAGUCAAGCCGAUGUUCCUGCGUGUGUUAUGUGUGCUGCAGCGUUCUUGUUGGGGGGAAAAGAUGAAACUGAUGAAAGGCAAGAGAAGACGGUUGUUUCGUUUCCCUCCCGGAAAAGCACAUGAAACAAAAUGAUGCAAGGCACUAGUUUCUUUCCGUCUUUAAUGCUGUUUUUCUUCCGUGCGGUUUGGGGGCCGGUGUUGUCUAUGAGCAAAUGGCAAAUGACAACAUCACAGGCAGUUAGCAUCAGGUUGAAUAGUGUAGCCCGUGGGCGGUGCAGUGGACUCCGGACAGUUUUGCUCUCUAUAGUGUCUUUUAAUUCACCCUAAGCCAAAAAAAAUCACAUUUAUUUCACAGAAACAAGUGAGUUAACUUUGUUUAGCUGUUCUUUUCCUCUCAUGUUAAUUUCCUCUUUCUUUUCAGAAUCUUCCAAUGCUUCUCUGCUGACUAAUGCUGAGAAGAUAGCUACCAUCACCACCACACACACACCUCAGACCACAGAGACUCGGUAGGUGAUAGUGCAUCAGUUUUUAAAAACCUGUGACAGCGGUUUUUAGUGGAAUUUCUCUAAUGCAGCACAAUUUGUAUUCAUACCGUUUUUUAUCUUUUUUUUUAAAGGAAUAACUCAAAGUCAAAAGGAGCGCCUCCUCCUCCUCCCACACAAACUCAGACAUCACAGGUAAGAAUAGAUGUUUUUACAGCACAGCUAAUGAUCGUCUGGGAUUCAUAUCAAUACAUCAUACCUCAGUUAUUAGUCAUAUACCAUUAUAUGUAGCACAGAGAGAAACAAAAGAUAGUUUAUUUGUAGAGAGAUGCCUGAAUGUUAGCUUUAUCAACAUAAAAAAGUUUUGAGUUUUAUCAUUCAGGCAGUUUUUAAUGCAUAUUUUCAGGAUCCCAUAUUCACCGAUUGAUUCAACUUCUAACAUUUAUCUCAAAGUCCUUCAGUAUCUCUGAAACUUCAUCCAUCAGAGUGUGUAUAGUUUAUAAGUCAAGCUUUGCCAGAGAAAAAAAAGACACUUUGAGAGAUUUUACCUGUUUUAGAACGAGCUUUUGAUGAGUGGGGUAAUUUUGGGUCCAGCCCUUGUGAUGCCCUUGCUUAGAGAUCUGCAACCCCCCCUUACAGGCACCUGUGGCAUUAAUUAUUCAUGCAUCGAAAGGUAUUGUACUGCCAUUGACAUUUUGUGAGUUUUUGGCGGACAUUGUUUGAUUAGCCUUGACGUUUGGGCUCACCUUUUAUCUCCCCUGAGGACCUUGGAUUAGGCACCCCUGCUCCCUGGCACAUCUGCGAUUCUCUCCUCACUUUAACCUCUUUUUGUUUUUUAGGAUGCUGAGUUCUACUCUGUGGACCUCGAGAGGGACAGUAAAGGUUUUGGCUUCAGCCUGAGAGGAGGACGGGAGUACAACAUGGACCUAUAUGUGUUAAGACUAGCGGAGGAUGGGGCUGCAGUCAGAAAUGGCAAGAUGAGGGUAUGAGAAUGUUUAUACCUGAAAUUGCCUCCACAAACACAAAGCGUUGGUUUUUCUCCUCUUUUUGCUGUGCUGCACAUCUUUCCUGGCUAAAUUUCCCCCCCUUCAAAGCUCUGAUGUAACACUGUUAUUAGCUAGCUGUGACCUAACAUGGCCUCUCUGUUUAGGUCGGCGAUGAGAUCCUGGAGAUUAAUGGAGAGAGCACAAAGAACAUGAAACAUUCACGAGCCAUCGAACUGAUCAAGAACGGUGGUCGGAGGGCACGGCUGGUCCUCAAACGAGGAGAUGGAUCUGUACCUGAAUAUGGUAGGUGAACAUGUCGCAACAUGUCCCACUGCUAAUGUCAGCUCUAAAUUCUUAUUAUAGCUGUGGACGCAAACAUCGUGGGCUAGAAUAAAUCUUUCUGAAGUAGAUUUUUGGGAAUUUAUAACUUUAAAUGAUAAACAUCAAAUUGUAAACUUGUAAAAAUGACUUUAAAGCCACUUGUUGUAGAUCCAAAAUGAUCGGAGAAUGAUUGUUUGCGACAAAAGCAUGUUUUUUUAUUUGUUCUGUAGAUCUGAAGUGAAGAUGUUUUACAGCUGUUGUGAUAUUGUCUCUCUAGAGCAGUAUGCUCCGCUGAUGGAUGAUUCCUCUCUCAGUUCUAUAGUUGUAUCUCUCAGCAUUAUUUUUUGUGUUUUCCGGGGUUUAAUCUCCACACAGUCUCUUCCUUUCUCAGAUGUUUUGUUGGUGCUAUAUAAAGAAUAAUGUGUUCUUUUUUAAAUCAGAACCCUUCUUCGCUCUAUUGAGAUGCAGUGUAAAACAGCCUCUUGUCUGUUUAUUUGUUUUCUUCUCUCUAUUCCUCCUCCUUUCUCUCUGACCGUCUCUUGUCGCUGGGCUCUUCCUCCUCUCUCCAGCGAUGAUGGCUCCUCAUCUCGCUGUUGGUACAAUGAGGAAUGACAAGAUGGGAGAGCCCUGUUUCUACCUAAUGGGCCAAAAUCAGACCACGGUUUGUAGCCAAAAGUCUGUCCCAAUCCGCGCUCCCUCUCAUCUUUUUCCUUUUGAGUUUAUCCACCUUUCCUUUCAGCUCAUCCCUACCUCAAUCCCACUCUGUUUGUGUUUGCGCGCAGGUGUGUGAACAUAGUGUGCAUGCUCUUCGUCUUGUCAUGCCUGAGUUAAACCCUGCUGAAUUCAACUUCAGUGGAUUUGUACCCUCAAACCUUCCCGCCGCUGCCAGCUCACACCAGAUAUUCUUACUGGGACUUAUUUAAUGCCUUCGCUCAUCACAUGCUGCUGCCAUAGCAACCUGUUCUCUAAUUUGGCAGACCUGCAGCCAAACACACUCUUUUGUUCCGUUUUUUUGGUUUGUUCCCUCCAAUAAUGCACAUUGAGCUGUUCACCAUUUUGUUUUGAUUGAUUUCUUAGGUCUGCUGUGCUGUGUCCCGGUAACCCCCGCCCUACACUCGCCAAUGUUGUUGCUGACAUCACCUUGUGUCUCAACCCAAAGCCCCAUAGUGAAAACAUAUUGAAGUGACUAAACACUUCAAUGCACCCUCAUCAUUUAGCUUGAUUGUUACAGGGGACAACAUAGGCUAUGAAAGCUCACAUGUGUGCAUGGUUUCCAUAAACCUCUGCUUUGAUUUCCCGUCACCAAAAAGAAAAGUCACAUCUGCUGAAUACAGGAAUUUAUGUCACAUUAUUUAGCUUCCUGUUUCUUGAGUUAGGUAUGUCCAGCCAACAAACUUCUCCUUCUUUCUGCAGACGGCAGCAGUGACGGGAACCCUCCCACACCCGGGGCACAAAACACUCCGGAAGUGAGAACGCUGCCACCAAACAGCAGAUUUCACACCUCAUUGGAGUCCAGUUAUCCACCAGACCUUCACAAACCAUCACGCCAGGAGGAGGCUGUGCGUGGCCGAGGCAGGGACAGGAACAGGGACAGAGCUGGGCCAGACCAAAUGGACUACCAAGGCCGGCAGUUUAACCCCCACCAUCAUCACACCUGGAAUAACAAUCACAGUCAAAGUACCCCCAGACAGCAGUCUCCGGAUAACAGCAGUGGCAACAAGAAGAGCCGAGGCCGCAAAGUCAAGAAGUCAGAGUCGGAGAGCGGCAUCUCUAAACUCCUCAAGACUCUGAGGAAGGACAGCUCGGGGAAGAAGGCUGCAGCUGCAGAGAAACUGAGGGGAAAAGCAUCCUCGAGCAGCAGCUCUACUUUAGACGAUAAGUUUCGUCCGCAGCGCCGCGGCUCCCUUGAUCGCUCACCAACCCGCAAGCGUGGCUCAUCUCCUGAUCGCCGGAGGGCAAAGUCGAUGGACCGGAGGGUAGAGCGUGCCCAACGGGAUCGUACACCUGAAAGGGAGUACGAUGACGGGGGGUUCCUCGCAGUCACCCCUGAGCGAAAGCUCUACGAGCGGAGGCUCAUGAAGGACUCACAGAUGGCUGGGCGAGUCAGGGAGGCUUCAACCCCUGAGCGUGCCAACAACAUCGGGGAUUCCAUGUCUCUAUCUAGGGGCCGUACUUUUGAAAGAGCCACCAAGAACGGCAACCUCCUGAGAGACUCUUCCUCAGAGAGGAGGGAGGAGGGAUAUCGUAUGAACGGGACGCCAGAGAGGCGAUACAGAGUGGAACGGGACUCUUCCCCUGACAGCAACUACAGCCGGGACGAGCUGAACUAUGCAGCAGCACCCAGACUGAAGGACUACUACAGCAUGAUGAAGAACAACGCUGCACACAACAAUGCUGCCUACAACAACACAGGUCAUAAUAAUAACGCUGUCGGCCGCAGCCCCAACCAGCUCCCUGAGCCCAAGAGACGGCUGUACAAAGAAAGCCCCAAAGACCUCAGCAUCUAG
Messenger RNA from Xyrichtys novacula (pearly razorfish), 92584 nucleotides. The record is from the annotation of a GenBank genome assembly. Lineage: Eukaryota; Metazoa; Chordata; Actinopteri; Labriformes; Labridae.